This is a messenger RNA of Pelobates cultripes (western spadefoot toad), 89525 nucleotides long. The record is from the annotation of a GenBank genome assembly. NCBI's taxonomy places the organism in Eukaryota, Metazoa, Chordata, Amphibia, Anura, Pelobatidae.
CUUUUUUUCACCUAUCACUCUUAGGAUGUGAAACAUUUUGUUCCUGUAGCAAACUUUACCUGACAUUCAAAGCCAAACAUUCCAUGGCAUGACAGAGCCCUAAAGGGAUUCCUUAUUAGCCAUUGGCUGCUAGCCCCCAUUUUCUGCAUGCAACUGGCUUUUUUUUCUAUUGAAACUUUAAGCCCCCUGUGCAAAACCCCGUGUUCUCAUAUUACAGCUCCAUCCCCCCAUGCAGUGCGAGUGGAGUGUCUUCAGACAGUACAUUGAGAGCAGUGUGUUCCUCUGCUGGCUGGGUGGAACAUGGCCGCUGCUGUCUAUGCUGGAUAUACCUCUUUGCUCCUGUUUCCCCUGUAUUGCUCCCUGCUAUGUGCAGCUGGAGAGGAGCUCAGUAUAGAAGAAGUCAUUCUCCCUGAGUCCUCCCUGCAGAAGCCCAGUGUCCUGAUCGCCAUCAUUGCCAGGAAUGCAGCCCACACACUGCCCUAUUAUCUGGGCUGCAUUGAUAAAUUGGAUUACCCCAAGAACAGGCUUGCUAUUUGGUAAGUGGACAUUACAUCAUGUGAUUUAGGUAAGUUGUGGGUCCCCCACCCCAGCAAUACCCACAUUGAGUUAAUGCUGCAGUGGCAUUGCUCAGCAGUGAGAAUGGAGUCUGAUACUGACACAUUGUUACAGUUCUGGAGUGUCUAAAAGCUAUAUCCUCACCUAAACUCUAGAUCCUUGGCUAAAUUCUCAAUGAGGCUGGCUAAGCAUAAUGAGAGUUGGAGCUGCAGCAGGGGAUCUAUGUUUCAGACACCUUUGCUUUGGGCGUUUGGUAUGUAUUUACUUGCCUAUGUUGUAUAUAUCCCAUUGAAUUAGUGCACAUGUUGAGUUUGAAGUUAUAAGUUAUGCAAUAGCAAUGUAUGCUGCCCUACAUCAGUACCACUGUCUGGCAUCACAUUCUGGUAUUGUGUUUAACUGAUAUCACUCUAUUGCUCAUUGCAAGUUGAUAGUACAAGGUAUGUAACACGUGUGGUUUAUUUACUAAAGAGUGCAUUGUGGAAGAAAACUGUAGUGGCAAAAAAUAGCUGAAUUAAAUAAUUUUCCAACUCAGUUAUAGUUAGAGCUUAGCAAUUGUAGCUUACAUUUCACAAUGCAGUUAUCACUUCACUACAAUGUUGUGUUUAGUGUACAAACACCAAGCUUCUAAACUGUGCAUUGUGAAUUGUGUGCUGCAAUAAAGUACAUGAAAUUGGUGCAGUGUAACACUGCAACAGUGUGACUGGAAUAUCCUAGCACCCCUCUCCCCACAUUAUAUACUUUAUUGAAAGAGCAUAUACAAAUAUACAAUCAAAAUAUUACUUGGAAUUUUUUAAACAAGUGUAAGUGUUGCAAACAUCACAUCCAUUAAUGGGACAAAUUUAAACAGUAGAAGAACACAAUAAAUAGGAAAUGAUGAUUUUGGGAGAGAGCAAUAAACAAAACUCUGUAGGAGUGUCAGAAAGCAGAGUUUGUAAAAAAAAUAAAAAAAAAAAAAAUAAUAAUUUCGAACUUUUCUAUAUCUUCCAAAGGCUUUGAAAACAUUUUAUUAUCCUAUAUAUCUAACAUUGUGUUACUUACAGUGAUUUUAUGUUUAAGGGUCUUUAAUGCCAUGUCACAUAUGUGGUAAAUGUGAGACAAAUUCUAUUCUAAAUUUUAAUUAGAAUUUUUUUAUAUAGGAAACAUAGAAACAUAGAAUGUGAGGCAGAUAAGAACCAUUCGGCCCAUCUAGUCUGCCCAAUUUUCUAAAAACUUUCAUUAGUCCCUGGCUUUAUCUUAUAGUUAGGAUAGCCUUAUGCCUAUCCCACACAUGCUUAAACUCCUUUACUGUGUUAACCUCUACCACUUCAGCUGGAAGGCUAUUCCAUGCAUCUACCAUAUUCCACAGCUCUGUACAUUGGGCAUCAUUCCAUCACACUCUAUAUGGGUUUUUCAUCAGAUGCUUAGUUUAUCCAAAAGUGAUUUAAAAAACAAAAACAAAAAAUCUUUCAUAGACCAGACAGAUUAAAAAAACCCCCAAAAAACAUAAAUAGAAAAAUCCAUCUGUUUCACGUACAGACUUGACUUUUUAAUUUCUCACAUUUACUGAAGCUUCCGGUUGCUGUGAAAUUCACUCAUUUGGAUUCUUAAGUCUUGUUGAAUGUGCCUGUUUGUUUCUAUUUGUCAAAUAAAGAUUCUGAUGAUACUUUUAUAUAGAGCGUGACAAACUGCAACCUAAUAGGCCACAUUCUGCCAGGCAGUUAUGGGAGUGUUGGGAGUAGGCUCCUGUUUUGUGAACUAAAAAUAAGAGCUACUUACAUUGUUGGAAGUAAAUAAAUCAAAUAUUGACUUAUAUUGAAACUUUAAUAGAGAUAAUAAGUACUCAAAAAAUAUAAAAAAGCACCAUGUACUUUCCCACUGUCCCGAUUUUCCAUGGAAAGUCACAAUUUGUGACUUGUAUGCUGCUGCUUGGAAUUUUGUACCAGCACCUAUUUUUGUUUUUAAAAAAGACUCAAAUUUUGCUAAUGUGCUAGUAAAAACGACUUACUUAUCAGGUAUUUAAUGAUUUAGUUAUUAUUUAGCAUUUUUUUUUUAUGUUCGUUUUUUUUCCGCAGGAACAUCUCUAAAUGUAUUCUGAUAUAGGAUCCAGUGCCCAAAAACAAAAUAUAUGGAAUUUUUUUUACAAAUGUUGCCAAAUGGCAGGAGAGGAGAAAGUAAUUCCACUAAAACUUUCCAACACUGUAUAGCUUUGUGAAGAAUCUGUACUCUUUAGAACAGCGAGUAAUAUUCAGGCUAAUAUAUCAAUGAAACAAAAAAAGACACAAAAAGUAAACCCUGUGAAGCCCCUCUUUCUGCAGACAUGUUUUUUCAAUUUCACAGAUGUCAAAAUUCUUAAAAGAGGUGCUCACACAUUUUCCACUUAUAAGACAUAUGUAUUAUUUGUAGCCCUGAUUACAACAACCAGGGAGCAAGAAAAGAGACCGCUCCAAGUCUGUCUAAUUAUCGUCUCUAACAAUAUAUAAUUAUAAUAAAAUAUAACUUGAUGGUUAUAAAGAUUGCUGAUACUGCUAAAAGUUUGAAAAGUAUCCUAGCUGAAAAGGAAGCUGACUUAGAAUUGUUCCAUUUCAGCAAUUUUGGUCUAUAUUUUGGAAUUUGGUUUUCCACUUACCAAAAUUCACAGUUUAAUGGUAAUUUAAAUGUUUAAUUGGGCAAGGCACUAGAACCCUACUGGUAACACCAAUCGCAAGAUCUCUAAACCACCGGCUCACAAUCUAUGGAGGUUCCAUUUCGUUUACCCAUUAAACAUUGCUGUGGAGUUUUUGGGCGCUUUAAAUUGGAUCUGUCACUUUUGGGGGUCUUUACCCAUUUGCAAAGACUUUCAAAAGUGACAGAUUUGAUGUGGGUUCCGUGGCCACGGGUUGCAGGGUAGGUAAUGCCUCACGGAUGCCACCAUCUUUGUCCAUGUCAGCUCUGUACUCUCUUUGUACAGGAUCCUACAGGCUGGGAUCAUUGGUGACCUCAGGAUUGGUGAAGUUGGCUAUAUUUUUAUUUUAUUUGUUUUUAAGUCAUGUAUAAAUAAAUGCGCUGUUAAGUUUUAUUGUAUUGGCGUCCUGCACUAUUUGCCUCCAUCUUUAUUAUACAGAGGUUCUCCCUUGGCAUUUGAAAAUGCCAACCUCAGAUUUGUCCAUAAGACAAAGUAGUCCAUACUUUGUCUUAUGGUAUCUUUGGAUUGCGUUGGAAUCUUGAUCAGUAUUUCAUAAAGAAUAUAUAUUUAUGAUAUACUGAAAUGUGACAGAUCCACUUUAAAGGACCUCUAAGGUCACCCAGGCCAUUUAAUCUACUUGGUGCAGAGGUGCAGUCAUUUUAACCCUGCAAUCUAAAACAUUGCAGUUUUUUUUUUAGAAACUGCAAUGUUUACAUAGCAGGAUUAAAGGGACACUAAAGUCAUCAGAACAACUACAGCUAAUUGCAUUUGUUCUGGUGAGUAGAAUCAUUCCCAUCAGGCUUUUUGCUGUAAACACUGUCUUUUCAGAGAAAAUGCUGUGUUUACAUUACAGCCUAUUGAUAACUCCACUGGCCACUCCUCAGAUAGCUGCUAGAGCUGCUUUCAUGGGCAGUCCUGCUAAUAUGCAUCACAACAUUCAGUAUCUCCUCCCUCUGUAUGCAGACACUGAACUGAUUCAAUUCAUCUCUAUGAGGAGAUGCUGAUUGGCCAGGGCUGUGUUUGACUUGUGCUGGCUCUGCCCCUGAUCUGCCUCCUUCACAGUCUCAGCCAAUCCUAUGGGGAAGCAUUGUGAUUAGCGCAGACAGCUUGCUAUUCUGAGGCAGACAGGGGCAGAGCCAGCAGCUUCAAGCUUGAAUACAAGUAAGAUUGUACUAUAUUUAGGGAGGCAAGAGAGGGCUAGGGGGGCUAGAUGGUGGUUUUAACACUAUAGUGUCAGAAAUAUAUGUUUGUGUUCCUGACCCUAUAGUGCUCCUUUAAAUUCACUUCUGUUGGCUGUCAUGAUGCUUCUGCGGCACUGUUUGAGUAAAGGUCAGUCACGUGAUGUGGAAGCUCCCAUAUGAAAGCAUUGAUGUUUGCCGCGUAUGCACAUCAGGUCCUCCAUGGGGAGAACUGUAUUGGACCAAAUAUGGAGGAGGCCAUGCCACCCUCAUGACAUCACAGGAUACAAAUGGCCUUGGUUUUGGAAAAAAUUUAAGUAAACAUUUCACUCUAUUUUUUUGAAUGCGCACAUGGGUCGGGGGGGACCUAUAUUACUGGGGACAGUGACACUAAAGCAUUAAAGGGAUACUAUAGUAACAGGAAUACAGCUGUAUUCCUGACACUAUUGAUCCCCCUGCCUCCCCCCGCCCUCGCGCACCUCCGCCCGGGUAAAUAAAGGGUUAAAAACCCUUUAUUUUCUUACCUGAUCCCAGCACUGAUGUCUCUCGGCACCAGGCCUUCAACUGCCGCCAACGUCCCAUGACAAGCAGGCGCUAAUGCGCAUUUGCUGCAAAUGCUGUGUGCACAUUAGAUCUCCCCUGCUUUCCUUAGGGGAAAAAUCUGACGCUGGGUGUCCUCAUGUAGAGUGUGAGGAUGUUCAGCGUCAGAUACCGGAUCUAAUGUCUGUUUCAAUCCAGGAAGCCCUCUAAUGGUUGUUGUGUAGACAGCCACUAGAGGCUGACUUAGUGCUGCAAUGUAAACAUUUGUUUAACAUUUUCAGCACUUUUUAUGAAACCAAGAGCUCUUUUGUAGUUUUUUUCUCCUAUUUUACUCUUAUAUUGUCUGUUAUUUGUAACAAAGCAUGAUUUAAUGUCACAUUCUUGGAAAGAUCCCUCCUACCCUCCCUCCCCCCCAUGUUGUAACUUUGUAAAGUUAAAUGUUCCAUCUUAAAUAGAUGAUCAUUUGGUCUUCUUUUACUAAGUAUUGUAUUUAUUAAAACUGUGUCCUUUUAUUUCACUUUAUAACUAUGUUUCUUUACUGGCUGGAGAAGAUGAAGAAGUUGAUACAUCUUGAAUUUUUCCCUAUCCCUAGAUGUUCAGAAUUUGAAAAAUAAUACAACAAAAAACAAACUACAUAACCCUACUGCUGAACAGUAGUAGAUUUAAAGGGAGUCUGUGCGCCCCUCAUCAUGUCUGAAAAAUCCACAUUACAUCAUAGAUUGAAUAGGCUCCAGCUCCCCUGUAAAAAAAAUUAAAAAAUUAAAAAAAAAUAUUUAAAGAAAGAACCAGUUGGGCAGUAUUGCUCUUAAUCGUAAGCAAUACGUAAAAUAAAACAAUAUUUAUUAUAUUUUACACCCACAAUAUUUUUUCACUAAACAGCAAAUUAAGAAAAUUUUCAUGUGUAUUGCACAUUUUUGAAUAAACUACCAAAACUAGAAACAUCUCCCCAACUCAGUUAUUUUUCCAUAUCAGCUAUUGUGGGAUACAGUGCCCAAUUCCUUUGUCAAUUCCACACAGCAAAUAUUAACUGUUAACAAUUUUGUACUAUGUGUACUGCCAUCAAAAUUGUUUCUGUGAUGUGGCUUCUCUACAGAAUUCUUUUGCCAUUUAUCCAAAUACAAGCAUGUCUAUAUGUAGUGUAAAUGGUCCUGACCGAUGCCACAUAAACCCUGGACAGUCAGUAAAAAUAUACAAGGCAGCGUUUCAUUAAAUUAGAUGCUUAUGGAAAUUAUAGAACAUUCUGUACUUUAUCUGUUUAACAGCAAGCAUGUGUGCUUAGGAACACUUUCUAUAGUGCAGUCUUCACUGACAUCACCUAACACGGUGCUGGGACUCCAAAUCAUUCUGAAUUACAUUUCCCAAAAUGCUUAGCCAGCCUCCAGAGUUUGUCAAGAUUAGCCAUAACCAAUGUAAGCUAUUACUUUACCCACAAUGCAUCAGGCUGUAAACUAUAAAUGUCGCUUUUGAGUCGUAUAAUUUCAGUGGCAGAAUUGAUAGCUUUUUGAGUUCUUUUUAAGGGUUCUUGCAUAAUCAGUAUUGUGUGCCAAAGACCACUGAUGUUUUGCAUGUUCUGUAUUAUGAAACAUGAGGAAUCACUAAAGAGCUUUAGUUACAUCCCCAUCGUGGAGCACAAAAGGGGGCAUAUAAGUAGGUAUUUAAUGAUUAAACAAGAAACACAUAUGGGGACAAUAUUUCAGCACUAAAACUCAAGAAAUUUAAAGAAGAUACAUUUUCUUGGGAAAAAAAAGACUAGUAUUUUAAAGCAACAUUUAUUGAACUUGAAAUAAUUAAAGGGAAACUAUAGUGUCAGGAAAACAAACUUGUUUUCCUGGCAGUAUAGCUUCCCCCUCUGUCAAGGCCUCUGUAAUAACCCCUUCUGUCACUUACCUGCGACCAGCGCCGAUGUCCCUUGGCGCUGGCUCAGCUCCGCCCAUGCUCCUCUCCGCAGACGUUAUCAGGUGGUGGAGACCUAAUGCAAUGCCCGUGAUCGCAAUAGUAUUUCCCCAUGGGAAAGCAUUAUUCAGUGCUUUCCUAUGGGGAUUCCGGUGAUGUUGGAAGUCCUCAUGCAUAGCGUGAGGAUGUUCAGCGUCAUUUAGACGACCAAAAGUCGCCUAUCCACCCAGAAGUCUCCCUAGUGGCUGUCUAGCAGACAGCCACUAGAGGAGGAGUUAAUCCUGGCAGGUUGUUAUUGCAGUUUAUAAAAACUGCAAUAAUUACACGCUCAGGGUUAAGGGUGAUGGGAGUUUGCACCCAGACCAAUUCAAUGAGCUAAAGUGGUCUGGGUGCCUACAAUGUCCCUUUAGUAUUUUAUUUACUGUAGCUAUGAGUCUUUGGGUGCCAUCUCCCUCUUUGUUUUGUUUUUUUCAUACUGUUUUUAAAGGAAAACUUCAACACGGGUGUGGAUUAAAAAAUAAAUAAAUCUACUUAUUAAGGGAAUGAAUCAGUAGCCCAAUCUACUUUCCGUUAUAAAAAGUUACAUGUCCUGACACAAAAUAAUUUCAGUUACAAAGAUUGGGACCCCUGGACAAUGACAGCUAAACUCUGGAUCUUCACAAAUGAAAUCUGAAUGGGAAACACGAAGACAAAAAUAGCUAAUCUGGAUACAUUUUCUAACUCCGCUAUAGUUACACCACUGUUAUGUUUGCCUCAGUUUUGCAAUUUUGAUUUAUAUUACACAAAAUCUGAGUAUUUGAAUUACCCUGAGUGUCUCUUCCUCUGCUCCCUCCCACAGUCCAUUCCUUUGAUAUAGUGUGUGGUGAGUGCAACUGUGUUUGAUGUGCACUGGCUGUGUGUUAUGUGUGUGCUGAUAGUGUGAAAACUCUGCGUUCUGGCUGUAUGUGUGUAUAGUGUGUUUUGGCUGUAAGUGUGUGUAGUGUGUGUUGGCUGUAUAUGAUGUAUGGCUUUUUCUGGCUGCAUGUGAUGUAUGUAUGGUAUGCUGGAAGCAUGUGAUGGAUGUGUGUGAUGUGUGUGUGUGUGUGGUGUGCUCUGGGUGUAUGUGAUGUGUGUGCCGGAUGUCUUGUCUAAUGGCUAAAAGAAAAUCUGGAGAUUAACAGAAAUUGCAGUAACUUCAAAGGGGUGUAUCUUUUUUUUUUUUUUUUAAACGUUGUAAAUGUAUCAAUUUAAUUAAUUAUUUGCAUUCUGUUAUAUAUUGAUUUGUAUUAAUCAUUACCUCUAUAAGACAACCCCCUAACUGUCAGUCAGCCAAUCCAGAAAUUACUUACAAACACUGCACACGGAGUAAAGAAGGUUCUGACUGGAGAUUGCUACUCAUGGUUCAACUGUUCGCAAAACAUUACCCAGUUCACUAAAUGGGGAACUGGACUGUAUGCAAACUGACAGCUGCCCAUGUAUAGAUAUCAAUUUGCAAUGCUGUUCCAAUCAUUGUAUGUGAUGACUGGCACUGUGGAUGGGUUAUAAACUCCUUUCCUUAUAAUCCUGCUGGACUGGGCUUUAAAGGCAUAAAUCCGCCUUGACUGAACAGAAUGUGACACUGCAGGAUGCGAUUUUGUUUAUUUGUAAUUGUUUUCAUUAAUUAUUUUGCAAUAUUAUCUGUAUAAUUGAAAAUAUGAGCUUUUGUUCAAAAGGACGCUAUAGGCACCCAGACCACUUUAGUACAUUGAAGUUGUCUGGAUGCAGUGUCCCAGGUCCAUUAACCCUGUAAUUGUAAUUAUUGCAGUUAGUAACUGCAAUAAUUACCUUGCAGGGUUAACUCCACCUCUAGUGGUUGUCUACCAGACAGCCAAUAGAGGUGCUUUUGGGUGGUCAGUCGACUCAUGCUAUGCAUGAGGAUAUCCAGCGUCAUCUAAAACCCCAUAGGAAAGCAAUGAGCAGUGCUUUCCCAUGGAUUAGUCCUAAUGUGAGAACGGCACUCGCCGCAUAUGUGCAUUAACCCCCCCCCGUGCCCCCGCUGGCUGACGUUGGCGGAGGAGGAGCCUGACCCAGGUAGUCAGGUAAGUGACAGAAGGAAGGGGGGCAUUUCAUAGCACUAUAGUUUCCCUUUAACUGUACAAUCCCUUUAAACUCACACUUUACAUCAGCACUUUCAGACAUUUUUUGACAGUGAAAUAGUCAAAGGAAAGAGGAAUGGCUUUUAUUAAAAAAGAGAAAAACUAUAUUCCAUCUUUAUUUAAUAGAAUAACAUUACAGUAUGGAAAGAAAUCGAGACACACCUGUUUAUUAAAUCUGAGUGUUAGGAUCUUUCAUCCUGUCCUCUAUAGGGACUGUUGAACUAAUCUCAGAGCUAAAAUUAUUGAUCAAGAUGUUAUGGAACCUGUGGCAAAAUAGGUGCACUUUUACUGACCUCGGAAAACACUGCAUUCCGUCUACAAAACGCACAAUCUUUAGCCAACUUCUGAAGGAGAGUCAGUUAAAAAGGUAGUUUGGGUUUCCUUCAAGAUGGUUGCUUAAGGCUGUAACUUUAUAUACUCACUAGUAGUCGUCUAUCGAAAAAAUGUAACCCAAAGAACAGAAACAGAUUUAUGAUAAAAAAAAAAAAUCUGACUUUAAGUUGUGUUGCCGCUUAUGGGGUCCUUGCAUUUUUUGCUCUCCCCCCUGCCCCCACCGAGAUAACCUUUAUUUCUUUAUUUGUUAUGGUGGCAUCCGUGGGUGGAAUAGUAAAUAAAGUUUAACUACCUGAUGCUGUCUUCAUCAUGGAUGUCUUCAUCUACCAAGAGUUGUGUCAAUUUUGUACUCUCGCUCACAGGAAAUAGUCCAAACAGAUAUUUGUAGAAGGGAUCUUAACAUAAAUCUUUUAUGGAUGCACAAUUAAAUGUCACACAUCUACACUGCAUCUCUCACGAUGAUGCAUGUUGGAAGCUGCACCCCUUGCUACAUUUGUCCAAAAAUCGGAUCCUAUAUGAGAGAAAGUAGUCUCUACUAAUGAAUAUGUUAAAAUAAAUUCAAAUGUAGUCAGUAGAAUAUAUCUUUAUGCAGGGAAGGAUUAAAAUCCUUCCUGACCACAAUUUGACACUGCAGGAUGCAACUGUUUUUAUUAUUUGUAGUUGUUUUCAUUAAUUGUUCUGCAAUAUUAACUGAAUAAUUGAAAUUAUGAGUUUUUGUUUAAAGGGACACUUUAGCCAUCCGAACCAUUUCAGCUCACUGAAGUGGUCUUGAUGCACUUGAUCCCAGUUCCAUUAUCCCUGCAAUUGUAAUGAUUGCAGUUAUUGAUUAACUGUAAUAAUUACAUUGCAGGCAUAAAUCCACCUCUAGUGGCUGUCUAAAAGACUCAUCUUUUAAGAAUGUUUCAUUUUUUUUAAGGGGGUUUCUUUUUUGCCCAUCCCCCUUUGGCGUUAAAAUAUGUAUGUUAAAGAAUAAUUAAUUGCCUUGUUACUUAUCUUGUUUCUAAUUCCUACAGCCUACAGCUCUUCCUCUGGUGAUACCAGCAUCCAAGCUAGUAUCACCAGGAGUCUCAUCAUUUCGGCUGUGCCUCAUAGAACUGUCAGCAGCAUUUGAUUCCAUGGCCUAGUUCCAUUUAGUUCUGAAGGAGGAAGCGCCUCUAGUGGCUGUUUGUAGGAUUGAGAUGAAUGGUCUGGGUGGCUUUGGUGGUCAUUUAUGAGUGUAGUUCAUAUGCUGUCAGUUCUAAGUAAGUGAAUUAACCUAUUUCAAAAUCCCUACCAAAAGCAUAGGAACCCCAUCUUAGAACGUGUUGUAUAGAUUACAUUCUUUCCAUGGGGUAUAGAAUUAACUUUGCAUGUGAUUAAUUCUAUGAAUCCCUUAAAUGAAUACCAAGGCUGUUUCCACAUGUGCUGGACUUCUUCACCCGCCUAACACCCUGGAAGCUGUUUAAGACUAUACUAAACAUUCUGUUACUUCUUUUCAGGUAAUGCAAAUAUAAUUUUGGUAUGCAUCCCAUUUGAGAGCUGUUAAUGGCAAGUUAGUGACCAAGCUUGUUUCCCUUGCAUCAGCUGCACGUGUUGAGCAUUGCAUUUCAGUAUAAGAGACUUGUGUGCUGCUUAAAGGGAUUCUACAGUGUUAGGAGUACAAAGCUGUUUCUCAGGAAGAUGUCCAUGAGAGGUCUUGGCGCAUACACACUUGAAAUGCUUUUUGCACACCAAGAAAAAAAAAAUGAAAAUAGUAUUUAUCUCUGAAGGUAUCAGCGUACCAUAAAAAAGAAAGGACAGCAGUAUACAUAAAAAAAAAAAACAUUAAAAAUGAAAUCUUGAUUCCUCCUUCACACUACAUCAAAGGAAAAUGUGAAUUGAUGGCCAUGUAGUUUGUUUCAAACAAGAGAUGUAUUUGUAAUUCUGGACAUUAUUUAUCUCAUGCUUGUUUUUUUUUGUUUUUUUUAUAUUUAUAAUGUCUGAAGUCAUAGCGUCUGCUUGGCAACCACAGGUGCUCAACUGUUCUUCCAAGCCAAUAAAAUAUGUCCUUGCCAAGACGUACUUUGUCAUAAUUGUAUGUCAAUUACAUAAUCCUCUGCAAAUGAACCCCACCUUCAUAAGAGAAGAAAAAAACAAACCUGUAAAUCACUAUAGCAGUGGUUUUCAGCUGGCAAUUAAUUAAAACUAAUAGGUUGGCAAGAAUAAUGCAUGUGUCCUUAGCAAGUCUUUCAGUAAAUGUGAUAUUUAUUAUGCUGAUAGGUGUGCCUCUGAAUAUUUUUCUCUCAUUCAAGUGUGUUGUGGUCCAAAUAGAAUUGAGAACCACCACACUAUAAAUUACUGCAAUUUUACUAUAGAUUAAAGUAUUUAUUUAAAUUGUUACUCGAAGAACCAUUAACCCUCCAGUAAUUUGAAGUGGUCACGGUGCCUGUUCGUAUGCGCUGUGUUUCACCACCAAACUUUGCACAUAUGGAGUUUAACCUCUUUGCUGCUGGAGGUAUAGCUUCUAUACUCAGAUUUGCAUUAACUGAAUGAGAAUAAAUUGCAUUCAUAGCUGGCAGGAUUGGCAUUGGGCUCCUGCAGCUCUAUAGAAGCAAUAUACACUUCUUGGGUCAUAGAGGCCUCUUGACACCUGGUGAGGAACCAGGUAAGUAGGAAAACUAUUGCAAAAUGGUUAACCUCAUUAAACAUGGCACUAUAGUGGCAUGUUGUGGUUUUGAUGCUUGGAGUAACUGUUUAAGUCUUAGCAAAACACUAUAGUGUCUGGAAUUAAAAACAUAUAUUCCCGAUAAUCACGUCCUGACUUGGCUGUUUAGGUGUCCGGACCCCUCCAAUCUCAGUAACAAGGUUUAUUCCCAGCUUGCCCCUCCUGACUCUGCCUUCGUGGCUGAGAUUAUCAAUCUUGAUGAUCUCAUUUAACCCAAUACUAUCCAAUAGAAACACAUUGGGUGGCAAAAUGCUAAGUUGCACAAUUGAAUCAAUGCAUCUCUAUGGUGAACACUCAGUGUCUCCAUGCAGAACAUUUUUCACUGAAUCUUCUCUGCAGCCUGGUCCAACCCCACUGAAGUUAUCAGGCUUGUUGAUCAAUUUUCCAAUCAAAUGCUGCUCAUAGAAAAGCAUUGUGGACUUAAUGUGCAGCAAUGCUUCUCUAUGAGGCAUCAGAGGACAUUCAACGUCCCCAUGUAAUGAUGGAGGACAUCAAACAUCAAGCAUUGAGUCUGACUUGGUUCUCACUGUGCAUGCACCUUCUAGUGCAGGAGUAGACCACCUUCAGCACUCCAGAUUUUGUAUGCCCAUCACAUCUUGAGUGCCUAAGGUUGUCGACCUCCAAUUUUGUGGCUCUCAGUGUAAUAGGCACUAAUGAUUUGUUUGAAAAACACAAAUGUUUUACAUUGCAAGAGCAAACCGUCAGGGCCACAGCACCCAGACCACUUCAUUGAGAUUGAAUAGUCUGGGUGCUCAUAGUGGUCCUUUAUGAAUGUUAUGUAUUUAAACAUUUUUGUGCUUCCUGUCCUAAGAAACUACAAUUUCCAAUGGGCACAUAGCAGUGAUAAAAGUAAGCCUCUAAUUCUUAUAAGCGCACACACAUUCACACACACACUCACACACACACACACACACACACACACACACACACACACAAACUCACUUUUUAAUUUAUUUUCUUUUUAUUAGUAGUACAAAAAAGGUCCAAAGAACAGCACGGUUGUGAUACAUAGAUUAUUCUGAUUUGCAAUAGUUAAACAAAACAUUAAUAAUGGAUAAAACAUGUUACAUAACAUGUAAAACCAUUUCCUUUAUCUCGUACUAGAUGUUUUAAAUAUAAAAGAAAUCAAGGCUAUAACGCAGGGUACAGCGAUUAUUGAACAAAAAUGGAAAAAGGAAAAUAAUACAUUUCUUCUUUUUCUAAGCAAUAAAAAGCCAGGGCACUUAUACUGCUCAAAGGAGAGUUCUGUAUUCUUGAGAAGAGAAGAAAAAUAGUAAUUAUUUUCAGGUGUGCAACGAUAAAAAGUUGCAAUAUCUAUAUCACUCAGAAUUCUAUAGUUGUUGAGUAUAAAAGGUGGGGAAAGGAAACAAUUAGAGUGAAAGAAAAACAAAAUGAGUAUUUUAAAUAUAUUGAAGAAACAUGGGUAGGAUGUUUGAGAGAAGAGAAGACAGUAAGAGAAAAUAGUUGACUAGCAGCAUCGAGAAAGGGGGAAGAAUGGGAGAGAGGGGAACAAACAUGCAAUAUUAAAUAAUAAAAAAAAUACACACAAUGAGCAUUCAAUCAUAAAAAUAUGAAAAAAAUCAUAUGUUUUAUGGUACGAUUUGAUUGUUAAGCACAAUUCAGCCUCUCCUCAAAACAACUUCAUGUUAAUGACUUUUUGUUGUUGUUGUUAAUCUUUCUUUUAUUAAGGCACAUGAGUUGGGAUACAGAAUGAAGAAAGGGAAAUAUACAUGUCGAAUACAAGAUAGGGAUAUCACAGCAUUAACAUUAACAUGCAUGAUUAACAUUUCUUAGAUAGUAAUGCCUCAUUUUUUAUUUUUAAAGUAGUUAGAAUUUAAGCACGCUUGACUGUUAUGUCAGGUAGGUCAGACGUGGGUAGGUGCACAGGGGUAAGAUAGAGACAGUGGCGUACAUACCGCGGUCGUAGGGGGUCGAAUUGAUUUUUUGGUAUUAUAUUUAGCUUUUUAGGCGUCUGAUAAAGUUUGUACUCCUAUUAUUCUAUUUUGUUAUAUUAUACACAUGUGGUCUUUUCCACUGUAUUUAGUAUUUACAAAUAUAAAUCACACUCUUUUCCCUAGGUACAAAUAAUUCGGGGCUUGGCAACAAUGAGCUGUAUUGUAGAAACUAAGAGACAAACCCCUAAUUCUAUUACUAUAAUAUAUUCAAACUGUUAUUUUUUGAUAAUGUGUUUUGAUUAGUACAUGUUUGUUUACCUGUUGCAGGGAAAUUAAAAAUAAAUAAAUAAAAUAAAACAAAACAAAAGCACAAGAUGUUGCUCAUUAUAGAAUAAAGAUGUGUGAUGUAAUAUAGUUCUGUUUAUUAAACUUUUUCUAAUUUUCCUAUUUAUAUUUUAAAUAUUUUUAAGGUUUUGAAUACGGUAUAUCUCCUAAGUUCCCCUAUUAGGAGGAUCAGUCCAUAUUUUGAGCUUAAAUUCCUCUGUCCCUCUUUUCUAAAAGUCCCAUAUUGUUGUACCCGAGUGUAUAACAGAGCUCCACAGUAGUGAUUUCUGCAGUAAUGUGUAUUUUAACUAAAAUAAAUGUGUUCAGAAUUCAGUCUGUGUAAAUAAGACACAUUGUUUGUGGUCUAAAUUACAUUUUAAUUGCAUAAAUUGCUAUUCGUAAUAAACCUAAAAUUUCUCAGAACAGCCCCACCACUGGCCUCUUACUCACACUCAACAUUGUGUUUAGAUCACUGGUUUCCUUCUGACCAAUUCAAAAUGACGGAAGAUCCUGCAAAUUUGCUGCUCUGUGUAUUGUAUGGAGAAUUUUUGCCUCCAGUAAAGUGUGCUUUUAAUUCAUUUGUAGGUUUUAUUCAUAAAUAGCAGGAGAAGACAAUAAGGGUGACGUUGAGUAGUGGGGUUCCUUAAUGCCACCCAGCAGAAGGGCGGACAGAGUAAAUGUCCAUAUACAAUUGCCGUAGUGUGGGCCAGGACUUGGGCCAGUGGGAAUUAAAAAGAAACAAAAAGAGAGAAGGGGAAACAAAAAUCAGUGACUACGGAGAGGUAAAAAGUACUAUUGAAGGUGUUUUAGGCAAAUAAAGGUCAAGCAUAAUGGGCGGAUAAUAAAGAUUGGAAUGAAAAUGUAUAUAAGGGAAUGGAAAGAUACUAAAGAAAUCACAGUGUGGAAAAUUAAAUGAAGGGCCGAAAUAAAUUGGUGGGAGUGGAAAAAGAAAAGAAAAAUCAUUGACAAGUAUGGUGUAAAAUAAUAUUGAACUGUAACAUUUACUGCUUCUCCCCCCACAAUGGUUAUUAUCUGUUGGCCCCAUCUCUUGACUGACUUGCUGCCCCAUAGCCAACCAAACUGCCCUAUUCACCUUCUUUUGUUGCUUUAGUUGUAGCCACCAAAGAUAACUGUUUUUCCUCAUUUGCAUUUGGGUUUUAUUUCUCUUUAAAUUAAGAACAGGAAAAACCUAAAAAGAUUUGAUUGGUAUAGAAAAUGCAGUUGUAACAUCUGUGGAUCAUUACCUAGAGUUAGAACGCCCAUUGUGUCCCUAAACUAUUUCAGUGGGCCCCCACGGGCAUCCUAUUCAUUAGACUCUAAGCCAUCUAUGUUAUUAUAAUAAAUUGUUCACUGCAGAAGACUUGCUUCCCCAUGGGCAUUAUGUAAUACUUUUAAAAAAGUGGAGCGUCUGAAGGAACACUAUAGCAUUAGAAAAGCAAAUAUGUAUUUCUACCGUUAUAGUGUUCUUGUCCGUAGUUCCAUGUAGCCCGCCCCCCAUGCCCCCUGUGCCAUAAAAUUUAAUAGCAUCCAAAUUUUACUUACCUUUUACAGCGUCGAGGCUCUCUUGGAGAUACUCACCUCUCAGUGUCCCUCUCGGAACGUCCUUAAUAAGGCAUGGCCUCCUCCAUCAUAGAGGAGCAUUGGGGACCUGAUGUGCAUGUGCAAUAAACGCUCAUCAAAGCUCCCCAGUAGGAAAGCUUUGUGCUUUCCUCUGGUUUUCUGCAUCACGUGAUCAAGUUUUACAUGGUCAGAUCUGCGGAAGUUUCUCUAGGGAGACAGCCACUAGAGGUGGAUUUAACCCUGCAAUGUAAACGUUGCAGUUUCUAAAAAAACAAGCAAUGUUUUACAUUGAGGCAUUAAAUGGACAGAGCCAGUGGUGUACAUACCGCGGUCGUAGGGGUCACAGCUGCGACCGGGCCCAUCACUCCAUGCCCUGCGGACCCCUGCGACCCAUGCUGUUAGGGCAACCCGAUGGAGAUUAAUUUCCAGCUGGGAGGAAGUGACUGCCCGUCAGAGCAGGAACUCUGACUUCCACCAGCCUGAGCCACCACUGGACCCCAGCGAAAGUCACCCUCCUGCACCUAAUAGGUAGGAAACAGGAGGGUGACUUAAACAUUUUGUGUUUGUGUGUAUGUGUAUGUGUCUGUGUGUGUAUGUGUGUGUGUGUGUAUGUGUCUGUCUGUAUGUGUGUGUGUGUCUGUGUUUGUAUGUGUCUAUAUGUAUGUGUCUGUGUUUGUGUAUGUGUGUCUUUAUAUGUCUCUGUGUGUAUGUAUUUGUGUCUGUAUGUCUGUGUGUGUGUCUGUCGGGGGAAGGAGGGGGAGUGGAUCACUUUCGCACCAGGACCCCAUGAAUUGUGUGUACGCCACUGGACAGAGCCACUGCACUCAGGGCCACAUUGCAUUAAGAUAAAGUGGUCUGGAUGACUGUUAUAUAAUUAAUUUUACAACUGAAAAAUUUAGCACUGACCUAAUUUUAAAAUUUAGGCUGACAUUUAACACAAUAGUGCUUCAGUUAAGGUUAAGAACCACUGUUUUAUAUAGACUAAAUCAUUUACUUUUUUUUUCUCAAGUAUUUUCUAUAAAAAUAAAAAGGUUAUUCAAAGGUAUCUUCAGGGAAUGUUUAAGGGUUCUUUUAGGGAAUGUAUAAUGUCAUUUAUGGCAACCCAGCGUACAAAAUAUUGCAUAAUCUUGCCAGAUUCACAUGUUGCUUGGCUUUUACUAUGUAGUAAUGCAAGAUGGGAGCACUAUUUAUUGGGUUAACUAAUCUCUGAAAUGAAAAUGUUAGUAGUGAAUGAAACAGAGAUCUUUACCGGCCCUAACCACUAAGAAGCCCAGUCUUUGUGCACAACCAUCUGGGUAUACAGACUUUCUAGGAAUGUAAACAUACGUUGCGCAUGGGGGAUAUACAUUGAGUAUUUGGAUUGAUAUAUGAGCCUGUCUUGAGGUUAUGUCCUAAUUGCAUGCAGGAUGAGCAGAAACCGGUAAAAGCGACAUAAUCUUACAAUACAAAGGUGAAUGGUGCCCUUUAAAGAACCAGAGCGUUGGAAUUCCCAACGUAACUGCUUAUUUAAGUCUUUGUUUUUAUAUAUAUUUUUUUUUAUAGACAUGCAUGAGUGUAAUGUAUUUUAGUGUUUUUUUAAUCUGGUCUCUAUCUAUGAUUUAGGUCAAGUGUUAAGUUUUUUUUUUUUUUUUAAAUACUACUGUAAUGAAAGCGUAAUCAUGUAUACUGUGCUUACUAUUCCCAUGAGACUUGACCUCUGAAUUGCCUUUAGUGAAUACGAAGAUUGUAAAUGUGGAUCAAAUCCAGGAAUUUUCACCUGAUUUUCCAACUCUGGGGUCAGUUUGGAAAUGAAUGAAUUCUUUUAUUCAUGAACCCACUCUCUGGUGUGAACUCUGGAAAAUCUCAGGGACUCAGAAGUGUAAUAAAGGUUGAUGGACCCACUAUUUUCUUCUGGGACCUUCCUGCUUAGUUCAAUAUGACAAGUGGUGCAUACAAAGUGCUUCCCUGCAAUGUGUACUAUCCAUAUGCUGCAAAAAGUUAAAUCAAUUAGCCAAGAAGGGAAUCCCACUGGAGUUGCUGUAAAUUAUCAACCAAUUUCGCCCCUGCAGCAUGUGAAUUGUACAUUCUCCAGACUCCAGAGCAGCACUUUAUAUGCUCUACCCAACAGUACAUAGAAGUAAUGUGUGCCUUUGAGAACAUGGUGGAUCUGACAAAAUGGAACACUUGGGUAAAUAGGUAUGUCAUUCUGUAGCAAUAAUCUAUAAUAAUAACAACCAGUUUAAAUCUAUAAUAAUGAACAAUUUUGCAACAGUUUUACACAGUGUUUCAAAUGUAGUAUGUACACAUUCUACCAAAGUGAUAUUUUUAAACGGUAACUAAGAAAUAGUUAAUGUUUCAAAAAUAAAGAAUAUUAUCCUCCGUGCCUACGUUGGCGUUAAAUUGUAUUGUAAAUUCCUUAGCUAAAUCAUGAAAUUGGUGGUUUUGCUUUCUUUGUGGGUCUCAAAACUUCCUUUGAGGCAUGCAAGCUUGAACAAGGCUAAUCUCCAUCUUGUUGAGAAUUGUCUCACCCGAAUGACCUGUACGUUCCACCCAAAUGGAGAUAGGUUAAAGGUGUACUGGACAAUUAAAGGGGCAGUGCCAUGACAUUAUUGUGCAUUAUUUAUUCUAAAAUACAUACCUAACCCGCAUGUUACUUUAAAGACAAUGAUGUCUGUUCACACUGGAGAUCAUUCACUAGACUCUGAAUUAUAGCAAAUUGAAAUGGCAAAUAAUUAAACAAACAAAUGGCAAAAUUGAUCUUAUUUGUAAAACUCGCCCAACUCAACGAGACCGUUAAUUCACAGCUUUUUUUUUUGUUGUUGUAUAUUUUUAUGUAAAUUUUGCCAUUCGAUUUUAAGUUUGUUACAGUGCAAUGUUUAUUUAAUAAACCUCUAAAUAUUUCUGUAUCAAAUUAGGCCACUUUCCUUUUUAAUUUGGCUGUACAAAUUCCUAUGAGGUUUAUUUACUGAGUUAAAACCACAUUGUACUCAAUGGAUCACAGUUAUUUUCAAGUAGAUAUCAGGGCAGCAGUGAGACUUGCUUGCACUCAAUGAUGACUAAAAGACUAGUGUUCCUGCUGUUAGUAUAUUAAAUAAAAAAGGUAAAACUACUUUUUGGGUGAGUCAGGAUUCAUUAUUGAGUGAUGGGGGUGGGGUAAGUGGGGUUGGGUAUAGUAUUAGGGAGACAAACAAGGUUAUUCACUAAAGUGAGAGUUCAAUGUGAAUUUAAAAUGUAAAAUUAACAUUAUAAUGUCAGGAAUGCGAAUGACACUAUAGGUCUAAAUAGUCAUUUAGGUGGCCGGCCCGUUUGUCCCUUGUUUAAAGGAAUAUUUCUCACUUUUUUCCAGUGCAGUGCAGUUAAAUACCAUCGGCAGCGCAAGAGUUAAUUAUGGGACAUUAAAAAAGAUGUAAAUACAUAAGUAAAUAAAAACCCUAACUAAGAAACCCUAUAUACGGAAGUAAAUAAAAAAACCUAUACACCUCCCAAGUGUGAUGAUCCACUUGAACGGACACUGGUGAGGGGGGUAAUGUGGUCGGGACAGUGACUUCACUGGCUCCGACCAAAGGACAGCCUGGAUAGGGGGCAUGUCGACCCAAAUUACUGGCAGGUCAGCAUGGUGUGAAUGCACAUCAGGCUGCCUUCCAACCAUUUAAGGCCUGCCCACUGAGGGCCAGACCCUGAACCUAGCACAAGCACUUCUGAUGAUGUGUUCACUCUGUGGGGACACCAGGGAUCUUAGCAAAACCCCAGCAUUCCUUAUCUGUGAUAUAGCUAGCUCGCCUUGCUUGGUUCCUUACAAGAUCCAUAUUCAAACUGUGCUCCGAGGGAAAAACACUGAGUCAUAGAAAUGAUGUCAUACCCGUUUCAGGCGUCUGUACAUACAACACAGAGAGGAAAUAUAGACAGGUGCUGGAAUAAGUACAGACCUGUUUCCUUCUAUAUACCAACAGUGGGGGUGAGGGAGGAAAUGCACUUGAGGGGAAAAUUAGAGAAAAAUGUUAAUGUGCCUGGGGGGAGAGAAUGGGUUGUGAAAGGACAUGUGACUGGUAAGGAAGUGUGGCUGAAAAUGGAGCUGAGUAGAUGUGAAAGAGGUGUAUCUAAAUGUAAGAUAGGGGAUAUUAUAGUGGAGGGAAAUGAGGGACAAAUGUGGGUGAAAGGGGGCUAAGUAGGGUUUUGGGGUUAAGGAACCAAAUUAGUCACCAAAGCCAUUUACAAGACCCCCCCUCCCCCCCCCCCACACACACACACACAGUGUAAUUGGGCAGUGUAAGGAAAUCAAGUAUAGCUGAACCGCUUUGAUAAUCCCUCCUGCAAUGCCAGCGUCUAGGGUAGAUCCAAGCAAUGAAGUCCAUAAGAAAUAUAACAGCUUCCCAAGAUAAUCCCCUUGGUAAAGCAUACGAAUUCCCAAAUAACAGUCAGAGUCCAGAAUCAGGAUACAAGUAGAUCUGAGGUCUGGAAUCUCCAGCCUGCUUUUUAUUAGGGUUACAGACAAAAAAUACACACCCAGGGGGAGGCAUUAAAACACCAAUCAGGUACAGGUUACAGCCCCUACCUCCCUCCCCUCUGAUAAACAGUUAACUUCAUUAAAACGUGCACUAUUUUACCCCAGUUCUGGAUGUACCCCAAAAACAGGGGGUACACCUUUAAAUUGGGCACCGCUGGAUAGUGCUCACUUGUGGGGACAAUAUGUCAAAAAAUCAGUCCAUUCGGAUGAAUGGUUCGGGAGUUAUGGAGCACUAAAGUUUUGACCGACCGCACGGAUCAUCUAGCCGAAAAUAGUUCCAUAAGUUUUGGCCCUGCGGUCGGUCUCCGUUUAGGCGAAUAAAAAAAGACGAAAGUCCUGCCAUCCGUUCGCAUCUUCGUGGUCGUUGAAAUCCCCAUACGAAGUUGCAUGUAACUACCGAACGGCCGGUGAUUCGUUUUUUUCCGUGCGAAGUUCUGGAUGCAUGGAGGUCUCAGCGGUGUUCGCCUGUUUGCGUAUCCGAUUUUAGUUCCACGCGUUUGACGGGCAAACACCGCUGUUCGCACGUAAAAUGGCCGCGACCACGUGUAAAGUGCCGAAAUGGCGGCCACCUAGAGUUUACACGGGGAAUUCGCCUGAAUCCAUCCGAAGGGUAGAAAUUAUAGCUAUAUGCCGAAUUCCAGCUGAAUUGGGUGAAUUAACUUGUGCAACAAAGGUAGAAAUCCUGAUGAACGGAGUCAUUUCUUCACACUGCUCCCCUAUAAGUCCAUAGGUCGGCAUACCCGCCUAGACCCUGUCGGGUUGGCUUGGGGAUGUCCGAUGAAAGUAUGUUUUUAGGUGUCCAGUUCGGUCUGGCGGGACAGUCCAUCCGCAUUCCCAUUUUGUUUACCCGGACGGUACUGCAUGGUAAAAUUGUAUGGUUGGAGAGCUAGGCUCCACCGGAGUAGCCUGGGGUUGUCACCAGCUACCCGGUUGAGCCAUACCAGGGGGUUGUGGUCGGUCAUAAGGGUAAACGCUCGCCCAUACAGAUAGGGCUGAAGUUUCUUGAGGGCCCACACGAGGGCCAAGCACUCUUUUUCUACGGUGGCAUAGCUGACUUCUCGGGGCAAAAGUUUACGGCUGAGGUAUGCCACCGGGUGUUCCAUGCCAUCCGCCCCCACCUGGCUUAGCACGGCUCCCAGCCCAAACAUGGAGGCAUCUGUGUGGACGAGAAAUUGUUUAGUGUAAUCGGGUGCUGCCAACACAGGGGCCUCACUCAAGGCCGUUUUGAGCUUCUGGAAAGCGUCCGUGCACUCUGGGGUCCAGGAGACCUGUUUGGGAAGGGCCUUUUUGGUAAGGUCCGUGAGGGGCUUGGCCAGGGCGCUAUAUUCUGGGACGAACUUCCUAUAAUACCCGGCCGUCCCUAAGAAAGCCAGUACCUGGGUUUUGGUCCGAGGUUGGGGCCAGUUAGCUAUGGCUUCUACCUUAGCGGGCUCUGGGCGUUGUCUACCGGAGCCGACACGGUGGCCUAGAUACUGGACCUCGGCUAGGCCUACGUGACACUUGUCGGGUUUCAAAGUGAGCCCGGCGAGGUGGAUUCGUUCGAGUACCCUGGACACAUGACCCAGAUGGUCUCCCCAUGUGCGGCUAUAGAUGGCAAUAUCAUCUAGAUACGCACAUGCGAAGUCCUGCAACCCCUCCAGGAGCCUAUCCGCCAUCCGCUGAAACGUAGCCGGGGCGUUCUUCAUCCCAAAGGGCAUAACCUUGAAUUGGUAUAGCCCAAACGGGGUGACGAACGCCGACUUGGGGAUGGCCGCAGGCUCCAGGGGGAUCUGCCAAUAACCCUUGCACAGGUCCAGGGUAGUCAAGUAGUUCCCCCCCGCCAUACGAUCUAAGAGCUCAUCUAUUCUAGGCAUGGGGUAGGCAUCGGUUAUGGUACGGUCGUUAAGCCUCCGGUAAUCUACACAGAAGCGCGUAGUGCCAUCGCGCUUCGGUACUAGUACCACCGGGGAGGCCCAAGGACUUUGGGAGGGUUCUAUUACCCCUAGCCGUAACAUAUCCCUUAACUCGGUGAGCAUACUCUCACGUACUGCUUCCGGGAUCCGAUAUGGCUGUUGCCGUAGGGGCGUCUCUCCCUGGGUUUCCACACGGUGUACCGCAGCGGAGGUAUAGCCGGGGGUAGCGGAAAACAUCUCUCGGUAUCCCUGCAGCAGAUGGGUAGCCUCACCUUUCUCCAGGAGGUCUAAAUUUUGCCCCAAGCUUACUUGGUCAAUAGUACAGGGGGUGGUCUCCAGUAAGUCAGGCAGGGGAAGCCCUUCACUAUCCUCUGUGGCGGGGGCGCACACGGCGCCCACCUCCUCUGUCCUUUCAAAAUAUGGUUUGAGCAUGUUCACAUGGAAGGCUUUGGUCAGCCUUUCAUCUGAGCAUUUGCUCACGAUGUAGGUAGUCUCGCUAACCUGUUCCACUACCUUAAAGGGUCCCUGCCAGGCUGCUUGCAGCUUGUCCUUUUUAACGGGCCUCAGAGCCAGUACCUUCUGCCCUAAGUCCAGCACUCUAUCCUGGGCCCUCCUAUCGUACCACUUUUUCUGGUCCUCCUGGGCCGCCUGCAGGUUCUCCCGAACCGAUUCGGUGAGGGCCCGCAGACGGUCCCGGAACUCCAGGACAUACUGGACGAUAGGGACUCCCCCCUCAUCUGUAUUGCCCUCCCAGUGUUCCCGUACGAGCUCCAGUGGGCCCCGAACUUUUCUCCCGUACAGGAGUUCGAAGGGGGAAAACCCAGUGGAGGCCUGGGGCACCUCACGGUAGGCAAACAGAAGGUGGGGAAGGAAUUUUUCCCAAUUCUUGUGGGACUCUGUAAAAGUUUUUAGCAUCUGUUUUAGAGUGCCAUUGAAACGUUCACAGAGCCCGUUAGUCUGGGGAUGAUACGGGGCGCUGAACAGGGGUUGCACUCCACAGCUCUGCCACAGUUGUUGCGUCAGGGUAGCUGUGAACUGCGUCCCCCGAUCGGAGAGUAUCUCCUGCGGGAAACCUACUCGGGUGAAUAUCUGAAUAAGGGCCUCUGCCACGGUCUCGGCCUCUAUAUUGGUGAGGGCGACUGCCUCCGGGUAUCUAGUGGCGUAGUCAACCACCGUUAGGAUAAACUUUUUGCCCGACGGACUGGGGCGACUGAGGGGACCUAUUAAAUCCACCGCUACUCGGUGGAAGGGCUGUUCGAUGAUGGGUAGGGGGUGAAGCUUAGCCUUCCGAAGGUCUCCCCUUUUCCCUACCCUUUGGCAUACAUCACAUGUCCUACAAUAGUACUUUAGGUCCUGGGUAGCUCUGGGCCAGAAGAAGGUUUGAGUUAACCUGUCUCUGGUCUUUUUGACCCCUAAAUGUCCUGCUAGGGGAAUGUCAUGACUGAGUUUUAACAACUCAGCCCGAAAUUUACGGGGCACAACUAACUGUCUUUUUAUGACCUGGGUAGCCCCCUGUCCCACCCCCUCGGUUACCCUAUAUAGCAACCCCUUAUACCACUCAAAUUUUUCGUGCGGGUUGUUCUCGGGGGUAGCGGCCGCGGCCUUCCUAUAGCCUUCUAAUGUGGGGUCAGUACGCUGUUCCUGUUCAAACCCCUGGGGGGUAUCCCAGAAGGGUACGGGGGGAUCGGGUAAAGGGGGUAUUUCGACUCUUACCUGGUUCUCCUCAGAGUGCAGCGGAGCUUCCAGUCUGGCUUGAGCUCGGGUGGUAACCGGGUAGGCCUCGGCAGGGGGGUCUCGGGCUAGUUGGGAGGUUAGGCAUCCCACAUCAUUUCCCAACAAAACCUCGGCGGGCAGUUCUUGCAUAAUCCCCACCUCCAGUUGUUUAGACCCGGAACCCCAAUCAACAAACAUAUUAGCGGUGGGCAGUUUGUGAAUAGCGCCCCCAGCCACCCUUACAGCGACUGUGCGUCCGGUGCGAGCUUGUGCUCUGACCGUGUGGGGCUGUACCACAGUCAAAGUAGCCCCAGAGUCUCUCAGCGCCCGGGCCCCCACGCCAUCGACGGUAAUCCAUUGGCGGUGGUGGUCCCGGUUGUCCCCCCCAGCUUGUACUGGAUUGACCUCAUGUAAUACGCUCCACUGUUCUUCGUGGUUAAGGGCAGGGCCUGUGUGUUCCUGUUGCACACAGUGAGCAGCUGCCCUGGGUUGUUGUGGGGCUGGCCGUUCCCAGCUUCCCCGGUUUAAGCGAGGGCACUGAGGCUUGUAAUGUCCUGGUUGCUUGCAGUAGUGACACACUGCAGGAGGUCGAGGUGUGUUUGCUGGGUUCGGUGGGGGGUUACCUAUGGCAGGUCUAGGUGGAGCCGGGUUUGUUGGAGCUGUGUACUGAGGCUUAAAUGGUGGUCUGCUCGCCCCUGGCUCCUUCCUCCUGUUAUCCUGGUACUCGUCCGCUAGCCUAGCGGCCUCCUCCACGGUUUUUGGUUUCCUAUCUUUUACCCAGUCUUUUAUGUCCUCUGCAGUAUGAUUAAAAAAUUGCUCCAGUAUCACUAGUUGCAAAGCUUCUUCUAGGGUGGUUGCCUGGCAGCCCUUCAUCCAAUUGCGGGCUGCCCGCUGCAGGCGAAAAGCCCAUUCCGUAUGGGAAUCUCUCCCAGUCUUUCUCAGGUCUCUAAACUUUUUCCGGUAUGCCUCCGGAGUUACCGCAUAUCUGGCCAACAAAAUGUCUUUUAUUUUCUCAUAAUUAUGUAUGUCCCCCUCAGGUACUGCUCGCAGCGCCUCGGCUGCUCUACCUGACAAUUUACUGCUGACGACUGCAGCCCAUUUGGUGGAGUCUAAUCCCUCCAGUGCACACUGACGUUCAAAGUCUUGCAAGUAACUGUCAAUUUCCAUUUCAUUGUCAACAAAUGAUUUAAACGCUGCAUAAUUUACCUUCUUUGGUAUUUCCCCAAUACUUCUCGGGGGUGUAGCAAAUCCCCCUGUGACGCUCUGUCCCGGUCAUCUCGCUCUUUUUGCGCUUGUCUGGCUUGUGCUACGACCUGCAGUAUCGCCUCUGAGGAUGGAUUGGGUCCCAAUAAACUGAGUGUCCAUCGGAUGUCCUUUUGCAUCACGGUUUCUUCCUCUUGGUCCAUCUCUAUAUUACUGGUAUUAUCGCUCUGCCUUAACUCCGCAAUUAUCGUGGCUUUUGUUUUGUUACUUGCCACUCUGCCUCGAGCUUCCAGUAAGUCCUUUAGCGUGGUUCUUUUAAGUAGCUGGUACUGCUGAGCCAUUCAUUCCUUUGCUUGUUUUGAAAUGUCCAUUUGGGAUUCGAAUCCCUCCGCUUGCCACCAGUUGUAAGGAAAUCAAGUAUAGCUGAACCGCUUUGAUAAUUCCUCCUGCAAUGCCAGCGUCUAGGGUAGAUCCAAGCAAUGAAGUCCAUAAGAAAUAUAACAGCUUCCCAAGAUAAUCCCCUUGGUAAAGCAUACGAAUUCCCAAAUAACAGUCAGAGUCCAGAAUCAGGAUACAAGUAGAUCUGAGGUCUGGAAUCUCCAGCCUGCUUUUUAUUAGGGUUACAGACAAAAAAUACACACCCAGGGGGAGGCAUUAAAUCACCAAUCAGGUACAGGUUACAGCCCCUACCUCCCUCCCCUCUGAUAAACAGUUAACUUCAUUAAAACGUGCACUAUUUUACCCCAGUUCUGGAUGUACCCCAAAAACAGGGGGUACACCUUUAAAUUGGGCACCGCUGGAUAGUGCUCACUUGUGGGGACAAUAUGUCAAAAAAUCAGUCCAUUCGGAUGAAUGGUUCGGGAGUUAUGGAGCACUAAAGUUUUGACCGACCGCACGGAUCAUCUAGCCGAAAAUAGUUCCAUAAGUUUUGGCCCUGCGGUCGGUCUCCGUUUAGGCGAAUAAAAAGACGAAAGUCCUGCCAUCCGUUCGCAUCUUCGUGGUCGUUGAAAUCCCCAUACGAAGUUGCAUGUAACUACCGAACGGCCGGUGAUUCGGUUUUUUCCGUGCGAAGUUCUGGAUGCAUGGAGGUCUCAGCGGUGUUCGCCUGUUUGCGUAUCCGAUUUUAGUUCCACGCGUUUGACGGGCAAACACCGCGGUUCGCACGUAAAAUGGCCGCGACCACGUGUAAAGUGCCGAAAUGGCGGCCACCUAGAGUUUACACGGGGAAUUCGCCUGAAUCCAUCCGAAGGGUAGAAAUUAUAGCUAUAUGCCGAAUUCCAGCUGAAUUGGGUGAAUUAACUUGUGCAACAAAGGUAGAAAUCCUGAUGAACGGAGUCAUUUCUUCACAGGCAGUUUUCUAUAGAUCUGUAUAAUACAGUUGGUGUUUAUUGAGGCUGGACAAGAGCACACGGGACAGCACCCCCCAGUGUUUGUUGCAAAAAAAAAAAAAAAAUAUAUAUAUAUAUAUAUAUAUAUAUAUAUCUAUAACUAUUGGGGUGGUGAGUACUAAUGAUAUGUGUGUUCAAGAAUAAUAUUUUGUGUCUGUUGUGACAGUUUCACCUAUUAUCGAUGGUUGGAAAUGUCUGGAACUAACCAUUUGAAAAAAAUACCCCAAUAUCAGGAUAUAGAAGAGAAUUGCUUAGUCUACUCUAUUAAGACUUCUGAGUCACCCAUUUGUUUCCUAUUGAGCUGUCGGACCUUUAAAGACAGGCCUGUUCACUAUCUGUAUUCUAGCACUGUCAUUGGCUAAUAGCAUCAGGGGUGGAGUCAAUUCUCUUUUAAAGGGACACUAUAGGCACCCAGACCACCUGAUCUCAUUAAAGUGGUCUGGGUGCAAUGUCCCUGUCCACCUUAAUCAUUGCAGUUUAGAGAAGCUGUAAUGAUUACAUUGCAACACUAACACUGCCUCUAGUGGCUAUCAAUCAGACAGCCUUUAGGCUGCUAGGCUACUUUUGUGCGCCUAACUGACGCUGGAAGACCUCACACUCUGCAUGAAGACAUCCAGCGUCAUUAAAAUCCACAUAGGAAAGCAUUGCAGCAAGGGAGCACCUGAAUCGUGUGAGUACAGUAAGGUUUUUUUUAUAGCUUUGAAGAGGGCAUGACCUCUCAUUGAAUCAGGGAUUGAGAAUGUGGAUAAAUAAAAAUACCCCCAAAAAGUCAAGGGUAGAGUCUGCCCCACCAUCUAGUACCGCACCUGGACGUAUUGCUGUACAAAAGUAAAAUACAUUCUAGAUAAGGGGUGUGUAAGAUUGUAGAAACUAUUUUUCCCCCCAUACACACACCAACUAACAUGCAAAGAAACAUCUUAUUAACAGAUUCUAAAUUCUUAGAUUUUUCCUGAUUUUAAUUAUAAGUCAUGGAAUGGCCUUUAAUUAUAGGAUCUAUUUAUACUUGCUGAUCACAGUGCAAUUGUGCAUUAUGCUUUAUACAGACAUUUCAGUUUAGUGGUGACAGAUUUAAAGUGAACCUGCAAUCCAGUAAAUGUUUGGGCAUUCAGGCUAUUUAAUAUUUGAUCUAUACAUUAUACUUGGGAAGUCUCCUGCAAGUGUGUAGUUUAAAAGAUAUACGUACACCAAAAUAAUAUUACCAGAAGCAUAGCAACAGAGAACAAGAAGGUCAUAAUAUAAAUAUCUAAAUAACUUUAAAGCUGUACGUGUGCUUGUGUGCACAUUCUAUAGAUAAAACGUUUAUUCCAUUUAGAUUAAAGGGACACUAUAGCAUUAGGAAUAGAAAACUGUAUGCCUAACACUAUAGUGUCCGUCUGCCUUUUUCAUAUGUCCCUUUUCACACUGAUGGAGCUGGAUUGGUCUCCUCCUCCAGCGAUGUUCCAGCGAUGAUGCAUGUGCGUUAGAGCUUCCCCGUAGGAAAACAUUGAAUCAAUACUUUCCAAUGGGGAUUUGGAAGAUUGUAGAUGCCCUCAUGAAAAGCAUGAGGACAUCCAACAUCGUUUCAUGGAGUUAACCUCUAUUAGAAUCCAUGAAGCGCCUCCACUGUCUGGAAGACAUCCAUUAUAGACUGUCUUUACCCUGCAACGGUAACAUUGCAGUUUCUUAGGGUCACUUUACUCAGACCACUUUAAUGAGAUGAAGUGUUCUGGGUGACUAUAGUAUACCUUAAACAGAAAGUCCUCUGAAUUAUUACAGAUAUAGCUUAAACACGUUAAUGUAAAAAGGGAAGUACCAUUUCAGAUUUGUUCCAACUUUGCUGAAUCAUUUUAAAUACCCACAAAAUAUAAUCUGGCAUUGAUAUCUAGCAACACCAGGACGGCAAAUUAAAAUUAAGGCUAGGACGUGAAGGGAAAAUAAAUAUAAAAUGAAGGAACAUUUGGCAGGCAUAUGGUAAUAAUAAUUCUCUAAUGUUAUUCUGUAGGAUUAUAAUUUAGUUUAGUGCUUGACAUAGCAAAUACCCAACUUUGACUCUCUCUGCAUUUUAGCCCAGUCCACAUGAAGCUUUUGCGCACUUUCAUCUUGCAGAGCAUCAUGGAAUAUGUAGUUUGCAAGGUACCAACGUUUGUGAGUUUGUGAGGUACCAACGUGAGCAAUCACACAUUAUCUCUUUGCUUCCUUCUCUUAAUUUCUCAAUUUCCUCUGAUAUAGUCCUUUUGUGAUUUCCCUCCUUUCGUGUCACCCUUAACCAGGAAUUUCACUAUUUAACAUGUAUGUAUUAAUCCUGUGCUCCCUUACCACUGUCAGUUCUUCUGUCUCUGCCCUAGAUGCAUUUGCUUUUCCCUUUCCCGUUAAAUUUUCUCUAAUCCUAAAUUCACCAUUCUCCUUCCCCUCCAUUCAAUAUUCCCUUUCGACAAUCCAUCAACCUCUCUCCAAGCAUCUAAUUUUGCCUUCCUCUCUGCAAUGAAUUUGUUUCUCCUUUGGCCAUACAGCUCGUAUCUCAUCGUCAUCCUUCCCUCCUUGUAAUGUUCCCUUCCUCCAACCUUCCUACAGGAAGUUUUGCCCCUUUCCAUGACAUUUUAUAUAUCCCAUCGAUCUUAUUGCCCUACAAUUUACCUACCUUGUGUUUCUUAUAUUUGAAUUUAUAGCUCAUUUUAUUUGGUCAAUCCAUUCCUUUCUUCUGUCCCACUGUGUAAUCUUCCUUGCUCCCCACUCCAUGAAAUGAAUAUCCAUUUUCUAUGUGCAUGUCAUGUAUCUUUCCCCACUUGCCAUUUUUCUACUUAUCUCCUAUUGAAUGUGAUCCUUCUUACCUGCUGGCACCUGUUCCCCCAUGCAUGACCUCUUGAGAUAUCUAACUCUUGGACUUUUUAUUUUUACAAAAAAUUAACUCUUUCUUAAUUUUAAUGGGUUUCUAUAUAUGUUAUUUAGGGAUUUCCGACUUCAGCGUUUGAGGUUGUUAUAAUAUUUAUUUUUGAAUAUUGACCUCUACCUUUUCUUAGAUACAUUAAUCAGAAGAGAUAUUUCUGGUCUGGCCUUUUCAGGCACCUUGACCACAGACCUUGGCAGCCACAAAUGCAGACAGAGAAUGUGUGUGUUUUCUUAUUCAGUACUUGUGAUUUUCCAUGGAACUGAAAUCUGCUAUGUCUUCCCCUAAAAUACCAGUAAAAAGGUUUUGUUCUAUUAAAAAUAACAUCACGCACACUUUUUUUUAGGUUAUUUUGAGUAAGGUACUAAAGACAGCUCCUGUAUUCUGCUGGUAGGACGAAGAGUCUCAACAAAUAAACAGAUAUUUCCUGUUGCAAAAGAUUGAGAAAAAAUAUAGUCUGCCAUCUUUCCAAAGAACCUUUUGACUGCAGACAAAUUGAGAUCGGGGAAAAAAAAAAGAAAGUAUGACAUUUUAUUGAAUUAAUGAUUUUGUUAAAAAAAAAUAUGGUCCAGAAGACUGUUGAAUAAAUUUAACUGUACAAUUUUACUAUUGAACAUGUUCUUGCAAACAAACAUUAUGUUAAUAACAAAAUAUUAGUGCAAAAAUGAAUCUUUUGGCAAUGGCCAUCAAUGCUAUUUUGGUAUACACAACGUCUGCAAAACUUUGUCCUAUUCAUGCUCAGUUCAUACAAUUUCUUGUUAAAAAUAUCACACUGUUACCCACUAAAGUGUAUGGAGAAUUCAGAAUGAAUUCCUGGGUGUGGGAUUUAAAUCGCCUGAUGUGCAGAACAUGCAGUUCAGGGCACCGGACACAAAGUUUAAUUUAAAACAAUUUUAUCCCUGGCGCGGGCUAGUGGCUAGCAGCUUAGAGAGGAUUGUUGUUGGGCAGGGAUAAGGUGUGUAUCUCCCACAGGUACAGGGCCAUGCUGUGCAUGGCAGGGACAGUCUGCACAUCCACUGCUUAAACACGCAGGCAGUUGCUGGUAAUUUAAAUACGUAUUAGGACUGUACUGUGUGUAAGUGCCAGAGAAUGUGUAGUUUGUGUGUGUUUUUGCAUAGGUCAGUGUAUUUGUAUCAGAAAUAGUAUUAAAAUCACAUACAGCCAGCACACACCACACAAGCAACAUGCAGCCAGCACACACCACACAAACACAUUAUAUACAGCCAACACACACACCGCACAUUCUCACACACACAUUGCAUACAACCAGCACACACAACACAUACAAUUACAUACAGCCAGCAGACACAUGACAGACAACUGGCAACUACCACGAACACGACACAAAGGGAGCACACACCACACACACAACACACAGCCAGCACACACCAAACUCAGUCAGUACUCCCCACACACAAGAAACACAGUCUGCACAUACCUCACAAGCACUACUCACAGCCAGCUCUCACCUCACACACAACACACAGACAGAACACACAGUGCACACAUGACACACAGCGCGCACCCACCACAAAUGGGUAUAUCAAGUCAAAUGGGCAGACUGUGGGAGUGCGGAGGGUGAGACACAAAUUUGUUUUGACUAAAGUGGAGUGGCAAAUGUAUCCAAAUCAGCUUUUCUUUGCCUCCAUUUUUCCAUUCAGAUUUAAUUUGUGAAAAUACAGAGUUUAUCUGCCAGUGUCCAUGGGUCCCAAUCUUUGUAAAUUAAAUUGUGAAAAAUUUAAAUAAGGUUUGUGAGUCUAGCUGCUAGACUCUAGCACUCUAGCACAUAGCCCUGUAAAUGUCCAGGGCUCUUGGCCGGAUCCCCUAUCUUUGUAAUUGAAAUUAUUUUGUAGAUUGCCAUGACAGAUAGAUAGAUUUGAUAUACUGCUUAAGUCCCUUGGACAAGUAUAUUUAAAAAAAAAAAAAAAAUCCACAACCCUGGAAUUUAAAAUUUUAUAACAAAAUAGCCAACUGGGAAUAUUCCACAAGUCAGUUAUAGUUUCUAAAAAAUCUAUUUUUCACUAAAGUUUGAAAUCUACUUGGAAUUCCAUACAACUCACUCUGUAGUGAAUUAUCAUGUGGGAUUUUUGUUGCAAGUUCAGAAGUGCUUAUUUUAUUUCACGUAAACAUUUCAUUUUUAACUUGAAAGUUUUAAAAAAAAAAUCCAUACUAAUGAAAUAAGAUUACAGUUGUUUUAUUUUUAAAUCACAAACAUAUUACUGUAAAUAAAACAUUAAUGUUAACUAUGAGAAAGAAUAGUCUAUCAGGAAGAACGGGUGCACAUUAAGUGACACUCAAGCACUAUACGCUAUGCUUUUUGAGUUAUGCUGCAAGGAAGUAUGCCCAGUGUCUCUGCACAGCUUAUAACUUCAACAGACCUCCCAAGCCCAGCAGUGCACAUUUUGGCAGGACAGUCCUGAGUUUAGGGCCCUGUCCCAGCUCCCGACUUUGGACACCAGGGAAUCAUCCACCAACUUCACCAACAUAGAGAGAAACACUGCCAAUUCUUAGAUAGGCCCAACUAGGACUGGUAUCUCUGUACUCUGUCACCUAGAUGGCUAAGCACUAGCAAACUACCCACUUUGUACAUAGUACCUCCUUAGAGUUAGUCUCCAAUGUUUUCUCCCCUUCAUUUAUUACCACCUAAAGGAGAAAAAAAGGAUGCUUGGGAGCCUCAUGGGGAGGGUUGGCAUGAGGGGUAACACAAAAAUUACAGGUGUUUUCCUAAUCCCAAGCUGCACACGCUAGUACCCUCAUAUUGUUCACCAAUUGUGCAGAGUGCACCAGGAUACUGACACACAGCCCACUUUAAACUACACCAACAAUACAUUCGUCUCUUGGACAGGGGAUCUCCAAUGAGGGCCGGCCUGCCUGCCUGCCUGCCUGUCUGUCUGUCUGCCUGUCUGUAUGCCUGCCUGGCUGUAAGCAUGUCUGUCUGUAUGCCUGUCUGUCUGUAUGCCUGUCUUUAUGCCUGUCUGUCUGUAUGCAUGUUUGUAUGCCUGUUUGUAUGCUUGUCUGUAUGUAUACCUUUCUGUUUGUAUGCCUGCAAGUCUUUAUGCCAGUCUGUAUGCAUGUCUGUAUGUAUGUAUGCAUGUAUGUAUGUGUAUGGUGUAUGUAUGUCAGUAUGUAUGUGUAUGUGUGUGUGUGUGUAUAUAUUUCAGUAUGUAUGUGUCUGUGUAUGUAUGUAUGUGUCUGUGUAUGUCAGUGUGUGUGUGUGUGUCUGUAUGUAUGUUAGCAGGGGUCAAGUCCUGGGGAAAAAAGUGUGGGAACUCACCCAAGAUUCCCGCCUCCCCUUAAAAAAAUAAAAUAAAUAAAAAUUACACUCCUAUGCAUAUAGUGCAGUGCGUGUAUAAUGAAUGUAGUGUGUUUGUAGUGAAUGCAGUGUGAAUAAUAAUUGUAGUGUAUUUGUAGUGAGUGCAGAGUGUGUAUAAUGAAUGCAGUGUGUUUUUAGUGAGUGCAGAGUGUGUAUAAUGAAUGCAGUGUAUUUGUAGUGAGUGCAGUGUGUAUAACAAAUGUAGUGUAUUUGUAGUGAGUGCAGUGUGUAUAAUAAAUGUAGUGUGUUUGUAGUGAGUGCAGUGUGUAUAGUGAAUGUAGUGUUUUUGUAGUGAGUGCAGAGUGUGUAUAAUGAAUGUAGUGUGUUUGUAGUAAGUGCAAAUUGUGUAUAAUGAAUUUAGUGUGUUUGUAGUGAGUGCAGUGUGUACAAUGAAUGCAGUGUAUGUAGUGUGUUUGUAGUGAAUGCAGAGUGUGUAUAGUGAAUGUAGUGUGUAGUGAGUGCAGAAUAUGUAUAAUGAAUGCAUAGGGUGUAUAGUGAAUGUAGUGUGUUUGUAGUGAGUGAAGAGUGUGCGCGCGCUGGAUGACGUGUGUGUGAGUGCUGGAUGAUGUGUGUGUGUGAGUGCUGGAUGAUGUGUGUGUGUGUGCUGGAUGACGUGCGUGUGAGUGCUGGAUGACGUGCGUGUGUGUGCUGGAUGAUGUGCGUGUGUGUGCUGGAUGAUGUGCGUGUGAGUGCUGGAUGAUGUGUGAGUGAGUGCAGGAUGAUGUGUGUGUGUGCUGGAUGAUGUGUGUGUACUGGAUGAUGCGUGUGUGAGUGCUGGAUGAUGGGUGUGUGAGUGCUGAAUGAUGGGUGUGCUAGAUGAUGUGUGUGUGUGUGCUGGAUGAUGUGUGUGUGAGUGCUGGAUGAUGUGUGAGUGAGUGCUGGAUGAUGGGUGUGUGUGUGCUGGAUGAUGGGUGUGUGAGUGCUGGAUGAUGGGUGUGUGUGUGCUGGAUGAUGGGUGUGUGUGUGCUGGAUGAUGGGUGUGUGUGUGCUGGAUGAUGGGUGUGUGAGUGCUGGAUGAUGGGUGUGUGUGUGCUGGAUGAUGGGUGUGUGAGUGCUGGAUGAUGGGUGUGUGUGUGCUGGAUGAUGUGUGUGUGUGCUGGAUGAUGUGUGUGUGAGUGCUGGAUGAUGGGUGUGUGAGUGUGUGAGUGCUGGAUGAUGGGUGUGUGAGUGAGUGCUGGAUGAUGUGUGUGUGUGUGAGUGCUGGAUGAUGUGUGUGUGAGUGCUGGAUGAUGUGUGUGUGAGUGCGUGCUGGAUGAUGUGUGUGUGAGUGUGAGUGCUGGAUGAUGGGUGUGUGGGGGGGGAAAGCAUUUUUCUUACUUUAUGUAUAAUAUUUAUUUUAUUCCCCCCUCCCUGCUUCUUACCUUGUCAGGGAGGGGGGAGAUCGCCUGGUGGUCCGGUGGUAUGCUGGAGGGAGCCAGCCGCUGCACAGAGGUGCCAUCACACGCUGUGUUCCCUCUCCAGCUCUAACUCUCGCGAGACUCGCCUGUGCGGAGCGUUGCCAUGGUAACAGCCGCGGGUCUCGCGAGAGUUAUAGCUGGAGAAGGAACACAGCGUGUGCUGGCCCCUCUGUGCAGGUAGCAGGGCCGGUCCUGCAAGACAGGUAACGGGAACGGCGUUCCUGCUUUAGAAAAAGUGCAGGAACGCCGUUCCCAUGCGUUCCUGCAGGACUCGAGCCCUGUAUGUUAGUAUGUGUCACUACAUAUGUCUGUGUGUCUGUACAUUUGUGUAUUUGUUUCAGUAUGUGUUUAUCUUUGUGUGUGUGUGUAUCUGUGUCCUCUUGUAUCAGUGUGUGUGUUUGGGUCUGUGUGUGUGUAUUCCUGUGGGCGAGAUUUGGAGGUGUGCCCUGGGGACGUGCUUGGAGGCGGGCUCUUGGGGCCCAGACCGUGAGCUGUGUUAGGGGCCCCAAAAUUUCUGAUGGCGGCACUGUUGACAGUGCUUCAAGUUUAGUGAAUAACAAUUUGUGUAAAAAGUUAUUUGCAUUUAACUACACAUAGUGGACUCUAGCAGCUGAUAAAUAAAUGCAACAUUUGUAAGUACACACAUUGUUUUGCAUUUGUUGAUAAUAUUUAGGGAUUUCUAGCCAUGUACAUGUUUUUCAGAAGAGAAAAUUUUCCACUGGCGCUGUGAAAGUUCUUCUCACUAUGUCCAUGCCACCUCAUAGUAUAAUUUGUUUUCUCGUAACUGUCUGUGUUUCAGUUUGGAGCAGAUCCCUAAUUAUCUAAAAUUUCCAUGCCCAGCUAAGUGCCAAAUCUGAGUGUUUUGGAGUUAAACACAUUCUGACAGAAAUAUGUUCUAGAAAAUCAGUCGUAUUCAAUUGCAUCUUGUGAUAGACAAAUAUGCCUUACUAUGAACUUGAUUGGCAGAUUAUUAUCUUUGCAUAGGUAUGUCUGACGUACACAUGCCUGGGGGAAGUGUCUCAAAUGGAAAUUUGGGACAAAUUUAGAAUUUUUUUUUAAAUUAGAGAAAUCAGUAAUAACAUUUUAAUAGGACACUAAUUUGAUUGCCCCACUUUUAUAUUAUCAGCCUCUCAAUGUCUUUGCCAAAAGGAAAUGGGAAGUUCUGUAUAAAAGGGAUAGCUGAAAGGUGAAUGGGACAGAAGACAAGUGCUAUUCAAAAAUAUCUGCAGCAAAAUGUGUCCCUAUUUUAAGCCCAAAUCUACUUAUUCCUCUUUUCUGUCCUCUGUCCCUCUUUUCUAAAAGCUCCAUAUUGUUGGAGUGUCUGAAUUUAUAUCAGAGCUACACAGCAAUAAUACGCACAGUAUUGUGUCUUUAAAUUACAAUAAAUGUGUUUAGAAAUCACGCUGUGUAAAUAAGAUACUUUUUCAUGUUAUAAAUUAAAUUUUAGUUACAUGAAUUGUUAUUAGUAAGUCACCUAAAAUGUCUCAGAACAGCCCUGCCCCUGGCCACACUUCGACUAACACCCCUAAAAUUAAAAUGCCCCUUUUUUGUCUUUUUGAAAUGUUGGGAGAUAUGCUUCAAGACUUCCUCAAUGCUGGGUGGAGACUUGACAUUUAAUUGGUGGAUCUAUGGAGGAUGUGGGCAGAAUUAAAAACAUCAGUUACCUGGAAAAGAGAGCUAUGCCUCUGGGUGCCAAGCAAUCAUCUGCUAUAUAGAUUAUUUUCUAGAUUUUGUAUGGUGCCAACGUAUCCACAACACUGUAUAAUUAUACAGUGGGGAUAUAUAACAGCACGCAAUUGACAGACAAUACAUGUUGACACAUAAAAGGGUUGAGGAGGGCCCUGAUCAAAGUAAAGGAAACUUGAGGAUAUGCUAGCAAUUGUGUGAGUGAAAAUUCAGCCAUUUAAAGGAACACUAUAGUCACCUACAUUACUUUAGCUAAACAAAGCAGUUUUAGUGUAUAUAUCAUUCCCCUGCAAUUUCACUGCUCAAUUCACUGUCAUUUAGGAGUUAAAUCACUUUGUUUCUGUUUAUGCAGCCCUAGCCACACCUCCACUGGCUAUGAUUGACAGAGCCUGCAUGAAAAAAAAAUGUAAUUUACCUUAAAUAAUUGUAUCUCAAUCUCUAAAUUGAACUCUAAUCACAUACAGGAGGCUCUUGCAGGGUCUAGCAAGCUAUUAACAUAGCAGGGGAUAAGAAAAUCUUAAUUAAACAGGACUUGCAAUAAAGAAAGCCUAAAUAGGACUCUCUUUACAGGAAGUGUUUAUGGAAGGCUGUGCAAGUCACAUGCAGGGAGGUGUGACUAGGGUUCAUAAACAAAGGGAUUUAACUCCUAAAUGGCAGAGGAUUGAGCAGUGAGGCUGCAGGGGCAUGUUCUAUACACCAAAGUUGCUUCAUUAAGCUAAAGUUGUUCAGGUGACUAUAGUGUCCCUUUAAGGUGGCUAUGGAACCUCACUUCAUGUGAAGAUCCUGUAAAGAUCCUUACAGCUGUUUGAAAGCAGCAGCUUAUUAGUGGCUGCUUGGCUAUCAAUUAUACAAUGGAGCAGAAUAUUGACAAUGGAAAGAGAUUGUAGGUUGUAAAAUCUGCCUGACAGGGUUAUAGGAAACAUAGACAUAGAAACAUAGAAUGUGAUGGCAGAUAAGAAGCAUUCGGCCCAUCUAGUCUGCCCAAUUUUCUAAAUACUUUCAUUAGUCCCUAGUCUUAUCUUAUGGUUAGGAUAGCCUUAUGCCUAUGCCACACAUGCUUAAACUCCUUUACUGUGUUAACCUCUACCACUUCUGCUGGAAAGCUAUUCCAUGCAUCCACUACCCUCUCAGUAAAGUAAUACUUCCUGAUAUUAUUUUUAAACCUUUGUCCCUCUAAUUUAAGACUAUGUGCUCUUGUUGUGGUAGUUUUUCUUCUUUUAAAUAUAGUUUCCUCCUUUACUGUGUUGAUUCCCUUUAUGUAUAUAAAUGUUUCUAUCAUAUCCCCCCUGUGUCGUCUUUCCUCCAAGCUAAACAUUGAGUAAGUUCCCCUCUCUACCCAAUACAUGUAGAUGUACUGGGGCACUUGCUAAGAGUGCCAGCUGACAUCCAAAUGUGGAUGCAGUUGACAUUGCUAAAGUGGAGUGGAAGUUGGGCAUGAUCAGUUCAGUGAGUAAGCCUAGAAGACCUUCGAUUUGUGUCAAACUUAUUGCAAACGGUUUUACACAGAACCAUGGGAUGGCAUCUGCAGUCUCCUUGUCCCAUUACUAUUUACAAAGCUGUUGUGGUUAUGGUGCUCUUGGUGCCCCUUUAUUGGACACUUACCAUGGCUCUGACUAACUUUUAUGUCAAAUUUACAUUGCAGGGGCUUUGCAGUGGCGAGUAACUUUUAUGUCUCGCUAGCAGCAGAGGACUUGAAAUGUAUAUAUUAUUAUUGUUUAUAAAGCGCCAACAAAUUCUGCAGCGCUGUGGGCUCACAGACAAGUAUCUGUUAAAAGACAAGUAAGAUGUACAAGAACAGGGGGUGUUGAGGGCCCUGCUCAAACAAGCUUACAUUCUAGAGGUAGUGGGGUAAUAUGGCACAAGGGUUAUGGAAAGAAUGUUUUUCAUGUACGGGAAAAAGUAGGUUACUAGAAUAGUUUACAAUGAAGGGUUAUUUUCAUAGAUGCCACAGUUGCAGGUGGAUGAAGCAAGGUGGGUUACUAAGGUGCAGGGUGGUAACGCAAUUAGCAGUUUAAUUUAGGGGUGCCCAAAAUGUAGAUCCCAUGAUGUUUUAAAACUACAACUUCCAUGAUGCUUUGUCAUUCUAAAAUGAUAUAAAGAUACACAAAGCAUCAUGGGAGUUGUAGUUCUACAACACCUGGGGAUCUACCUUUUGGGCAUCCCUGAUUUAAUUGAUAUGCUUUCCUAAAUAAGUGAGUUAAUACACGUAUAUAUGUAUGUAUGUUUAUACAUUUUUUUUAAAAUUAUAUAUAUAUAUAUAUAUAUAUAUAUAGAAUUCACAUACACACACACACACACACAACAUGUAAUCAGCAAAGUGAGGCAUAUAUUUUGUAGGUCUGUUUAAACAAGUAUAUCCACACUUAACCUUUGUACACAAGGAUUUUCUACAGGGCUCAGUGAGUUCAACUAUAGAAAUCCAGACCCACGCCUUAGGUAAUACAGCUGCUGUGGAUGGGAAUGACAGAUGCCUACAUAUAAGCUGGAUAUCUGCCUUAGGGAGACUAGAAUGGGCUCUUAAAGCAACAGGAACAAGAGAGGAGGCUGAGAGAUAUGAGAUAGAAGGGUGGCUACUGGCUAGGACUAACGAAGUUGUGGUGACAUUAUACAAUUUUUGUUUUACUGUUUGUACCUGUUUGAGUUUAUAUUGGAAUUACCUGCAGACAUGUCACAUGGCCCCUGCAUACAUUACGAACAGUAAACUUUUACAACUAGUGCUUGCCCUGCAGAACGGAUUCCCAAUAUAUAUUUUAACAAAUCUCUUUCGCUACAUUUUUUUUAGUAGCAUUCCUUCUAAAAGCAUAUAAAUCACUGCACCAGUGGUAGACAUUUAGAGUAAGAACCCUCGAUCCUUUUUAUGGAAAGGGGUUGUUAAGUCAGUCUACAUUUUGACAAUAUGAUGCAUUGGGGACUCAGUUUCUAUCACUCCAGAUUCCAGGGACAAUAAACCCCAUUUUGGUUGGGAAAUUUAGAGGUCAUACUCAGCGCUUCUGCAGCUGCAGUGACAGAGCUUCCCUAUGAUAAUUACAGCUGAAAACAUCUGUAUUCUCAAAGAUUCACUACAGCUUUCUUCUUUAAAAUAAAGAAUGAAAUGAAUAAUAUUUAUCCUAAUAUCAAAGGACAGCAAAUCUUGUUGCCAUAAGACACAGACUGACCGCCACUGUUUCUUUAUUUAAUUCCAUGUGAAUUACUCUUAUAUAUAAAUAUUGCUAACACUGUGUAUAGAUAUUUCACACUAAAAAGAAUUUUGUCAAGUGAGGGAUUCUUCUCUCCUCGACCUCUGGAAAGGUCUUCCCAACUGUAAGAACAUCUGCACUGCGAAAACAGAUGGCAGGGUUUGUGUUGUGCUACUAGGACUGUAUACACAAGACAUACACUUAUAUACCCUGACUAUCCCUGUUUGAAACUUGUCCAUCUUGCUGCCUACCUCCCAAGAACGGGAAGUACGGAUGAGGGGCAGGCGAGAGGGACCGCCAUAAGGAGGUCUCUGCAUAUAGCCUUAGUGCCCUGAGAAUACAUUGUGUUGCUUGGGAAUAUUUUCCUGGAGUCCCGUAACUGUGGAUUUGGUGGAACAGAGCUCCGAAUUCAGGACAGUUACAUGACCAUUGAGAGGUAUGGUUGAAGGCAACCAUAUAGUAUGCACAGCCUUAUAUUAAUGUGUGCAUAUAGAGAAAAUUACCAUUAAAACAUUACUUAAAAAAUUCCAAUUUAAAAAAGUUGUUACAAUUUUUUUGCUGUGUUGAGAAGAUGUAUAACGAGACAUGAAUGAUUCUUUAUUUUAGUGACCAUUGAAAAAUGCUUGGCAUUGGAUUGCAUAGCAAUAAAACACUACAUCUACAGAAGCACCCAUGUGUCAUUUUGGCAGGAAUUGCAGAGACUAAGCUGUAUGACGCCCACAAGAAGCUCCUAAGCACUAAUUUAUAAGACAAAUGCUUCUAAUUACUGCUGAGCCACUUACGUGGGUUUAUUGAUAGGAAUGUUAUAUGAACCAUCCUAUGCUGCUUUUAAAACUAAAUUUAAACCUUUUGUUCAUAAUUUUUUUAAUCUGUUUAGCAGGAUAUUUCCAACCAAGCAUGGUUUUCCUGGAUCAUGGUGAGGACUCAGGACCUAGAAAGCUAGGGGGUUCCUCAGCAAAUUACAGUUUUGUUUUCAUUUCAGUACAACAAAUAUUCUGCAGUAAGAGAGACUAUGGGACUAUGACUGUGCUAACAUGCAAAAACGACUAUAAGAUUGUGCAAUAUCAGCCAUUUUUGCAAUGCCAAUUUUGAGUUGACAAUAUUAGAUUAUUAUAUGAACAGCCUUUUCUCCUACCCAUUUACCUUUUUUUUCUGGUGCCAGGAAUGGCACUCUAAAGCAAAAAACGUAUUUGUUGGGCUCGCGUGAGUUGGUUCCUCUGAGAUUCUAGCUCAUGGUGGCUUGGAAAUUGGAAUUCACAAUAAAAUCAGACAAAUUGCAGUUGUGUUCGAAAUGAAUCUCCAAGUCUAGCAACUAUCACAUUCCAAAAUGUCUGCCUCUACAGUUAGAAGCUGACAAAACUCCUAAUGAAAAUUAUAACUUGCUUUAGUUCAAAUAGUCGGAAAAUAAGUCAUAAUAAUUGUUUUGGGGAUAUUGUCUGAAAUAAACUUUGUUAAAUAAUGCUGUAUCUCCAGCAGUUGAGAUAGACAUUUAUGACAAUAAAAACAAAAACAAAAAAAACCUUCAAUUUCAAUGCUUGCAUUAUGAAUCAUAAACAAUUGUACCUCCCAGUACAUAUUGCAUUUUUUAUUCCCUUUUUUUAUUGUAGACAGCUACUUACACACAAAUAUAAAUCUGGUAUUUAGCCUACAAAAUGAGCAAGCACCUAAAAAUUAUUUUAUGAGAGUUAAAAAAAUAAAUAAAAAAAGAAAUCAAUAGUUGAAAAUAUCAGCUGUGUUAAAAACCUAAACUUUACAAAUGGAUAUAUUCAAAUACUGCAGAGUACUGCAGAAUUUACAUACACUCAAACAUUUUUUGUGCCUCCUUGGUACCCUGAAUUUUAAAAUUUUGUUAAUUGUUAAUCAUUCUCUGUCACAGGAUACUCCAAUUUGUGCAAUGGUUGAUUCAAAAUAAGAUAUGUAUUAACAAUUUAACUUUUUAGAAUAGUUUCUUGAUUUCUUAUGUUUUGCUUCUCUUAGGGCAGCAACAGAUCACAAUGUUGACAACUCUACGGCCAUUUUACGAGAAUGGCUAAAGAAUGUCCAGAACUUAUACCACUACGUUGAGUGGAGGCCUAUGGCAGAACCUGAGUAAGUAUUUUGAUAUAAAUUACUAAAUAAUAUUGUUUAACACCAGGGCCGUCUUUAAUUUAGAUUGGACCCUGGGCGAGCAUUUACUUGGGCCCCCUGACUACGUCUAGAUACACACAAAUACACUACCUGACACACAUGCAGAUACACACUGACCACAUAUAGAUACAUACAAGAACAUACAGAUACACACAGACUACAUAUAGAUACACUGACACACACAUAGACACACACACAGAUACAAACACUGACAUACAUGCAGAUACAAAGGUACACACACUGACUACUUAUAGAUACACCGACACACACACUGAUACACAGACAGACACACAGAUACACAACCUGGCACACAUGCAGAUAUACAGAUACAAACACUGAAGCAUACAGAUACACACACAAAUACAAAUGGACAACAUACAGAUACAGAGACACAUUCUGACAGACGUACUGACACAGACUCACACACAGACAACCAUACUGAAACACACAUACACAAAGACAUACUGAACCACACAGACACUGAUGGACUGUCACACACAAACACAUACAGAUACACUGACAGACAUACUGGCACAUAUAAUCACAGACAGACGGACAUACUGAAACACACAUACACACAGACAUUGACAGACAUAUUGACAAACACAGACAUACAGAACCACACUGACAGACUCACACAUAGACAUACUGACAGACAUACACACAUUCUGGCACACACACACAGACAGACUGAAACACACAUAGACACAGACACUGACAGAUAUACACACAUACAGACAUUUUGAAACUCACAGACAGCCAUACUGAAACACACAUACAUACUGAACCACACAGACACUGAUGGACUCACAGACACAGACAUACUGACACACUGACAGACAUACUGGCACACAGACAGACAUUCUGGCACACAGACAGACAGACAUGCUGAAACACACAUACACACAUACAGACAGACAGACAUGCUGAAACACACAUACACACUGAACCACACAGACACUGACAGACUCUCACACACACAGACAUACAGAUACACUGACAGACUUGCACUCAUGCAAAAUUUGAUAACCACCCUCCAGUUUAUUACCUUUUUCUGGAGGGUGGCUUCCCUGGAGUCCCGUGGGCUGGCUGGGGUGGCUGGGAGUUAAGCUCUCCCGGCCUGGCCCCCUACGGAACAGCUGGACCGCCUUCCUCCCGGCUGUCACUUCCUCCCAGUGCUGCCGAAAAGCAAAGGCCCGGUCGCGCUGUUAAAGCACCACAGCACCCGACCGGGCCCCUGCUGACACAGGCCCACCGGGUGGCCCUAAGUGCAUGGGCCACCCAAUGGUCCCCCAUAGUUUGCGGGCAGAGGGGAAAUGGGGCAGCUGUCUUGGGCCCCCCAGCAGGGACAGGGCCCGGGGCAGCUGCCCCGUUUGCCCAGCGUUAAAGACGGCCCUGUUUAACACAAAAACUUAGUUAACGGAACACUCUGAGCACCUUAACCAGUGUAGUAUGCUAUGCUAUUCAUAAAUUGUAAAUAGUCAAGCAAUUUUAAAACAGUUUGACUUCUUACCUGGGGUCCACUGGCACAGUUCCCCACCUCCAUUACUUCCAGCCCUCUGUCUGAGCUGAGUCCGGCAGUGCAGUGCUUUGCUCAUUGGCCAAGAAAUAUUAGCUGACGCUGUCAGUCAAUAAGCUAGUCCUGCACAGCAGAGUUUAGCUUGGGAGAGCUAAUGGAAACCCCUUACUAAGAAGUAGUGGAAGUUGUAGAGACGCCCAGUAGACCCAGAUAAGAAGUCAAAACAUUUUAAAAUGGUUUUAUUACUUACAAUGUGAAGGGGAUAGGGAUUUAUUUGAUUAUAUAUCGGUGUAUAUAUAUAUUUUUCAUUCUUUUACAGUGUAGAUAAUAACAGGUACGAAAUGGAAGGAAUUGCAGUGCAACCGAAUAAUCUUAUAAACACAGCAUGUUCUUCCUGUUUAUUUAUUUAUUUAUUUAUUUUGUCUAAAACUCACUGUUGUGAGAAAACAUUGUACAACAAACACUGUGAAACAAUGUGACAUAUAAUGAGAUAAUAAUACAAUACGCAGAAAUGACAAAGUCAGGGAGCUGAGGGUUUUAAGAGGCUAUGUCGCCAAUCGCUUAUAAUCGCCACCUAGUGGACCUGCGGGCUAUAAACUGGUGAGCAAGCAGCGCUUGUAUAUCACGAGGCUCGUAAGGAGGUAUACACUCGCUGUCAGCGUGCUUAUAUGCUAGCUAGCUGGGGUGAAUAUAUAGGGUAAGGUGAUAUAAGAUGAGGUGAACCCUGUUUGGUUCAGGAUGACCCCUAUAGGACAGGUAUGUCUUGUGAAUAAAUGCUUGGUACUGGGUGUAGGGGUUACUGCUUUCCCUGGGGUUUAACGCCUCACUGCCUUCAAAAUAGGACUCAUCUCUAGUAAGUCGUAGGUGGAGGUGGGGGGGAUUUGGCCGUCAGGCUAACUCUAUGGAGCGUAGGCACGCUGUGUGUUUCCGCCCUUUAAUGGGUGUAACAAAAAUUGCGGGGUGAACGGGUGAAAGAAGUGGACAUAUGGUGAACUAUGUACAGUCCAGAAUUUUUAAGUGGUUAGUGUAGGGCAGGUUGCGGGAGCCUUCAGGUGGUUACUGCUGCAUAGGCAUCUGCUUCAGCCCGCUGUGGUACGAACGGGGUGAUGUUCCUUUGAUCCCAUCUGUGGGUUGCGGCCAGGGCUUUCUUUUGUUGCAGAGAUUCUUGCGGGAGGUCGAGAAUCCCCAGAAGGGCGCAUGCUAUGGUCUUAUGCUGUACUGUGUAGGUUGCGCCUCCAUGUGUGAUUAGGAGAGAACAGGGUUGUAUGGAAUCGUGCGUUCUCAGAGUAGGGAGGUGAAUGGUUGCAGUGAUCUUCUCCAGGAUAUUGUACUGCCAGAGAUGUCUCUGAGGACGUUUUCAGGGUGCUCAGUCUGCCGACAAGACCAGAGAGGUCUGUAUAUUCUUUUGCAGGUUGGAGAGCAGGUCUUUUAGUGCCUCCAUCGUGACAGGCUGGGAGUCAGGGUUCCAUGGGGUCACAGGGAUUGGGGCCCGUGUAGGUAAGUUUACAGCCACCUCGUCGAGCGGGUCUUCCCCUGAGGAUUCUGAGAAGUCCCCCAUGUAGUCCACCAUCCUGGGUCCCGCCGCUCCCUGUAUUUGGCGCAGCAUGUCGCCGAUGUUCAUGUCCAGUCAGGCUUCUGCUAUUUUGUUUUACUGCCCAUAUUUACCUGAUCGGCACCGGCACCGGUACUCGCCCAGGUCUGUAAAUCGUUUUUUUUUUUUGCUGUUUUACGUGGUUCAGGACCAGAGCACAUGUAGCGUGUGUCCCUCCACUUCAAACGCUAGGCUCUGCCCCUCCUCAUUCUCCCUGUUUUUAUGCAUAGUUAUCAUAUAAUUAUUAUUAAAAUGGUCUAUUUUGAUGCAGCAGACACACUGGUAUGUACUUAUGUUGAUCAUCAUUUGUGAAGAAGUACGGAAUGUAAUUUUCUUUCAACCGCUCCACUUUUUUCAGUGAAACACUUUUUGUCAAUGUUAAUUCUAGUUCCAAAGUGUAUUAGACUAAUUCCUAAGUUAAAUUCCUUCAUUUUGCUAGGUCUUACUCUGAUGAAUACGGACCAAAGCACUGGCCAGCUUCAAGAUUUUCACAUGUGAUGAAACUGCGCCAGGCCGCUCUACGUACUGCGAGGGAAAAGUGGUCGGAUUACAUCUUGGUAAGGGCUAGCAGUGCGUAAAAGAAUGAACAAGACUGAAUGUAAAACACUCUGGUAUAUCCAAUUUCAUUGUGGCCUGUGAAAGAAUAUAUUAUGGGGUUACCCUGAAUAUAGUUGUAGUAUUUAUUUUCUCAUUUGCAGGAGGACUGAGCCAUAAAAUAUUUUUUAUUGCUGGAACAUACAUUCAGUCCUGGCAUUGUGUAGCCACUGUGUUCCAGCAUUCCCUAGGUGAUUCACAAUUUAAGACUGCCUGUUUAGCUACAGUGGAGGGUAUGGAGAGCAGAUGAUCCCUUGUAAAACUUGUGUAAAGAUCUAGUGGUCAAAGAGGGACACUUUCAUUUUUAGGGGUUGUGACCUAAUACAGGCAUGCAAUGACACAGCUAAUGACAUUUAAUUAAGGCCAAAUCACUGAAAAUUUCCAAAAUACGGAAGGUUAUACUUUUUUUGUAUGAGGUUCCAGACUGAGGGGGAGAGCUUCAAGGGACUCCUCUGACUGAAAACAGUUUAAUGACAAUUCUUCAUAGUAGUCCUUUUUAAGGUGUUAAAAAAUAAUUUCUACUGUGAUUAAUGAAAUAUUUUUGAAAAUUAACUUUUAACCAGAGAUGUAUUUACACAUUAAAACCAAUAUGCAAUUUGAAUGCAGUUUUGAGUAAUAGUAUGAUAAAUUGGGCUGCUAUUUUGUUUAUUUGAAGUAUAUAGAUGCAGACAACUUCUUGACCAACCCUCAAACAUUAAAUCUUCUUAUUAACGAAAACAAGACAAUUGUGGCUCCGAUGCUGGAAUCUCGGACACUGUACUCAAACUUCUGGUGCGGAAUAACCCCUCAGGCAAGUGAUAAAAAUCUGCAUGGUUUGUAUUCUUCUGUAUUGCUUUUUAGUGCAAAUCUAAAUACCCAAACAUUUACAUACUAUUUUGUAAAGAAUUUAGUAAAACUUGAUAAUAACCCUAAAAUGUAUUUAUUAUUAUUAUUUAUUUAUUAAAGUAGCAAUGCACACAAUUACAUUUAAAUAAUCAUUGACGGUAAUAAAAAUAAAUGUUUUAGGUUUUAGACAAGGAAAAAAAAUCAAUUUUCUAGCUAUUUUACCAGUUUAGAUAUUAUGUGCUGAGAUUUGUCAGUUUCCUUAUCAGCUCUUUGUUUAGUGAAUAAGCCUCAUAGGCCUCAAGUUGAUAUUAAUGGAUAAGCUUUCCAAACAAUUUAAUAUUUUAUAAUACACUUUUAAAAUAAUUUUUUCAGUCUAUUGAAAGACCAAAAAAAUUAUAUCAUAUAUACAUUUUUUUUAAAAUAUUACAAAAUUAAAAUAUUUUUUAUAACAUUAAAGGAGCACUAUAGUGCCAGGAAAACAAAUUUGUUUUCUUGCCACUAUAGGGUUAUUAGGUCCCUGUCCCCCCCCCUCCAUCAGGGCCCCACUCCUGCUGGGCUGAAGGGGUUGGAACCCCUUCAGCCACUUACCUUAAUCCAGCGCCAGGCUCCCUCUGCACUGGUGACUUCUCCUCCUCCUGCCGACGUCAGCUCCGAAUGCACAUGCACGACAAGAGCCACACGCGCAUUCAAACCGCCCAUAGGAAAGCAUUACUCAGUGCUUUCCUAUGGUUGUCCAGCUUCCUCUAAGUGGGAUUUUCACACUGAGAAUCGCGGAAACGGCCAUUGGUUGCUGUCAGGGAGACAGCCGCUAGAGGCUGGAUUAACCCUCAGUGCAACAUAGCAGUUUUUCUGAAACUGCUAUUUUUACAGCUGCAGCGUGAUAACUAGGGGGAACUGGCACCCAGACCACUUAAUUGAGCUGAAGUGGUCUGGGUGCCUAUAGUGGUACUUUAAAUCAUUUUAAAAGUGUAUCCAAAAAAUAUUUAAUAAUUUAUCCAACAAUAUUUAAUUGAGGCCAUAGUAUCAUAUAGGGAUAUGGUAACUAUGCAUAAAAAUCUUCUUAAAAUUCAAUGUCCAUAUGUGAUGGAAGUUUGUAGCUUGACAAUGACCUCUUAGCAGGUCGAAACGUUGCUGCUCUUUUCUGUUCUAUUAAUACUGCCUGCGGCUUGGACACCUUGAUUUUCUUUUUUACCUUAUCGCUGUGGGAUUGCUGAUCUUGCUCCGGAGCACCAGGUGGCUGCUGGGAUUGAGUGCAGCUCCUAUUUUCAUUGUUGAAUCAGUUUGGCCAUUAUGACGUAUUAUAGAUCUUUAAAGUAAUACGUUAUUUAUUUACUCCAAGAAAUAUACACUUUAAAUGCAUAUAAACUAUCUCCAGUUAGCAUCCCACAGAGAGCCCUUCAGUUAGACAUCCAUACUGUUUUUAAACUGGUCCCAUUUCUCCUCGUAAAAUUUUGGCCUCUUGUUUUUUGGCUCAGUUUGAGGUGUAUGUUUUAUCAGGGCUCAGAAUUUCCACGUGGCACUAGCCAUUGGGAAGGGAAAAUUUAGAUCUAGCUAGUGGAAAUUCACCUCUAGUGGAUAGGCUAUUACUUGCAAUGACGAGCAACUUUUAAGGUCUGGCUAGUAGCAUAAGAAUUCAGAUUUUGAGCGCAGUUUUAUAUAUUGUAUACAAAAUUAAUAAAACAUUUUGCUCUCUCCAGGGUUACUAUAAAAGAACACCCGACUAUGUGUUGCUAAGAGAGUGGAAGAGGAUGGGUUGUUUUCCUGUGCCAAUGAUUCAUUCAACAUUCCUUAUUGAUCUCCAGAAGGAGGCUUCGGGAAAUCUACAAUUUUAUCCACCGCACGAAGAUUACACGUGGGCAUUUGAUGACAUCAUCGUUUUUGCAUUCUCAAGCAGGCAAGCAGGUUUGUUUAGAGCUGGAUUACUGGAACUGUGUGCUGCGCAAUGAAUCUUCAUAGAUCUUCAUAUCUUGUACAUAAUUCCAUGGGGUUUAUUUAUCAAGAUGUUAAGUUAUAAAAUGUUGUCUAAAGUACUAAAAGUGAGUCACUCACCAUGGAAACUCAUGGGACCAGUAGGAAUAUUCCAUUGGUGACUCUUCCUAUGUUACAUUUUUGCACCACUUUUUAGAAAAGAAAAUUUAUUUUUUUAACGUUGACAUUUUUAAUUAAGGUUGUUUGAAAUUACAGAAAAAAGGGGGUUGGUUAGGGUGCAGGUAUAAAUUUCAACUUGUUCUCAGCUUUCGAUAACAUAUGGAUAGUUUUUAACAUUCAGGUGAUCCUGUCUAAUAGGAGUAGAUAGAACAGAACAUUUUGAUAAAUAGCCUUACUUGUCUCAACUAUUUGUAUAAAUAAAGGCUUCCAUUUAUUGACUGUUGACCUAAAUUUAAAAAUGUCUGACCAGUUAGUAGUGAUGUCCCGAACGGUUCGCCACGGACGGCGAACAUAUGCGCUGUUCGGUCCGCCCCCUAUGUCAUCAUUGAGUAAACUUUGACCCUGUACCUCACAGUCAGCAGACACAUUCCAGCCAAUCAGCAGCAGACUCUCCCUCCCAGAUCCUCCCACCUCCUGGACAGCUCACUAAGAAUGCAGCUUCACAAUGAAUGUAAAAUGGAUGCUGUCCAGGAGGUGGAAGGGUCUGGGAGGGAGGGUCUGCUGCUGAUUGGCUGGAAUGUGUCUGCUGACUGUGUGGUACAGGCUCAAAGUUUACUCAAUGAUGACAUAGGGGGCGGACCGAACAGCGCAUAUGUUCGCCAUCUAUGGCGAACCGUUCGGCGAACCAUUCGGCGAACUUAGUGAAUAACCUGAAUGUUUGAGGACUGUGCUUCUACUCAUGUGCCAUCUACAAAACAUGUCAUGGUAUGUACUAAACUUUGAAUUUGAUCAAAUACGGGCAAAUAUAGCCAUGAUACGGGUAUAGUGAGAUCGAGAACUUAUCCAUAUGAGCUGUUUUUGCCUACAAUUUACAAUUUGGAGUUUGGUUAAUAAACUUGUGUAAAUUAAAUCAGAUCAUUGCAAGAAGGUGUGUGACAAGCAUGUAUUGAUGUCUUGUGCAUUUAUAAUAUAAUAAUUCACAUGGAUGUUUCUUAUUUAGAAGGUCUGUAUGCCGAGAAAUAGUUUCUUCAUAUAUUAUAUUUUGGAGACUGAAUGGGAAUAUCUACCAGGGCCAUAACUGUAGCCGAUUCCCAGAGUGUAGUUUUGGUUUUAAUUGCCAAGAUCUCCAAAAGUUCUGAAGAAAGAUAUUUGAACAUGAAGGAGAAAUAGAGGCAAUUAGUUCCACAGGGAUUAAAAAUCCAAGUUCCAAAUUACUAGCCAGGCCUUAAAAGUUACCCACCACUGCAAGCCUGGCGAGUCCAUAGCAUACUCGCCAGAGUAAACAUCUACUGGCCAGCGCUAAAUUUUAAUUUGCCAGUGCCAAAAGAAUGACUGUGUACUAAAUAGGUAUACUUUGCAUGUAUAACGAAGUAACCAGUCUGACUGGAGUCAGUAGAGAGACACUGUGCUGUUUAAUCAGUGCUCGGUUACAUUUCUAGAACUGUACACUCAAGCUGGAUUAUUAUAACUCCAGUCCCCAUCUCAGUGUUAUUAAAUAAGAAGCCAUUCCUAUGUUUCAGAUGGUUAUUUUAUGUCACAAAGGGUGUGCUGUGCAUUAUGGGACUGUUUCAUGCCAAAAUGUGAAAAUUAAAAAAAAAAGAAAAAGCUGUCCCAAUCUAUUAUUAUCAUCAUCAUCAUCAUCAUCAUAACACUCAGAGCAUAAAUGUUACCAUUUUCCUUAAGUGUACUGCAUGUAUAUAUAUAUAUAUAUAUAUAUAAUUGAAAUAAUGAAAGAGGUGCACUCACGGGUUUUUGAAAGAAAAAAUCUUAACUCCUUUUAUUGCAUAUAAGCAAAAAAAUGGACUCACAGUCCCAAUCGACGCGGUUAGCACCAGGGUAAGAAAUUGUUUAUUAUCUUUAGCACAGAAAGGUGAGUGCCAAGUCUUUUGUACAUCUCCUCCAUUGCAGCGAUGCAGUGGCCAUAGCUUUUUAUCUUAAAAGAGAGGAAGGUUUUAUUCUCUCAUCAAUCCUUUGUCAGUGUCUCUCCUCUAAGCAGGACAUAUCAGGCUGCUGUCAGUGUUCCAUAUAGUUAGACAGGCUGACUGCUGUCUGUAGAAUACUCAGGGAACACAGCAGCUCACACUGGAAGGAGGGGAAUUAUCUAGCUACAAAACACACAAGGGGGAUAUAUUUAAAAAGUGGUGAAUAAAGUGCUGGUAAGAUGUCAAAGAGGAGAAGUCACCAGUGGAAUGUGCCUGCUGGUUCACUGGUUUCCAUAGUGAUUGCCCCACUUUUAGUACCUUAGGGCACCCAGAAUGAAACACGUUUGGUACAUAACCCCAAUAUCUUUUAAAGUAAAACAAUGAUUAUACCCUACAAUACAUCUUUCAUGGCAUUUACCCUUUAAGCUUCCAGGAAGGUAGACGAGACAACCAAUAUAUAUAUCUUGCAGUCUGACACACAAGUAUUGAGUACAUGAGAUUUGAAGCUCUCGGUUUUUAUUCCAGCACUGUGAAGGGCCAGCUUCUUCUAACAGAUGGCUGAGAGAAUCAGAUUAAGGGGAUUAACUCUGUCUCCAGGUUGGAGAAACACAAGUUCCAAACACAACUUUAGAAAGGUGGUUAUUACUUGCCAGAAAACUAUUUAGAAGCCAAACUGCAAGCUGGUAUAUGAUGUUUUUAAUCACAGUAAAAAUUUGUUAAAGGGGAAAAUGUAACUCCUGUCCUAGCACAUUCAGAGCACAUGAUACAACCAUCCACUAUGUUGUUUUUUUAUGUAUGUCUGGGGUACCCAUCAGUGCUGUGUUAAUUGGUGUGAAAUUCUCUUAAAAUAUACUUGAAUGCUGUUAUUGUUACAGGAAAUGGGAGAGAUCAGAAACGGAUGUCUAAAUGAUACAGUGGCUUGUUUCAUACAAAAGUGCUUUUCAUCUCUCUUGUAGGAAUUCAAAUGUAUAUCUGCAACAGAGAGCACUAUGGAUAUCUCAUUGUACCUCUAAAACCACAUCAAAGCUUGCAGGAGGACAUAGAGAGUUUCAUUCAUAUCCAGACUGAAGCAAUGAGUAAGUAAUGGUGUAACUUGUAGCCUCCUGACACUGCAGCACUGUCAGCCACUCAAUCUAGUUGCCAUAGAGAACUAGAAAAGUCAGAGCCUAUGGCAGAAGGUACAGCCCAAGGAAUCUGGAGCAAAUCCAAGAGUGAUACCUUCGUGCAGAAAUGUUUGGGUUUGUAUGUCUACAUGGUCUCAUGGUUCUAAUGAUGAUAUAACAUUUACCCUUAUUAGAGCACCCAAGGAUUACAACAUGCAUAGCAGUAGAGAUCUGUUCUGAAAAAGGUACAGAUCCAUUUUCUCUUGAGACUGAAUAUAUUGCCAUGUAGUUGAAUAUAACAUAUAGAUAUACUGCCUUGGAAUGAAUAUGGAACAGACUUUUGCUCCGUCUCAGUUUAGGUACAUAUAUAUAUUACCUUGCAGCUGAAUAAUGCAAAGACCAACACUUCCUUAUGACUCAAUAAAUUGCAGAUCGGUACUCUCUCAUAACUGAAUAAGGAACUACAGGUCUGUAUUCCCUCGUGAAUGAGGCAUAGGUCUGUACUCCAUUGUGAAUGAAUGAGGCACAGGUCUGUACAUCCUCGUGAAUGAAUGAGGCACAGGUCUGUACUCCCUCGUGAAUGAAUGAGGCACAGGUCUGUACAUUCUCGUGAAUGAAUGAGGCAUAGGUCUGUACUCCAUUGGGAAUGAAUGAGGCACAGGUCUGUACUCCAUCGUGAAUGAAUGAGGCACAGGUCUGUACUCCCUCGUGGAUGAAUGAGGCACAGGCCUGUACUCCCUCAUGAAUGAAUGAGGCAUAGGUCUGUACUUCAUUGGGAAUGAAUGAGGCACAGGUCUGUGCUCCCUCGUGGAUGAAUGAGGCACAGGUCUGUACACCCUCAUGAAUGAAUGAGGCACAGGCCUGUACUCCCUCAUGAAUGAAUGAGGCAUAGGUCUGUACUUCAUUGGGAAUGAAUGAGGCACAGGUCUGUGCUCCCUCGUGGAUGAAUGAGGCACAGGUCUGUACACCCUCAUGAAUGAAUGAGGCACAGGUCUGUACUCCCUCAGGCAUAGGUCUGUACUCCAUUGUGAAUGAAUGAGGCACAGGUCUGUGCUCCCUCGUGGAUGAAUGAGGCACAGGUCUGUACACCCUCGUGAAUGAAUGAGGCACAGGUCUGUACUCCCUCAUGAAUGAAUGAGGCAUAGGUCUGUACUCCAUUGUGAAUGAAUGAGGCACAGGUCUGUGCUCCCUCGUGGAUGAAUGAGGCACAGGUCUGUACACCCUCGUGAAUGAAUGAGGCACAGGUCUGUACUCCCUCGUGAAUGAAUGAGGCACAGGUCUGUACUCCCUCGUGAAUGAGGCACAGGUCUGUACUCCCUCGUGAAUGAAUGAGGCACAGGUCUGUACUCCCUCGUGAAUGAAUGAGGCACAGGUCUGUAUGAAUGAGGCACAGGUCUGUACUCCCUCGUGGAUGAAUGAGGCACAGGCCUGUACUCCCUCAUGAAUGAAUGAGGCAUAGGUCUGUACUUCAUUGGGAAUGAAUGAGGCACAGGUCUGUGCUCCCUCGUGGAUGAAUGAGGCACAGGUCUGUACACCCUCAUGAAUGAAUGAGGCACAGGCCUGUACUCCCUCAUGAAUGAAUGAGGCAUAGGUCUGUACUUCAUUGGGAAUGAAUGAGGCACAGGUCUGUGCUCCCUCGUGGAUGAAUGAGGCACAGGUCUGUACACCCUCAUGAAUGAAUGAGGCACAGGUCUGUACUCCCUCGUGAAUGAAUGAGGCACAGGCCUGUACUCCCUCGUGAAUUAAUGAGGCAUAGGUCUGUACUCCAUUGUGAAUGAAUGAGGCACAGGUCUGUGCUCCCUCGUGGAUGAAUGAGGCACAGGUCUGUACACCCUCGUGAAUGAAUGAGGCACAGGUCUGUACUCCCUCGUGAAUGAAUGAGGCACAGGUCUGUACUCCCUCGUGAAUGAGGCACAGGUCUGUACUCCCUCGUGAAUGAAUGAGGCACAGGUCUGUACUCCCUCAUGAAUGAAUGAGGCAUAGGUCUGUACUCCAUUGUGAAUGAAUGAGGCACAGGUCUGUGCUCCCUCGUGGAUGAAUGAGGCACAGGUCUGUACACCCUCGUGAAUGAAUGAGGCACAGGUCUGUACUCCCUCGUGAAUGAAUGAGGCACAGGUCUGUACUCCCUCGUGAAUGAGGCACAGGUCUGUACUCCCUCGUGAAUGAAUGAGGCACAGGUCUGUACUCCCUCGUGAAUGAAUGAGGCACGGGUCUGUACCUUGUGUCUGAAUAAGAAGCUGAACUGUAGGUUCUCACACAGUUGAAUAAGGGCUAUGCGAUAUUAUGGUAUACAUUAUAAAUUCAUUUGCAGGACAAUCAGGCAUACAAUGUAAUUGAAAAACUAAAAACCAAUUCAUUUAAAAAAAGAAAAAACAAGCACGAUCCCUACCUAACUUUCAUUAAGCUGUAUGGGUUGCAGAGAAGAUUUAUUCACUUAACUGGGAAUUGUGGAGAAUUGAAUACAGAAUUGAUCAUUUUAGGUUGAAAUGGUUAUAUACUGGAGAAAUUAUACAAGUUUACAAGCUGUUAUUCCUGCUCAUCUAUAUUUGCCAGUAACGUGCAAUUUCUUUGUUGCUUCUGCACGAUUCCUCCUUUACUGAAUAAAUCCGUCAGCCUUGCAAAAUCAUCAAACAAAUAUCAAUGUGUCCUUAGCUCCUUCCUGUAAACACGACACACCUUUUGUAACAUCGUCAAUGCAAACCUCUUUAUGGCACAGCUAAGAAGGGCCUGCCACAACUUGACAGCCUGAGCAGGUUUGUAGCAAUCUAAUAUUUAUGUUUCUGUUUGAUGGUGUUUACAUGGCAGGAUUGGCUUUGCUGUGUUCUUUUUAAUAUUUAAUUAAAUCAGAUAAGACUUCUGAGUUUGACAUGUUAGGGUUUAUUCACCAAACCAGCAAUUAAAGUGGCAUCGGAGUAAGAAAUAAAGAAUAUCUUACUACUUAGGGAGCAAGCAUCAAACAAUGUGGUGUUCUACAUGCAAAAUGAAAUAUUAUCACUAGGGAGUCUAUUAGUAGAAUAGGAUGUUUCUGUAAGUUUUUGUAAUUGUCUCAUUUAUCGUUAAAUCUCCCGCUUUGAUAAUAUUGUAAAGCGAUACGGAAUAUGCUGGCGCUAUAUAAAUACCAGUAAUAAUAAUAAUAAUAACAGCCUUAUUUUACACAUGUUUUGUUUUCUUUCUUAUACACAUUAUCUUGAAAGCUAUACCAGUUUUUUUUACAACCAAAAUAGCCAGGAUUAUUUUAAACCAAAAUAGCCAGAUUUAUUUUUAUCCAAAAUAGCGAGAUUUAUUUUAAACCAAAAUAGCCAGAUUUGAAAGAUGUUGGUCUAAAAUGUGCAAUACUCUUGUCAGUUCUUCGCAGUGAACUUUAGUGAAUAGACCAUUGGAUGUUGACUGCAACAGUAUCACAGACAUGGUUAUUAAUUAAAUUGAGAAUUUUUAGCAAAUAUGGUUAGCAAAACUGAAGCUACAUUACUCAGACGGUGACUGUAGUGGAGGUUUAGAAUUUUUCUAAAUCAGCUAUUGUUGCUCUAAAUGUUGCCAUUCAAUUUAACCUGGAAUGGCAGAAGCAACAAAGGGGUUAAUAGCUCAUGUCCAGCAAUUUCCAUACAGAGUACAAUUAGUAGGUUAUCUGGAGGCUGGAUGCUCCCAGGGGCAGUAAAUUAAUCUUGAGCUCAAGGACAGAUUUAAUGAAAGGAGAGCUGUAAUCUGAAGCUUGCGCAGACACAGGACGCCACCUGCUGUCUGCGAGAUCUCCAGCCUGCUUCGAAUCUUCGAGGGUUGCAGGAUAUUGUGUGGAGGAAGGAACAGCCUAGCAGGAUUAUUCGUUAAAGCAGGAAAUAUGGUCUCUUUUGACUCCUAGCAUGAUGCAUCAUGUCUGAAUUAGUUUUUUAACGAAUAAACCCACACGUGUUGGUAAUAACAUAAACAUACACAAUUAAUGUGAGUACAAAAUUAUUUCUAAUACUUUGGAGACUUGACCCAGGUUUGAUUGGGUCCAUCCUGAAUUCAUGGUUCCUAUUACGGAUUACUUCCAGGUGUCCCGUAUCUAGGAGCACUACAGAAAUGGUACCUAUCAGCAAAGUUCCUGUGAAUAAUGUGAAUCGAUACGCUCACAGUGAGCAAAGAAAAAUCAGGGCUCUGAGACCACAGGUAGAAUUCCCUUAGAAGUGCUCUAUUCAUGGUCUUUACUCAGUGGGGCUGGCCAUAGAGGUUAUUAGUAAGCCUGCAGUGCAUGCACAUCAGGCCGGUACACCACCUUUUUUGAUGGGGUUUACCCCUUUUGUGGGCAUACUGACCCAUAGUUUCCAUCCUCAUAUUAACUGCCCACCUGCCCGACCUGCGUCUAUACCUCCCGUCGUUGAGAAGUAUAAAACUUAGAAACAUUUCACAAUCAGCUUGUUUAAGUAUUACAUUUGUAAUUCUCUAGCCAGAUCACUAUAUUUCAGUUCAAUACAACCCUCCUGUGAUCUGUUAGAGUUGAUUGCAUACACUGAAGUGCUUCCUUUACAGUUAAAUUAGUACAAGUCAUCUGCUUAUUGCUUGGCAACUGUGAAACCAUUCUAGAAUUGAACAGUAACUGGAUAUGUCCUUGUUGCAUAAGGGUAUUGUGUAAUGCAACUAUUUAUGCAGAAAGCUAUUAUAGUAUAACAGCAAUCAAACAGAUAUUAUACUCCUGGGACCAAGAACAAAAUGCGGCACCCACUCCACGAACACAUCAAGCCUCAUUGGACAUACCAUCAUUCCUCACACACAGCUAAUUUACCAAUCACAUCUAAACAUAAUUAUCCACAUCCGCGUAUAACAAGCUACUCACAGACACAUCUACUUAGCAACACACAUAGAGAUGUGGACAUACAGGCUCAUCUAGGUAUUGAUGCACACCAUCUUCACAUGAAGCCAAACAGGCCAGCCCAACUCAGGGCCCCUAAACGCACAUACUUUUUGUAUAGGCAGUAAACUAUUAUAUCUGUUUUGUGCUUUUCUCACAUGUUAGCAUUCCAGAUUAUUUUUUCAGCCAUACAAUGUUAGUUUAAGAUUAGAAUCGGUAUGGGGAUCUUAUGAGAGCUACCAACAAAACUACACUGUUCAUGUGGAGCAGGCAAUAUUUUAGGGGUCCAUAAGUGCUGCUUUCCACAUAGACUUUUCAUAGGCAGCAUGCAGGCUUCAAACCCUUUAGAAGCUUUAUGCUUUACGAUGUACCUGCAAGACAAAAAUAAGCAGGCUUAGGUAUGAAACGUUGAACAAAUGAUUAUAAACUGAGCAGAUGCAUGCCUGCUAACUGGGAAAUUCUAUGGGGGGAAAUAAAACUUUUGGACCCUAUAAUACAGUCCUACUUUUUGUCCAUGGACAAACGAAUGGUGCAGAAGUUUUGGUAGCAUCGAUAUAAAUACACAUGACAAUUUUUGUCUUAAAAUAUGACUUAAGAAUGAUAUCUGGCACUAGAGGCAUUUCCCACUAUAACCUACAUGGUAUUAAGGUAUGUGCGGUAGAGGGGUAGGACAUCAUGGAUGGAACAUUCUGCUGAAUAACAUGCCCAGAGUUCUAUAUGUUUUUUUUCUUACUUUAUAUUUGCUAUUAUUGUCUUAACCUUCCAUCCAGUGGGUUUGGUGUGUGCAAUUUUGAUUGUGUUUUUUUCUUGUUAUGAGACCACAAUGCUUAUGUGACAAUGUUAUUGGGGUAUAUAUUGAAAUAAUACUCCCAUUUAAUAAUUUUUAGUUGACCGGCCUCCUUUGGAUCCAUCUCCAUAUGUCCAUGUGCCUCCCAAACAUCCGGAUAAGAUGGGGUUUGACGAGGUAGGUUUCCCAUUUUUUGAUUUACAGUUUUACAUUUUUUACAUUCUUUAUAAAGACAUAUAUACAUAUUUUAAAAGUGACGUAAAAAUUAAAGGAAAAGCAAAAAAUUGUUCCGGGUUGCUAAGUAUCAGUUCUGGCGUAUGACACCAGCAUGCACCCCUUCACGCCACCCCUGUUCUCCCCCUUAGUUUUCCCUCCCUGACUUCCCUUUCCCUCCCACUGCGAUGAGGGAAACUGAUGUCUGCUCAACUUUAGGGAGAUUUAAAGGAACAAUAUAGGAUCAGAAACACAUGUAUUCCUGACCCUAUAGUGUUUAAGCCCCCCUGGUUCCACUUGCCCUCCAAAAUAUAGCAAAUCUUCCUUUUACUCCAGUCUGCUGGCUCUGCUCCUGAUCUACCUGCUUGGCUGACAUCAUCAGAUGUGGUGGUCUGACCCAAGGAGGAAGAUUGGAGCAGAGCCAGCGCAAGCCAAACCCAGCCCUGGCCAAUCAGCAUCUUCUCAUAGCGAUACAUUGAAUCAAUGCAUCUCUAUGAGGAAAGUUCAGUGUCUUCUCCAUGCAGAGGGUAGAGACACAGAAUAUCAGUCACAGUGUGCAGCAUUGCCUCCAGAAGCACCUCUAAUAGCCAUCUGAGGAGUUGCUAGUGGAGGUAUCCCUUGGCUGUAAUGUAAACAAUGCAUUUUCUCUGAAAAGACAGUGUUUACUGCAAAAAACCUGAACAAUAAACUGUAGUUGUUCUGGUGAUUAUAGUGUCCCUUUAAGUAAGUAUAGGGGGCGGAUCAUCACAGAAAGAGUUACUCCAAGCACAAGGGUUCGCGUAACCCUUUAACCCAUUGCUGGGGAGUUAUAGAAAGAAAUAUCUUUGAGAGGACAUGCCGAUUUUCAGAAUUUCUAUACAUUAUACAGAUGGAGUAAUUACAUUUUAAUUUUAAAGUAAACUAGCCAACAUGGAAACAUAGCUGAUAUUUUUCCAGUUAUGUAGUGUUUAUUUGAAAUUUGCUGUUUCCUUAUCUGUACAUAGUUUCCAGUUUAGAGAAUAAACCCCUGUAUGUUAAUGGCUCCCAUUUGUCUUCACAUCAAACUACAGAAUGUUAGCAUCUAUUAGAAACCUAAAAAUAAAUAGAUUACAAAGUCAAAAUGACCUUUAGCAUGACAAUAAGCAUAGAAAAGUAUAUGGGAGACAUUUAGUAAAUCAAAUUUAAUUUAAAAAAAUAAUUAAAUAAUAAAAAAGUUAAUUGUUAUGAAAACAUUGUUAUGAGAGACUCGGCCUAUAUUUCUUACUUGUAUGUAUCCUACAAAAAAUCAAAAUAGCAAAUAUAAUUCAAACAAACUAUGAAAUCAGGAUGGGCAGGAGUAGGGAAGUGUUAGUGGUAAACAACUGUAGAACUGGUGAUGAGUACAAGCUUAAAGGCAUCAUUACUUCUACAGCCCACUGCAGUGUUUAUGAUGCCAGGAGUAUCUGGUCCUGGUACUCUGGCCUGGUUCCCUGGUAAAGAGCAUACCAUUUAAAUGGUAUGUCCUGUUACCUGGAUCCCUGACAGGCGCUAAGGCUCCUAUCCUAACGGGAGCUUUGUAGCUCUACAGAUCCAGUCGCAAUUCAUUGGCUGAGGGCAUCAGCUAACCGCUCUCAGCUAAUAACAUUAGCCAGACCGGAACUCUUGUUCCAGGCUAGCUAAUGACAUGCCAAAGACACUGUCGGACGUGGAGUUACACUUCCGGCAGAAAACUGAAACGCUGCACAUACAGACUCUACGCACCAUGACCACUUCAAAUCACAGCUAAUAUAUAUGCUUGUAUAUAUGUCCACACCCUGAGGUUGAAAGACUCUCCCAAUAAUUUACAUGAUGUAACCUUAAUAGCCCUUGAGAAAACAAUGCAUUGUAAGGUAGAUGUUGGUGAUUAAAAAACAAGGAUAGGGGAACAUCAAAAUAAAAUAAGAAAUUAACAUUAAAAACAUGUAGUUCAUUUACAUUAUAACAUGUUCAAGCACACAGGAGAACAGGAAUCUAGAUAAAAGGGAGACCUUUUCAAUUAAUACAUUUGAGGACCAAUAAGGUCACCCAGGUCACUUCAUCUAAAUGUUUUAAAGACAUUUCUAAACCAACUCAAGAGCAGUGAGCCGACAUCUGAAUAAAAUUUGUAAACCAGAACCAGAGUAAUUUUUUUAGUGCCAAUGUUGAUAUUGUGUGUCAGCACUGACUGGUUUCCUAUACCAGAAUCAGUAUUGGCCAGCCCUGUUUAUAUUCUAUGUGCCAAGGCCAAGCCAGCCCAGACUAGAGUAGUCACAAGUUGUAACCUGCCAAAACAAAAAGCCAAUAUUCAGGCAGGCUUUAUACAGCCAGGAUAACUCUUUUGUAAAAUGCAUCAUUGCAUUAUCAGCACUAUUUUGUAUUAUGCAGCAUUGCAUUAUCAGCACUCUUUUGUAUUAUCAGCACUCUUCUGUAUUAUGCAUCAUUGCAUUAUCAGCACUCUUUUGUAAAAUGCAUCAAUGCACUAUCAACACUCUUUUGUAACAUAUAUACAAGCACCAUGUAACAUAUAUAAAAGCAUCCUUUAAAGUGGUUGUGUCAUGCAUGCCAACUUGACGUCACAACAAGGCAGCCAACUGCGGAUGUCCAUAAGCAGAGCGUUGAUGUGGCUCUGUGAAAUGCCCUUGAAGUGCAAAAACAGCCCUUGGCUGGCAAAGCCUCUUGGGAAUUGUACUUCUAGAACAGUUAGGGGUAUACCUUGUGGCCAUUCCUAAUUUGCUGGAUACUAAUCUGUGGCAGGCAAGAACUGCUGAUUUUGUAAAAUUCUUCAGUCGCCUUCCUAUUGAAGUUAAUCAUUUUAAUACCACGGCACAUUGUUCAAUGAACUGCAGCUAAUUUACUAUAUUUGUUAAGGUGCCUUGUAGUUUAAAAUAGCUUUGGACAUUGUACAUUAACUGUUUGAGGCUUUUUUUUUCUGUUGAAGGGUUAAAUACAAGUUUAAAAAAUUCCAGGUUCCAGGAAUGUCUUUGUACAAAUUGAGCUAUUGCUGUUUACAGUCUCUCUUUAAUUAUCCCCAGGUGUUGGAGGGGGUAGGAGAAUAGCUGUCAAUAACUAGUUAAAACCUACAGCCAGGUCUUUGUGCUUGUCAUUCAUCAGACGGUUAACAUUUGUUGUAGCUUCCACAUGACCUAUAAUAAAAAACAGACAACUAAUCACACAUUAUUUCUGACCUGUCAUCUUCCCAAUUCAUCAAUGUACAGCAUACUUUGUAGAGAAACUCUGUGAGACACAUAAUUGUGUGUUCAGUGUAGCAGUUAUUGUGCCAAGAGUUUAUUGGAAGCAGUUUGAGUAUCUUGGAGAACACUAGUUAUUGCCAUUGACUGACCACAAUUCAUUCAUGAUGAUAAGGCUGGAUUUACAUUUCUGCAACAUCAGUAUCAGUUCUGUACAACCUGGACAGUAAGGAUAGCUAACUUACCCCAACACUCUCAGUCACUGCAGUUCACUUUGGAUGAAAUUCAUACUGAGAUGUAGUUGUUAAGUUGUGUAGAGUGCCCCUUUAAAUAACCAAGCCUUGGACAUGAGAGUCAGUUUAUUACUAUAUAUUAUAUAUUAUAUACUAUAAACAAUUAUAUCACAUUCUGUAGAGUCAUAUGUCUUGAGAAGUAAGGCUUUUAAAUUACCAGGUUUUGGCUUUAUAUUCGUGACAGUGAGUACGUGAAAUAUUGUGCUUGUGAUGUGAAAUCAAUAAAUUAUUCACUGUCAGAUUUCCACAUUGGAUUCUAUGAUUAAGUAGAUUUCACUCUGAGAGUAUAUUAAUUCUGCCUACACCCACACAGCACCUACAAGCCCUGUGUGACAAAAUGCAUAAUUAAUUAUAAAAUGGCAACCAAAGAUAAGAGUGUAGUUCAAAACAGGGAAUUUGCUAAUUACAGUAUGUAUUAUAUGUAUUUUGCUAAUCAAGCCAGCAUAGGUUAAUUUGUUCGUAACAAUUAAAGGGACACUAUAGGCACCCGGACCACUUCAUCCUAUUGAAAAUGUUUGGAUGCAGUGUCCCGGUCCUCACUUAGUCCUGCAAUGUAAAUCAUUGCAGUUUUAGAGAGACUGUAAUGAUUACAUUGCACGACUAAGACUGUCUUUAGUGGCUGUCAAUCAGACAGCCACUAGAACCUCUUCCAGGUUUCCAAGGAACUCUGGAUGUCCUUACUCUCUGCAUGAGAACAUCCAGCGUCAGUGAAAACCCCAAAGGAAAGCAUUGAGGCAAUGCUUUCAAAUGGGGAGGACCUGAUUCACUUGUGGCGAUAAACAGCAUAUCUGUUAGCCAGUCCCCUCCCCACUGGUUGAGGCGAAGCACAGACCCAGCACCAAGUGAGAUCAGUGCUGGAAUCAGGUGAGUUUUUGUAUUUUCUUUGAUUAUUCCACCCCUUGCACUGCCAGGGGCAGGGCGCGAGGAGGGGGUGGACUAGAGGGCACUAUAGUGUUAGGAAUACAAGUUUGUAUUCCUAACAAUGUAGAAUCCCUUUAAGCUAGAGUAAAUAUUAAUGAACAGAAGAAUAUUCAAGCACACCCCUCCCUAUUGGAAUGUGUGAAAUACAACUGCUCAAUAAUCAUCUCUAUAAAAUUCCAGUGUAAUGUUUUAUCUUUGAUGGUAUCGCAAGCAUUGCCAUAUAAUACAGAAUAUUUUCAUAGUUUGUCCAUAAAUUGGCAUCAUAGACCUGCAGCACUCAGAAAUUAUAUAUUUUUUUCACAUUCCAAUUUUUACUGAAUAUUUUCAGUGCAAUAGAAAUAAAAGGGUGCAUUCAUGUUACAUUUGAGUAAUACAUUUGGGUCGGUGAGGUAGAUGGUAAAUUCCCUAACUACAAAGCCUGUUCAAAAAUGCAAGAUCACAGGUUCAAAUCCCAGCAGGAUCAACUCAGCCCUUUGUUCUUCCGAGGUCAAUAAAAUUAGUACCAUCUAUUGGGUAAUCAUAACAUCUAUUACUAUUCAGCUGCCUAUUUUGUUAAUUCCGAGAAUGCGUGCUGAAAAGCAUUUUGAGUCCCACUGGGAGAAAGGCGCUAUAUAAAUACUUGUUAUUAUUAUAAUACAAUAUGCAAUAUUGUACAGAAGCACAUAGGGAAAUAUAUCUGGAGCCACUGUUAUACUGAGUUUGUGUAAAGGCAGGAAAAUUAAAACAUCAUGGCUUCAGCUAGUGGACUGGGAUCCUGAGAAAUACCCUGGGGGUACAUAAGGGCAAAAUAGGGUGAGAGGAGUGCAGAGAGACAUGAGACCCUUUGUUGCAAUUUUAGGAUGGUUAAGAAGGUUGUACUGACAGGCAAUUCCAUACAGGGAUCUACUAAUGACCGAGAUACAAUACCAAAUUUAGACACUUCAUAGUAAAAAGUAUAUUUAAAUAACAUGAUAAUUGAUAUUUAUAUAUAGUAAUUUUUUUACAUCCAUUCAACACAUAAAUAAAUAACAUACACUAACUCUUUCCCAUAAUUACAGUUCAUAGCUAUGCUGUACACAUGCCAAACGGAUUAGGAUUUAGCAAAAUUGGUUGUGGAACAAAUUAUAAUUGCAUUUCCACACACUCAUGAUGAUGUUCUUGUACUUGACAUAAACCCAUCCUUUUUGCUCGCACCAUGGAAUGUAAAAAAAAAAAAAUUUAACACCAAAAAGCAAUCUUCAUUUUUUUUCUUACGUGUGAAUUAAACAGAAGGCAUUGUGUAGUGAUGUUAAUAUUCUAUACCACUCAGUAAAUGUCAAAAUAUAUAUUAUUAUCCUGGGGCUUUAUUUUCAUGAGCUUCUCUGCCUAUAUUCACGAAGACCCGAUAGAUUCAGUUUGUUUUUAGUAACAUUCUAUAGUUAACAACAUUUUAAACAGCCAAAAAGGGACACUUUUUCAUUUUAGGAGGUGUGGCUGGAGGUGUGAUCAGGGGGGUCGGGAAAUUUCAGGACAUUUUAGAUGACUUCAUGAUCUACUUAUGUAAUUGAAAAUAUAAUUUGGAACAAAAUCAAAAGUUAUUCAUACAACUGAUUUCAUAUAGGUAAAAUACUUUUUAUUAGGAGUAGUACUGCUAUGAAUUUUUGUUAUACACUCAGAUAUUCCAACAAUAAUGAGUUCCUUGAAAUAGGGACAUUUGGCUAGGACAAAAGGAUUUGUGCGAUAUGGAUUGUACCUCCUAUAUAAUGACACUUGGGAUGAGUUCUAUUGAUACCAGUAUCAUAUUCUGCUUUUUAUGUCUUUUCUUUGAUUACUCCACCCCUUUCUCUUUGGGUCUUUUCAUUUGAAAAAUGGAUAGUCUGCAGAUAUAUCCCAAUAUCCAAAUGCGUUACUGGUGGAAUUAAAUUUUCUAACGUAUUUCCUAUAUUAGGGGUGAAAAUACUUCAUACAUCAGUGAUGGCUCAUUUUUCCACCUAGAAUUUACACUGUUCCCUAAUCAUUGAACAUUGUAUCACAAUACUACACUAGGAACCGCACUUAAUCCACGCAAGGCAAGGGUGCUAAACUAAUCCAUGAGCCAGCAUAAACUGAAAAUAAAUACCGGUAAGAGAGAAGAGGUUUCAUUGAAUAACGUUUCAAUGAACAUGUCUAAAGCUAUAGGAGUGCCUGGACCUCUUCCUUCUUACAGGCAAUCACUGAACAUUAUCCAACACACAGGGGCAGUUCUGCCUAUAACCCAUAUCUAAAAGAGGAAUCUAGAAGCCAGGGGGAAAGUGAGGACUAUGGCCAGUGACUGGAUGCUCGUUGUUUGCUCUGUAAAUAUUCUUGUUGGUAUAAACAAUGUGUUCUCUCCAUUGAAAUGCAUUAAAGUGUUUUGCAGUGUUUCUUCUCCAUUUGUCUCAUGUUUGUUUGGCACAAAUGAGCUGUUUAAUUACUGAGCUUAAUCUCACCUCUUAGUGCUAUUAAUUGAGUAGCAAAGGGGAAAUUGAAUUGCCAAUCCCUACAGAACUGGGGACAAGCCUGGGUUCAUUCACUUCUGCUAACAUUACAGCCUUCCAGAAAUACUAUAGUUAACUGUGUAAGCUUUGUGCACUGUGUUGGCACUUUAUAAAUGAUGAAUGUAAUAAUAAUUUUUUAGAAUGUUUUUGGACUUCAGUACAAGGAUUAUUAGUUUUAGCUAGCAUGUAAACAAAGAACAGAUUCAUGAAGGGGGAUUCUGUGCUUAUAGCAGAAACAAUGUACGAAAUUGUAUUUUUGUAAAUCAUCCAACGUGUUCUGUACCUUUUGUAAUCCCACCCCCCCCAUAUAUCUGUUAAUUUGCCCCUAGAUUUUCAUGAUAAAUCUGAAAAGGCGUCAAGAUCGCCGCAUGCGCAUGCUUAGGAGUCUUUACGAACAGGAAAUCCAAGUGAAGAUCUUUGAUGCUGUUGAUGGCAAGUAUGUAAAUUAAAAACCUUCUAAGCAACAUUUAGAGAAUUGUAACCCUUUAAACAUGUUAAUCUAUUCUAUAAUGUGCUUCCUAAAGAUUCAUUUUGCAAUUCAUUGAGCUUAAUAAUUCAAAGGUGAAUUGUAGCUAUUGGCAAUUGAACAUUUGUAGCAAAGCCCAUGCUCUCCACUUCAUAGUAACAUUGGGAAACAUAUCCAGAUAUUCACUGGGCAGAUAUUUUGCACACCUAUUGGCGUCUGGGUACUCAUAUCUUCUCUUAACAAAGUAUCUCUAAAAUACUAUCAUUGGUAUUGUGACACUCCAGGGUAGAGUUGACCCGUAUUAGUCAAUUCAUAUUGAACCACGAUAGCCACAUUGGAAAAAUACAAACCCAGCUGUGCUUUCAGUUAUUUUGAAAUUAGCUCUCAAUCCCUGAAAAUUCACACUUAAAAAAAUAAAUAAAAAUACCCUGUAAACGUUAAGGUGAUUUAAGUUUGUUUGAGGUCUUAAUGCAGGCAAUGUUAAUGUAGUCAUUAGAUCUAGCUUGACACCAGUCAGGUGGUGGUAACAUUUAUAUUGGUUGUUAAUACAUUAAAAUGUGCAAUGAGUGUGAAAAGUACCAUUAAUUUUAAUAGGCUAGCAUUUUUACUAACAUGUCCUUGGAUUUUUUUCUAUUCUGAUGGUUCAUUUUCCUGUAACCAAGAAAAUCUGGAAAUUUUGCUUUAUCAUACCCCUUUAAGUGUUCAAACAACCUUCCGUAUAUUUUUACUAUUUUUUGCGACAAUUCAUUUCUAAUGAAAUUAUAUAGACAAUUUCUGUGGCAUGUAUUAAGAGUACAAAGCUAAGAAGGUCACACUCUGAUCAUGUUUCUAUUUGUUAAUUUUGCUAAUGGUACUGAUUGAUUAGCUUUUAUGUUAUUUUUUUUUCUUUGCUAAGAAACCAAUGUAUGUACAAAUAAACAAUUGUAUCUAAAUUAUAGCUCAAGUUAUAGGUCUCGGAGGAAUGCCAGUAGAUAUGUUUUAUGUAUUCACGCUCCCAUAUAAUUAACUUUGAAUUACCUUCUGCAGAUAUUCACAAAUUUAAUGCAAACUUCUGCCUUUAUUUAGUUAUCCUUGGAAAUUAUCCUGUACUCUGAAAAGGUCAUGCAGGAAGCAAGGAGAAUUUAUUUAGCUGUUACAUAUAGAAUAUAUGCGUCGUCUGCUCAGUCUUGACGAUUAUAGGUACAAACAGGCGUCUGCAAAUUGCUUUGAGGAUUAAACAUAAUGGCGAAAGCUCACGCCAGUGAGCACUGACCAAUGAUUUAUGGUAAAACAGAAAUUGAUGGUGAAUCAGCGAUCAUAUUAUAAACUCAAAGAGGAACUAUCACUUCUCUGGAAUUUACACAACUGAAUGAAAUUUUGACCAUCACCUACUUGUUAUAACACCUUUUUCCCCCUGAAAUCUUCAUUUUCUAUUUAAUUUCUAUAAAUUUUAUAGUAAAUAAUAGUAUAAUCCAAUUCAGAUAAGGCAAAGAGAAAACAUUGCAAAUAAGGAGGAGAAAUACAAACAUUGUUUCAUUUUAUCUCCUCUCUUUAUGCUUUGUCUAUGCCGACUAAUAAGUGCAAAAACAGACGUUAAAACAAUGACUGACAGGGAACUAAUACGGAGGCACCCAGCGAUAAAUAUACGUGGAUUUCUACAUUUAAUUGUAGGUAAUUCUAAGUUUCAUGAAGAAAUUAUUUAAUUUCAAUAAUGACAGGAGGCGAAUAUUUUGCUUUGUUUCUUUACUCCACCUCCAAAUAGCAGCAAACAAUUAAAAAACUCAAAACUAAAAAAAAAAAUGUAUAAUUGGCAGAGCACAAGUCUAACAUGACAUUCUCAAAAACAUGAAACUCUUGUCAUAAUAACCAAAUAAAUGUAACAAAGCCUCGAAUGUUACUUCACCUGCAGAUAUUCAUGAAUGUCUUCGCCAGAUUCUCUGAAAUUUCCUGAAAGAAAAGAAAAAGUGAAGGUCAUAAAUGAAAAAAAUACCAGCAAAGAAAAUACAAACAAACAAGCGCAAUAUGAAAUUAAAUAAUCGUCUGUAUGACACCAAAUAUUACAAAUAAAAGUCCAAAAGUAAAAAUUCGUAGCUGCCAGACAUAAAAGGGCUACGCACAGCGCUGACAUUUAUCUACUUUUGGACAUAAAUGAAAAGAAAUGUAACACCUUUUCACUGAAAUUAAAUUUAUAAUGUUUGUCCUCUGUCGGCCCUUUGCUAACUUUGGGGAGGUAACUUUGCGCUAUUUGGCUUGAGCCAAAGGGAAACACCAUUGCUAGGGCCUUUCCCACUGCUUCUGCAACAUUGAUCAGUGCUUGUAAAUCCCCAGAAUAUGUUGGAAAUUCCUCCACAAUGUGAAAUGAUAGUAAAAAACAGGCAAUAGAAACUCUGAGUACAAGGAAUGAUUUUAUGAGCAAGUGUGGGCUCACGCCAAAGUGCAAUAUCCAGUAUGAUGGUAGGAUGUGGGCUCACCACACUGAUCUCACUCAACUCUGCACUUAAAUCACCGCAGAACAAUUAGAGUGUGGAGUCACCACAAUGUGGUUGAGCAGGCACUAACAACUGGGGCUCAUCCCAGUGGCAGAAUAAAUGCAGGCGCCCUUGUCCUGGCACAAUUCUCCCUCAAUGUGCAAAACUCACAACAAGGCUGAGCUGUAGAUUGAAAACUCCAGCAAAAAUACUCCCUCACACUUUCGUAACCAAGAUGUCUGCCACUCCCUCAACCAGACAUGGGCAGCCUUCAUCUCAAAGCACUGUCACGAGAUGCGAGUGCCAAGAUCACCGCAAGGCGGGGGUUGCAAGAUGGGCGGAUUUUGCAAGACUGAUGCCUGAAUGCUCAAAUGGAAGCGGAGGUAACACCAGAAUCCCAGGGUGGUGCCAAAAAAAAAUGACUGGACCAGAAUGGCCUCCGUAGGGCGGGGCAAUAAAGUGUGAUUAAAAACAGGAGAUAAAGGGGGCAGGACAGUGACAGGGUAGAGAAAAAAAAAAUCAAUAUAUAAUUAGUCACUUGAAUACAAUAACCCCAGAGUAUCAAACAAAUAACCCUGAAGUGAGCGCAUGCUCUGACCUAAAGCUGAAGGCAGGAUCAGCAAAGAAAGAAGUGAUUCCUUGUGCUGUUUUUGAUUGGUUAAUUUUUUUAUUGCUGUUUGCUGCUAUUUGGAGGUAGAGUAAUGAAAGAAUGCAAAAUAUUCGCCUCCUGUCAUGUGGUAAAAAAAUUGUUUUCACACCACAGAAAUACAUAUGUUAAUUAGGAGAAAUACACGGCCUUCACAGCAGUGGCACGUUUUCAGAAUUUAUUAAGAAAAAAGAACACAAAGACAUACGAUGCCAAUUCGGACAUAAUCAUUUAUCAUGUAUUCUCUCUGUGUCCUUUCUUUCAGUAAACUAUGAAGACUUGCCACUGGUGUGAAGUUUGUGCUUUUGUCCUAAUUUCUGUUAGUUGACGACUGCGGCGCCCGUGGCUGGUUAAACUCUAUAUUGCCAUAUGUUCCUGUAUGCAGCAUUGUAUUUAUAAUUCUACAAAUACAUAUUUGUCAUAUAAAGGGCUAGUAAACAUAAUGUUUAUUAAUCUUUGGACGUGAGAGUUUACCGUUAAAAAAAACCCCCAACCUGCUGACCAUUCCUCAUUCCCUCAACCUUGUAAAUGGAUUUCGAGCACUUACUGGGGUGUGGAGCAGUGCAGUAGAGUUAAGUAUAAAAACCAUUAAACAAUAGUCCACAGUGCCACAAUAAUCCAUGCGCCCUCGUGCUAUUUUUUACAUCUAUUUUUUACUAAAUUAACUUGUCCGUGAGGUGGUUAAACUGAAAUCUCAAAAUGGAUCUCCAGCUCAAGUAUGUCAGGUCUUAAAAAAAAAAAUGUUUAUUUCUACAAUAUGUUUUUUUUUCAGGGCCUUGAAUUCAAGCCAGCUAAAGGCAAUGAAUAUAAAUAUGGUACCAGGAUACCAUGAUCCGUAUUCUGGGAGGAUACUGACACGUGGUGAAAUUGGAUGCUUCCUCAGCCAUUACUAUGUCUGGAAAGAGGUUUGUUAAUAGGGAACAUUAUGCAGACAAUAGCCCUUAUGAGUAUGUGACAUCAUGAAGUCAUUUAUUUGAUUAUUAUUCAUUGCUUGUAUAUGCAGUAGAGGCUGAGUGGCCAUUUUAAAACGUAAACAUGAUUUGUAAUGCAAAGAGUCAACACCCUGAUCAUGUGUCUGAAAAUCCUUCUAUAAAGCAUGCAAGAGGUUAAGUUGUUCAGCCAAACAUUAGAACAGAAAGGACAUGAUCUAAGCUGUUUUGAUCAUCAAACGUGUAAGAUAAAGGUGACUUAUCGAAUUUCUUCUUUAAAAUGAACCCCUUCACCAUUGACUGUUUGACAUUUGUGUAAAACAAAAUGUAGUCAAGUCCAUAAAGCCUUGACUUAUUUUCCUUUGCACUGUAGGAAUGAUUACCAGCUUUGAAAUUAAUGCCUUUGCCAAGAACCCUUUCCACCAACUUGGUAUCUGCAAAUGGGCUGUAAAUGACAGUCCUCCCCUCUAUCAAAACAGUAAAGGAAGCUUCAAAUUAUGCAAUUCCUAUAGUCAGAGAUGGCACCCUCUUAGCUUUACUUUAAAGUGCAUUUAAUAGACACAACUAAGGAAGUCUUGCAACAGACCCCUGCACACUGCCCAAUACAUCAAAUUGUUGUGUCAUGGUUCCUCAGGAAUGAAAAACAAGCCUCCACUUGUAAUUGGUGGCAUGUAGAGUCUGGUACUUUUUCAAUAGCAUCAUGUACUUGGCUAUUGCUCAAUGUCUGAAGAUUGAGACAUUCAGCAAUAGCAUCAGAGUUGUAACAUGCUGUCACAUUGCACAGAUGCCUAUGAGCCAGUCAAUAUUACCCCCAUAUUGGUAUAAGGGAGUUUUUUUGUGAUUUUUUUUUUUUUUAUUCUUAAAAGGACACUAUAGGCACCUUCAGCUCAUUGUCUGGGUGAAGUCUCCUGGGUCAUUGCCUGGGGGAAGUGUCCCUUUUGCACUUAGUGCUGCAAUGUAAAACAUUUCAGUUCCAGAGAAACUGCAAUGUUUACAUUGCAGCACUAAGUCUGCCUCUAGUGGCUGUCUACCAGACAGCCACUGAAGGCGCUUCCUGCAUCGUAACAGACCUUUGGUCUGGUAUCUGAUGCUGGACGUCCACACGCUCUGCAUGAGGACCUCCAGCAUCAGAUUUUUUCCUUGUAGGAAAGCAUUGAUUCAAUACUUUCCUGUCAGAAGGUCUAAUGCAUUAGUGCUCGCUCGCUGCAGGACAUCAGAAGGGGCAGAGCACAAAUUCACCCCAUAAGCUUUUGUAAUGUUUUUUUUGUGUCUUUUUUUAUUCUUCAGAAAUAGUAGAUGCUUGGCAUAGCCUUCCAGAAGAGGUGGUAAAAAUAAUAUAGUGGAGCAGUUCAAGAAAACUUGUGACUUACUGUUUUCUAGAGACUCGUGUUUUCUAGAUGCAGAACAAGCAGACUAGACUGGCCAUGUGAACUCUGUUAUCGGUCUUAAUCUGGAUUUCACAGUUUCAAGGAAACAGUAAUAGAUCAGAGUAAUGUUGCCAAAAAUUUCCUUUAUACAUUUAUUUUUUAUUUUUUAGAUGUUUUGUCUUUAACUCCCUUUAAAAAUUUGUGAAUUUUUUUUAGUUUAACUUGUACAAAACAUUUAGUUCUUUUUAAUCCAUAAGCAUCUAUAAUGUGCUUAUUCCAUAAACUGGGAAUUGUGAAGGGACUAUUAUUUUCUGCUAUUUAUCUUGCUUGGCUAUUUUGUCCUAAAAUUUGCAAAUCCCUUUAUCAAUUCUUCACGUUUCCUGGUUUAGUGGAUAAAAUAGUCUUAGCAGAGUAAAGUCCAUCAUAAAAGCUGUAUCCAAUCAACAAGGCACUAUCCAGAUUGUGGUUUACUCCCAAACUAUAAUGACAGUGGGCAGAAAAUCGAUUUGGAGAUGAUUCUGAAGCGUACAAUGACCUUCAAAUAUCUACAGAUUAUCAUGCAAAGGCUGGAGGCCUGUUGUCAUACAGGAGCAAAGAAACUUCUAAAAGAAAACAUUUAUAAUCAAAUCUCAAAUAAUUUAUAGUGCUUCUGAACAUUUUGCAGUAGAUUCUAUUCUGUGUUUUGGUUAUAUCACGUUGGUUUUUCUUUUUGUAUUGUAUUUUUAGGUAAUUGAAAGGGGUCUUGAAAAAUCUCUUGUCAUUGAAGAUGAUGUGCGCUUUGAGUUGCAGUUUAAAAACAAAUUAACGAAACUAAUGAAUGACAUUGAAGAUACUGGACUGGAAUGGGAUUUAAUGUAAGUAGACAGCAAAAUAUUGAAAUCUCAGAUAGCCAUGCGAUUGGACAAGUGCCAGUUUAUCAACACAUUUGCUUAUUCCAUUUUGAUUUCCUUUGCACGGUUGGCAUCACAAAAAUAAUUUUGCAUCAGAGUGUGUUGUUCUGUUUGGAGCUGCAGAAAUUAGAGAAACUAACAAGACAGACCUCUUUAAAAACAGGAAAAAAAAUGUGGCUGCAUUUCAUAAAAUCAAGAUGCUUUUUACAUGUUAAAAUAUUUCUGCAUUUUGAAACAAUCUUAUGUGUCUACCAAAUCUAUAUAGAUCAGACUUUAUUAAUGCCCAAAUCCUUUCUCUUCUCUAUUCUGAGCGUGGCUGUAAACCCAGCAGAUGUGACCAGAAUUAAUCACGCUCAAGGUAUUUCGGUUUGCGUACUCAGGAGAAUUUGUAAUGAAUAUACGCUCAUUGGAGACAAGGCCCAUCCGUGUUUAAUAUCUGAAUUAUAUGCAGAAUUUUUAGUAAUACAUUUUUAAAACUAUAUAUUUUAUUCUCCUCUAGACAUUAAUUUCGAAUGCAGUUACUUGAUAAAACAAUAUUGCAUGCUUUUUUAAAUCCAGGUGUAUAUUCCAAAUGGACAUAACAUAAAUUUUUAUGUACUGUAAAUACUCGAGUAUAAGUCGACUCGAAUAUAAGUCGAGACCCAUAAUUUUACCCCAAAAAACUGGGAAAACUUAUUGACUCGGGUAUAAGACUAGGGUGGGAAAUGCAGCAGCUACUGGUAAAUUAUUAUAUUAUUAUUACAUUUUUUAUUUAUAUUUUUUUUCGUCCCCCCUCCCUGCUUGUUAGCUGGCCAGGGAGGGGGGCUCUCAUUCCCUGGUGGUCCAGUGGUGUGCACUGUGUAGGAGGGGGGCUGGCAGCGAGCUGUAACUUACCUUUCCUGCAGCUCCUGUCAGCUCCCUUCUCCUCCACUGUAAGUCUCGCGGCCGUGCGGAGCAUUCCCCACGGCUCUCGUGAGAUUUACAGUGGAGCUGACAGGGGAGCUCACCGGAACGGAGGAGAGAGAAGGGAGCUGACAGAAGCUCCAGGAAAGGUAAGUAAACUCUUCCUGCCAGCCCCCAACAGGACUGCUGGGCUUGUAAUGAGCCCGGCGGUCCUGGUCUGUAUUAUGGCACUGUAAGUUGCCAUAAUACAGACAUUAACUUGAGUAUAAGUCGAGUGGGGGUUUUUCAGCACAAAAAAUGUGCUGAAAAACUCGACGUAUACUCGAAUAUAUACGGUAUAUUAUAUGUUUUUUUUUUUAUAGCACUGUAAAAACCUGCACAUGGGUAAUGUAUACUUCCCAACACCUCUGAAAGUGUUAGGAAAGUGCUGAUUUAUUACCCCAAUCAUGUUAUCCAAAAUUCAGAUUUUUAUAAUUUUUUUUUCGGUUUUCCACUUCUGGUUAACCAGAGAAAAUAGAAUUGUUAUUACACGUCAGCAGCCCUGUUAGCUAGCUCUUGGAUGCUAGUCAGUACAGCUCACAAUGACUUAAAUGAACAACAGGGUUAGUCUGAACCUGGGGUAGGCAACCUUCAGCACUCUAGAUGUCCAUAUGUUGUGGACUACAUCUUCCAUAGUACUCUUACAGACAUAAUUCUGGCAAAGCAUCAGGAGAGAUGUAGUCCACAACAUGUGUAGUACUGAAGGUUGCUUACCCCUGGUCUAAGCCAUACUUAGGGUCUACUAAAUCAGGAAUUUGAUGAUAAUUGGAAAUUCCAGACUGAAGUAGCUGGGCUAAUAAAAUAGCUUAUGUAGAUUUUUUUUUAAAUUUGUCUGUGGCCUAAAAUAUGUAAGUCUCCACAAAAAAAAAGCUGUUCUUGUUUUUCUUGCAAAGCUGUUUUAAUACAGUUUUUACCUUCUUUCUGUAAUUGUCCAAAUUAUGUAUCAGAAUAACACAGUUAAAAAAAAUAACCAUAUUGCUUGAAUUGUAGCUGAUUUAAUUUUAAGGUAUAAUGGGGAAAAUGUACAGCAGUGUCUGUAGUUUAGUCGGCCUUCUGUACUUAUAGCAAGGGAAAAAUGUUUAAAGUUUCACAAAAGUACAUUGAACAAAAUUAUAAACGCAACACUUUUGUUUUUGCCCCCAUUUUUCAUGAGCUGAGCUCAAAGAUCUAAGACUUUUUCUAAGUACACAAAAGGCCUAUUUCUCUCUAAUAUUGUUGACAAAUCUGUCUAAAUCUGUGUUAGUGAGCACUUCUCCUUUGCUGAGAUAAUCCAUCCACCUCACAGGUGUGGCAUAUCAAGAUGUUGAUUAGACAGCAUGAUUUUUGCAAAGGUGUGCCUUAGGCUGGCCACAAUAAAAGGCCACUCUAAAAUGUGCAGUUUUACGGUAUUGGGGGUGUCCGGGGGGUCCAAAAACCAGUCCGUAUCUGGUGUGACCACCAUUUGCCUCACGCAGUGCAACACAUCUCCUUGGCAUAGAGUUGAUCAGGUUGUUGAUUGUAGCUCGUGUAAUGUUGGUCCGCUCCUCUUCAAUGGCUGUGCGAAGUUGCUGGAUAUUGGCAGGACAUGGAACAUUCUGUCGUAUACGCCGAUUGAGAGCAUCCCAAACCUGCUCAAUGGUUGACAUGUCCAGUGAGUAUGCUGCCCAUGCCAGAACUGGGAUGUUUUGAGCUUCCAGGAAUGGUGUAGAGAUCCUUGCAACAUGGGGUCGUGCAUUAUCAUGCUGCAACAUGAGGUAAUGGUCGUGGAUGAAUGCAACAACAAUGGGCCUCAGGAUCACGUCACGGUAUCUCUGUGAAUUCAAAAUGCCAUCAAUAAAAUGCACCUGUGUUCAUUGUCCAUAACAUACGCCUGUCCAUACCAUAACCCCACCACCAGCAUGGGCCACUCGAUCCACAACAUUGACAUCAGUACACCACUCAGCCAUACGACGCCAUACACACAUUCUGCCAUCUCCCCUGUACAGUGAAAACCGGGAUUCAUCCGUGAAGAAAACACCUCUCCAACGUGCCAGACACCAUCGAAUGUGAGCAUUUGCCCACUCAAGUUGGUUACGACGACAAACUGCAGUCAGGUCGAGACCUCGAUGAGGACAACAAGCAUGCAGGUGAGCUUCCCUGAGACAGUUUCUGAAAGUUUGUGCAGACAUUUCUUGGUUAUGCAAACCGAUUGUUGCAACAGCUGUCCAGGUAGCUGGUCUCAGACGACCUUGGAGUGAAGAUGCUGGAUGUGGCGGUCCUGGGCUGGUGUGGUUACACAUUGUCUGCGGUUGUAAGGCCAGUUAGAUAUACUGCCAAAUUCUCUGAAACGCCUUUGGAGCCGGCUUAUGGUAGAGAAAUGAACAUUUAAUUCAUAGGUAACAGCUCUGAUGGACAUUCCUGCAGUCAGCAUGCCAAUUGCACGCUCCCUCUAAACUUGCGACAUCUGUCUUAUUAAUCAUGCUGUCUAAUCAGCAUCUUGAUAUGCCACACCUGUGAGGUGGAUGGAUUGUCUCAGCAAAUGAGAAGUGCUCACUAACACAGAUUUAGACAGAUUUGUGAACAAUAUUUGAGAGAAAUAGGCCUUUUGUGUACAUAGAAAAAGUCUUAGAUCUUUGAGUUCAGCUCAUGAAAAAUGGAGUCAAAAACAAAAGAGUUGCGUUUAUAAUUUUGUUCAGUGCAUAUAAAAAUAUAUUUUCUAUUAAAGUUAAAGUCAUCUUCCAAUUAACAAAAUGCUGGAAAAAAAAACCCUUUUUAAUUUUUGAUUGGUUUCCUAAAUUUCAGUGGUAUUAUACAUAAUUUGCCACUAGCACAAUUAAAUGAAAGCAGACAGAAAGCAAUUAGAAUUGUAUACAGAAAAUUCAAUUUGCUGUGACUGUUUUCAAUCAUAUAGUGAAUAAACUUUUACUAAAAUUGUCCAAAGAAAAGGAAAAAAAUUAUAAUUUUGCUAACUGGAAAAUAUAACAGGCUAUAUUCAGUAAGUGGUGAAACAUUUUUUUUUUGUGUGCAAUAUGUAGCACAUGGACAGCUGCCUCUGAAAAUCCGCACACACAUUUAUUUAUUUAAAGUUGCUUCCUUUCCAAAGUAAAUCAGGCCUCCCAACAGUUGCACUUUUGGGGAUCUGAGGACAUCAGGGAAAUUGCCCCCCGGGCAGCAGAGAGCUAGUUCAUUAUUAGAUGUGCUCAGGCCAUGCAGUGGAGUGCAGUGGGCACUUGGACCAUGCAGGAAGUGAUAUAGCAGUGCUACCAGUGUGGUGCUGAAGUCUGAGGAUUGGCCAGACAAGUCCCCAACCCCAAACCCUCCAGAAUGCAUGUCUCCUGUUUUUGGGAUAUAUUCUAAAUCCUUAAGAAUUCUUUUGAUAUGGAAAAAGUAAUAACUACUGAAAUGCAAUUUGUCAUUUAAUCAUUUGAGUAAUUCAGCUACUCCAUGCUUCUAAACAUUCCUGGGUUAGUUGAGACAUUCCUGGUUUCUGGCUCCUGUCCAGGUGUCCCCCAAUCAAGAGACACUAAAGAAUUGUCCCCAACAAGCACAGUGAGAGCACUUAGAUUCACACGUAAUUAGACACACUGAGCAGAGUGCUUCUAGUGCUCAAAGCACUUUUGUAGCAUUCAAGAAAUGGACAAUCCUUAGGGCAAUCAGCCAGAGACUCUCCAUGUAUUAUACUACCUGUUAGGUCUGUGCCUCAUUCCAGCAUGAUCUUUGUGACACUGGAACUCCUAGAAUUAUUUCCAACACUUGUCUACCCGCGCCAUUUUUGCAUUAUCACCCUUGCACCGGUUGGCAUCGCAGGAAUGACAGACCAAUAACAGUUUUCCUAUGACUAUUUUAGCUUUCUCUGCAAUAUACACCUAGCCCUGAUGUGGUUUUCCUUGUGAUGAUCCGAGAGCGGUUUCAUAUUUAGUAGUGAUUCAUAGUAUUCUGACUUGUCGUUGGCCAUUCUCCAUUGCACUAAGAAGUUUUGGUUUGUAUAGUAAUAUUGCUGUUUUGUUUUUAUAGUUAUAUUGGUCGAAAGAGGAUGCAAGUUGAACGUCCUGAAAAGGCUGUUCCUAACGUAAUGAAUCUGGUAGAGGCUGACUACUCCUACUGGACUCUGGGAUAUGCUAUCUCCUGGCAGGGAGCUCAGAAACUCGUUGCGGCUGAGCCUUUGAAGAAGAUGUUACCGGUGGACGAGUAUCUUCCAGUUAUGUAUAACAAGCACCCAGAGUAAGUAUAGCCUUUUUUGAAAAGUGUACAGAAUGUCCGGACAGGUACUAAAAAUCAGUUGUUAAACUCAUCUUUUUGUCAAGAACUAUAUAAAGGCUGCCACCAUAAAAAUAUUUCAAAGGGUCUUUUUCAUCCUAAAAGUGUAUGGAUGAUGAAGUUCCCUUUAGGUAAAAUGCUGUUAAACCUGUUAGUGCUAUGAAAAUAAAAUAGAUAAUGUGAUUUUAAUGUAACCACAAUAUAUAAUUUACAAAAAAAAUAUAUACUUACCUCCAAGAUUUUGUCUACCUCCUCCAAAAUGGCUGCUGCAAAGGCUGCAAAAUGGAUGCCAUAUGAAAGGUAUAUGUGUAUAUCCGUUUUGAAGCCUUCUACAGUGUGGGAAAAAAAAAAAAAGAUUAAUUUACUAAGCCCAGUGCCAUGUAGUUGGCUACAGAAGACAAAGAAAGUAUCUGCAAGCCUGAAUUUCAGAAUUUCCAUAAUGACACUUAAUAUUCUAGUAGGUUAAUGUUUUAUUUAAAUAUGUGCACUGCUUGGAACCACUUGCAGCUAACACAAUGUACAGAUCAAACUAGAAACUUUCUUAAAUUACCAUAUUUCUCAAUUCACCCUCUCUUUAAACAUGUUACUCCACAUAAUUCAUUUGGGCAGCCUAUGACCAAAGGGAAUUAUUUUAUAUCUGAAAUAUUUAAAAAAAAAAAAAAAAAGGAAGAAAAUGUAUCUGUCUGGCACUCAAAGGGUUAAAAUCUACUUUUUCUUGGGGUCUAUUCCCUAAACUCUAAAUUUUGAAGAGCUGACAAAGCAACUGUAACAUUCAGGCUAAAAUUGCCAAACUGGAAAAUUGCUGUUUGGACCAUUUUUCCAUUAACAUUUACGAUCGAAAUUUUGAAAUGUUCUCAGUUCUCUACAAUUCUUGAUUUUGUAAAUAAAUCACCUUGUUUUUAAUUCAUAAUUAUGGUUAUUUACUAAAGUGAGAAUUGUUGGGAAUUCAUUGUAAAUUAAAAGUGAAUUUCAAAUUCGAAGCUAAAGUAGCAGAACUGUAAGCAUAACCAACUUGGAUAUUUUGGGCUUUAAAUUUGAAAUUCACUUUAAAUUCUUACUUUGGUAAACAACCUGCUUAGUGUCAGAUAUGUGCAGGAUUGCUUUGGGCCAGUUAGAAUGAUUGUCUGUGAAAUUAUUGUGUAUUCUCGUGGUUCUUUCACAGAUAAUUAUGUUUUACUGUGGAAUCAGAAAGUAUAAAACGUGAUGCAUUUCUUCACAAUCCUCUUCAACCCUUCCCAAUUAUAUACCUAAGCAAUCUAGCUCUUUAUAAACCCUUUUAAUACAUUAGUUACAGUUUGUAAUAUCUGUUUACAAGAGGUUAUUUACUAAGCAACUGUAGAGAAUUGACAGGGAAAUCAAACAUUUAGACCAAAAUAGCAAAGCUGCAAAAACAAUAGAAUUUAAGUUUUGUUUUCUUCUUUUUCAUAUAUUUUGGCCUUUAUUUUGUAGUUUUCUUGUUACUGACUCUGUGUACAAGCCCCUUAGUGUUUAGUAUCAACCGUUAUUUCUAUUCUGCUUGUUCAAGAACUGGUCUUUAUCUCCCUUAUUUGUUAAAACACAAUUAACUGCUAUAAAACAAAUAUAAAAUGUACACGUCUGUAUCACCCGUGAAUAUAAUGUUGUAUCGGAAAUGCAGAUUAGGAGAUAGAGUUCUGUAGUUUGACACAUGGCAGUGGAUUUUGGAAAUUGCAGGAAGUUGUCAAUUCACUGCGUUCUGCAGAACUACAAAGACUUUCUUAAUGUCUAAUUAAGAUAAAGUUUUGCCCAUAUCCCACACACUUAAAAUGACACAAACAAUAUCCUCUUUCCUUAUAUGGGCAUAAGUUCCUUUAACAACUACAAAGUGCAAUUGUCUCCCUGAGCCACCACUUCCUGAUUGAAUUAAGCAUUAUGGGUGCCGAAAUAGACAUCAGCUGGGAAGACUUGUUAUUAGCAGGAAAAUUUAUUAUGGGUAAUUUUGGAGAACUGACAAUUAACCAAAAUAGCACAGCUACAAAAUUUGCAGUCCCUUUUUCAAUUUUCCAGCAUCUCUGCUUUAGUAGAUAGCCCUGACUUUUGCAUGCAUUAUACAGGAGUCCACAUUUCUGAACCUUUGGAAUCAAAACCGUUAAGUGACUUUGCCUUCAUGCCUAAAUUUGUCCUCCUUGGUAUAACUCUAGUGCAUGUUGGUUUGUUUAAGAUUCAUAUUUGGUGGCAACAUAUGCAAUAAAGACCAUCUUACAUGUAUUUUUCCACAUGUCUAGAAUGGAUCACUUCCUCAUAGAUGUUGAGGGUUCAUGUUUUAAUGAUCACUCCAAUGUCAAAAAUAAAUGUAUUUUUAAUUAUGGGGUGUUCAUUUUUUUCGUUUUAGGGAACCCUGUUUCAUUGUGUUAUGUAAUCCUGUGCUUCUCAUAAAGAAGCAUUGGUUUCAAAGCUUUUCUGUAUGUACUUCUCAACUAUAGUUUAAAGUUAGUGAGGCUGGAAGCCGUCCUGACUGUUUGAUUGACAGCCAGGAUGGUCUACAAAGGUUUUUUGUUUUUUAAAAAAUAAAACUGCAGAAAACAGCAAUUUUAUAAAAUAGGACAAAGAGGACCUGCAUUUAACGCUGAAAUGCUUUAGAGGACUUCAGUGUAAAAUAGAAAAAUGGUUUCUAUUGCUGGUAUAACAUGAACUCUGUCCAUCAAAAUAUAGACUUAAAAACAUUGCAGUUGUCGUCAUUCUUUUCAAUAAGUACCUUAUUUCUGACCACAAUACAUUUUCUGUAGCAGCAAUCACUUACUCAGGGCCGUGGAAAUCCAUUUAAUUCUGGAAAUGUUACCGGACUAACUUGCAGAAGCCAAACACAGAGAGAUGGAGGCAGGACUUCAGGAAGUAAAAAAGGUCUUUAUUUACACACCAAUCGGGUCUCACACUGACCUUGUGUUCAAAAGGUAUGAGCCCAGAGCAUAGUUUGCACAGGCUAUUUAUUAACAAUAACUCCUCCCAUUCAUAGCUCCACUCACACAUACCCUUAGACCAAUCAGUGAACAGGAUAUUCAGGAUCACCUAAUAUGGGCAGACCAUAUGACUCCUUUUAAGGACAAAGGAAUGUGACUACAGUUGAUGCACAUGUUUAGUACAUUGAUGACAGUAUCUUAGCUACAUGUUACUAACUAACAGAUACAACAAACACCUGUACUUGUAUAUGCCACAUGGAGAUUUCAGGCCUACUAAAUUUUGAACCAUGUUGAAAUCCCAUCACAUUCCCCCUUUGAUGCUUCUGAUACAAAGUUAUUCCAGAUGCAUCACUAAUCAUAAUUUGCCAACACAUUUCAAGUAACCAUGAGCCGGACAGACCUUAUGAGCAUUCUAACUUAACUCUAUUACCUCUCAGCACUCAUCGACCUGAUUAUUAAUAGUCUCUCCUGAGUUAGGGGUUCAUAUUUUCAGAUGGCCAUUACAUAAGCAGCUGUCUUCCUUUCUAUAGUGCUCUCAAUAACACUAUGUAUAGACCUAACUACUAAUGGAAUCAGACAGGGCAGGAAGAGGUAUAAGAAAAUAAUAAAUACCACUCCUCCUACCAAUACCUUAAUCCCACCAAGCUGCUCAUACGAACUCCCAAACCAACUAUUUGGAUUAUACCUGUUCCAAAUCUGAGUGGGUACGUGUGCCAGUUUAACCAUGUGUUUAGUAAUAUCAACCACUGCCUGCCCCUCAUCAUUUAUAUUCAGACAACAAUUACUGAGGUUAAACUUUCCACACACACCUCCUUCUAUAGCCAGCAAAUAAUCAAGAGCCAGCCUAUUUUGGUAAAUGGCUGGUCUCAUGCAGGUAUUUUGCUUCGCCUUAGCUGUCUCAUUGGUUAUGAUCUCAACCACCGCCUGUAAUCUUAUAAUGCGGUUGAGCAUAUAAAUAUGGGGGUUCGGUAACCAUAAGUACCAUCUUCAGCCCAGGUAGUAGGUCCAUAAUAAUUAAUAAUACAUUGGCGAGACCACUCAUCAUCUUCCCAGUUACCUACAUUCAAUGAUGCUCGCAUCUUUUUAUGAUUUACAUCAUAAACCUUAACUCCCAAGGUCUCUCCCGUUUCAAUUGGUAACAAGAAGAAGGAUGGUUUGAGCAUACCUAGCACACAUGCUCUCUUCCAAUCUUGUGGCAACUCCGAGAAUGCUUUCUUACCACAGAUCCAGUAUAAAUUCACUGGGGCUUUCCAAUUGGAUGUAACAGAUAAGUCAAACCAUACCUCUUUGAAAUUGGUGUAAUUGGCAAAAGGAUUAGUAGGUUCUGAGACAUUUGAAGCUGACCACAAGUAGUAUCUUUUGUAUCAGCAUUAUAGGCCUUCUGUCCCAGACAUGUUAACUCGCCAACUAGUGUAUUAUACAGUGGCCCUUUCCUGGCUAAACAUACAUAUAAUAAUGUUUAUAUAAUAGAUGUUUUUAACUGCCAUUCUGAUUUACCUCUAGUACUUACUUGAUGAUCAGACUGAGCAGGCAUCUGUUGUUCAUCUGUCUCAGAACCAGGGUACCAAAUCUCUUUUGUCUCCCAUGGCCAUUGGUCUCCCAUAUUAGUACCUCCACAUACAAAGCAGUUAGUUAUAUUAAGACUACCUGCAAUACUCUCAGCCAAAUCAAAAAAUAGGCUCUUAGCAUUAUGGGGAAUUUUAUCCUCAACACUCAUCUCCUCAUAAAAGGAAUGGAGAACCUGAUGAGUCUGAGCAGCUGUUGUCUCGGUUUCAAUACCUACAUAUAAUAUGGCUCCCGGAUCUGUUCCUGUACCAUGUAUCUGAAACCCAAAAAGACUCCCAAACGUAUUAUUAAAUUGCAGUGGAUUGGAAAUGGUCAUAUGUACGGGAUUACAUUCCAUGGUUUUACAAUACAGUGUAGUGGGCAAGCUUUGGAUAAUCAUGUCUUGAUCUACUAUCUUUCCCGAGGUCGCCCACCCUACACAUGACCAAUAUGGGCAGCAGUUAAAGUCUCUAUUUGGGCAGUCAGGAUCAGUAGAUCUUUUACUAGGGCAUAAAUAUUUGUCGUUGAACCCAUAAAUUCAUUCCCAUUUAAGAUUACCACAUACAUUCCAAGGUUUUCUACUACCCGAAAUCACCUUACAUGCAUCAAAUAAUAGAAUACCCAUAGAAUGUAUGGUGCUUAUCAAAGUCCUAUUUAUCAAUGUCCCCUGAGAGUUACUAUUUCGAAUUACCAACCAAAUUGUACGGGGUUGGAAUUGGGGAUCGAAACACUUAGGCUCACCUGAUAUCGGAUGAUACACACUAUAGUCAGUAUCUAAGUACCUACACCUAGACACAGAUCCCUUACAUUCAUAUUGUGAGUGCCAAAAUAGGGUCUGGGAUAUCUGGUUACCUGUUUUCGUAGUCUUAAUACAACCAACACAGCUUGGAAUAUCCUUACCUUUACCCUCCUGAAUAAUCAUAAAAAUACUAAAGCACAUAAUUAAACACAUUAUUCUUGUGAUCCUCAUCUUAAUUCUUCGACCGUGCGACAGCACCUCAGCUUCCCGCUUGGGAGGGCUGCAAGGAUUGUAGUACUUCUGAUCCUCACUUACCUUCACAGAGGUCCCUUCGAGAUACUCUGACUAUGAAACGUAGGCAGGUGGUCAGGCUUUAUUAUGGCUGUCAAAACACCUACUUGUUGAUCUCAGCAACUUUCAACCACGAUUCUUCAAAAAUCAGCUCAUACUUCUCAAGUAACGCUCAAUUCGACUGGGUCAUGUGCUUCAACCGGAUCUUGCAAGGAUUCUCACAAUCUGCAGUAGCUUGCCAGGAAUCUGCCGCUGGUUUAACCCUAGAGUGAUGAAUCCAAGGUGUCACCUCUGGCACCUUUACAGCUCCUUCUUUAUACAAUGCUCCAUGGGCAUGAGUUGUUAAGAAGGCAUAUCUUGAAUCCGUAUAGAUGUUCACUCUCAACCCCUCAGCUAGUUGCAGGGCCCUUGUCAGUGCAAUUAAUUCCACCUUCUGUGCUGAUAUCCCUUUCGACAAUGGUCGUGCUUCUAUCACCUUGUCUAUGGUGGUUACCGCAUACCCUGCAUACCGAAUACUUCUUUUACAAAGCUACUACCAUCCGUAUAGUACUGUAUAUCUGGGAUCUGGAUGGGAAAAUCAUGGAGAUCUGGCCUGCUAGAAAAUACUUCAUCCAUUAUUUCCAGACAGUCAUGUUGACUUUCAGCAGUCUGUGUCAGAAGGGUAGCUGGAUUGAGAUUGUUGACAGUCUCAAGAUGUACUCUUGGAUUCUCGCAUAGCAUAGCCUGAUACUUGGUCAUUCUGCUAUUGCUGAACCAAUGAUUACCUUUGUAAUCCAGUAGGGUCUGUACUGCAUGAGGUACUCACACAUAGAGUUCCUGACCCACUGUAAGUUUGUCAGCUUCCACUACCAAAAAAGCUCAGCAGCCACUGCUCGUACACAAGGUGGAAGACCACUAGCCACCGCAUCCAGUUGUUUGGACAAGUAGGCUACAGGUCUUUGCCAUGAUCCUAAGUACUGAGUUAACACUCCCACUGCCAUUCUUCUUUGCUCAUGCACAUAUAGGUAGAAAGGACGCGAGUGAUCUGGUAGGCCUAGGGCUGGGGCUCUCAUAAGUGUUUUCUUGAUAUCUUCAAAUGCCUUUGUUGUUCUGUGGUCCAUAGGAAGGGAUCAUGUUCCAUGCCUUUUACAGCUUCAUACAAGGGUUUCGCCAAUAUCGCAUAAUUAGGAAUCCAUAUCCUACAGAAUCCUGCUGCUCUAAAGAAUUCUUGCACUUGUCUUCUAUUCAUGGGUACAGGUAUUCGACACACUGCUUCUUUUCUUUCAGGUCCCAUUGUUCUUUGACCUUCAGAGAUAUGGAAUCCUAAAUACUUGACAGUUGGCUGACACAAUGCGCCUUCUUCCUUGAUACCUUGUAACCUGCCCUCCAAAGAAUAUGGAGUAGAUCAUGGGUUGCUUGUUGGCACAUCUCUUUAGUAACUGCAGCUAUCAAGAGAUCAUCCACGUACUGAAGCAAUACACAUUCCCCUGGGAUGGAUUUGGAGUCUUGUAAAUCUUGACUCAGUGCAGAUCCAAAUAGGGUAGGUGAAUUCUUGAAUCCUUGAGGCAACCUGGUCCAAUUCAUCUGACGCUUUGAUCCCAUAACAGCAUCUUCCCAUUGAAAAGCAAAGAUGCACUGACUUUCAACAGCAAGUCUAAGGCAGAAGAAAGCAUCUUUAAGAUCUAGGACUGUAAAGUGAGUUGCCCCACCAGGAAUUAGGGCAAGCAGAUUAUAGGGGUUGGGUACCACUGGGUGUAUAUUAACUACUGCAUCAUUAACUGCUCUUAAAUCUUGAACAGGACGAUACUCAUCUGAUCCUGGUUUCUGAACAGGUAAUAAUGGAGUGUUCCAAGGGGAGGUACAGAAUUUUAGGAUACCAUACUUUACGAACUUAUCCAAGUACGUCUGUAUGUUCUUCUUGGCCUUCUGAGGUAUGUGAUACUGGCGUAGGCUCACAGGGUAGGCCCCAAGCUUUAGUUCAAUAUGUAUCGGUGGGAUAUUACGAGCAAGUCCUGGAGGAUUAUUCUCUGCCCAAACUCCUGGAAUGUCAAAUAAAGAUCUAUCACUCUUAGGGUUUGCAUUUGUUAUUACAGAGUAGAAGCGCCAUUCUUCUUCUUUCGGUACCAAUACUGCUAUCAUGCCUGGUGAUUUAUUAAACUUCAGAGACGUUCAUCCAUUAGGUAGAAAAGUUAUCUGAGCUUGAAGCUUUAAUAAUAGAUCUUGUCCUAGAAGUUGAAUUGGACACUCUGGCAUAUAUAGGAACUGGUGCUUCACAAAAUGGCCCCCUAAGAUGCAAGUGCGACUCCUGAGAACCGGUCUAGCAAGGCUUCUCCCAGUAGCUCCUAUUACAGUUACAGUCUUUCCAGAAGGAGGAGCUACCAAUUUAGUCACCACAGAAUGUUCAGCACCUGUAUCAAUCAUGAAAGGACUUCUCUUUCCCCCUAUUGUUACAUCGACCAUAGGCUCCGCUCGGCCAAGGGGGAUGGAGCCCGGUCGGUAUCAACAGUCUUCCAUGACAAUGUCAGCCAGACCCACAAAAUCUCUAUCUUCCCUAUCCCUAAGUCUCUGAGUAGGGGGAUAAUAUCUUCCUUCCUGAACACCCCCACUGCCAUUAAAUCCUCCAAAACUUCCUCUUCCUCGUCCUCUAAAGCUCCCACCGUAACCACCUCGCCCCCAUCUCUCAUCUUAUCUACCACCUACAAUAUAUCCCCUCUGUGGGCAGUCACUCUUCCAAUGUCCUUCCUCUCUACAACAUGCAUAUUGAUCUCUGCCUAGUGGUACCGUGCUCAUCCUAGCCUCAACUCCUCUAUCAAUCUCCCUCCCUGUCUCGCUACACCUGUGAUAGCUACCGCUAACAUGUCUGCUUUCUUCCUCAUUUUACAUUUCUUCUCACGCUUUGUCUGUUUCCCUAUUCAUAUAUACUUUAUUUGCAACCUCCAUUAACUGUGAUAUGAACAUCCCUACAAAUCCCUCUAACUUUUGUAAUUUUCUCUUGAUAUUGUUCUGGGCCUGGCUGACAAAUGCUGAGUUAAUCAUUCGGGCAAUAUGUGGUGGACCAGGGCUAAGCCAGAGAGGCAUUUGUAAAUGUCGGGAUUAACGGGUACCAGUCGAGUUAGUAUGGGUUCGAUAGGGUUGUUUAGUAACAGGUUCCAAUCUGGGAGUAGUAAGGUAGGUGAAAGGGGGUGAGUUAAUUUUACUGGUCAGCAUUAGGUGAUUGAAAAAUAAAUAUGUGUUUAAACCAAAAACCUGCCAGUAGGUGUCACGAGAGGGUAAGUAAUUGUAUCAAAAUAGUCUUUAUGGGUUUAACAAUAAAACUUGACUUUUAAUAUAUUUAACUUGGCUUUUAAUAUACCUAAAAUAAAACCUUACAACAAGAAAUAUUAAAAUAGGAUAAGCAGUCCUACUCCUGUCUGUUGUAUGCCAGUAUAGAGUUAAGGAUGAUUAAACGGUCAUGAAUAUUUUAAACAAUGUAAAUCAAUGUAACUCCCGAAGAUAGCCAGUAGGUGGCCCUAGAGUGCAUCCUAAAGUCUAAUGAAGCAGAUAGACUUUAAUUUUGUGAGACAGGUAUGUGGGUAGGCGGGGACAAUAGAGCAGGGGGAGUGCAAAUACCAGCUAUACCAGUUUUAGCUUGGGAGGAAGAGUAGGGGGUUGGGAAUCAGAUGCAAGGGGGGUGUCCAAAUUAGGUGGAAUUAAGGCCUUAGUGGACAAACAGGUUCUGGCUACCAUGGACUCCAUUGUUCCUCUUAGCACAGCUUGAUCCAUUUAGCAGUGUUUCAACAAUCUGUAUACAGAAACUACUCGUAUAGCCCCAGCAUAUUAUUUAUAACAAUGUAAACCUGCUGUAUUAAAUCUGGAUCAAGGAUCCACAGGAACACUGGUUACCAGAACAGGCCGUCCUCUGCUACACAGAGUAUUUUAAUCUUUUGGGGGACAGUGUUACACCAUAAUCACAAACAGCAUAUCCCUUAGAAUUUUUUUUUUUUUUUAAACAUACAAGACAAAGGACCGUUUGUCAAUCAGAAGCACCCAUGAUUUCAACAGAGUGUCUGAUUCAAAGCAAUACAAAUACACAAACCGUUUCAACAGUCACACCAGUUACCUUAGCAAUAGCACCACGCGGCACGGUUACUAGGCCCAAACAUACACGUACACACACGCACAGGAUCCUCUCACGCUCAACAAUAUCACAACGUCGCACACACAAAAUUAAAUCAAAAACCCACCAAAGAUUAUCAAUGUAACUUUUAUUCAAACCAUACCAUUAUCCACACUAUUAAUCCACAUAAACUAACUGAUCACAUAACAUUUCAACAAUUUCGUCUCUACAGUCAGUGGUUAUGGUAUGGUUAGUAACUAUUGCACAGUUAGAUAAUUAUGGUGUUAGAGUUACAAUACCAAUUAGUAAUAGUUAAGGUGUUACACAUACAAUGUCAAACAGUAAUUUUAGUGUUGUUAAUGGAAUGUCAGGUAUUAUGAAGUAGUUAUGGUAUUUUGAAGUUGUUCUGGUAGUUUGAAGUGGUUAUGGUAUGAUGUAGUUGUUAUGGUAUUAUGUAGUGGUUAUGGUAAUAUGAAGUAGUUAUGGUAUUAUGAAGUGGUUAUGGUAUUUUGAAGUAUUAUGGUGUUGUGCACAAUUUUACACUAUGCACACUUUUUACAAGUCUGCUAAACGGCAGAGCUCAAGCUUUCUAGCAGGACAUACAUUUCACCAAUUACAACGUAUUUUACAACUUUUACAGCAAACCCAACUAUUCUACCUGGCCAGCUCCUUGAAAGCUACUGAACGGAAUAUACACCAAAAUUCGGUUAGUUUACGCUGCCCAGGCACCAAGUUUGAGAUCUAGCAGAUCUAGUUCCUCUUUCAAUAAGCUAGUGACCACAUUUACACCAAAAAUCACUUAGUCUCCCCGGUAUCCUUGAUCUAAGGACCGAAUUUACAACAAGAUUCCACUUAGUCUGCCAGGAUACCGGUGUCUGGCUAAACAUAUAUAUACCCAAAUUCAGUCUGACUACAAUCCUCCUAUAUUAAACAGGCUGGCUACAGGGCGUUUAAUUUCAAAUAAGCAUUGCACUGAACUUGUGUUCAAAAGGUAUGAGCCCAGAGCAUAGUUUGCACAGGCUAUUUAUUAACAAUAACUCCUCCCAUUCAUAGCUCCACUCACACAUACCCUUAGACCAAUCAGUGAACAGGAUAUUCAGGAUUACCUAAUAUGGGCAGACCGUAUGACUCCUUUUAAGGACAAAGGAAUGUGACUACAGUUGAUGCACAUGCUCAGUACAUUAAUGACAGUAUCUUAGCUACAUGUAACUAACUAACAGAUACAGCAAACACCUGUACUUGUAUAUGCCACAUGGAGAUUUCAGGCCUACUAAAUUUUGAACCAUGUUGAAAUUCCAUCACAGGAAGAUUCUAUUAACUGUACUCUACAAUAUUAGUUUUGACUUUAAUCGUGGUACUUAAAGAAUUUAUCAAGUCACUAUUAUUAAAUAAGAAUGCACUAAUAUACGUAACUUGGGUUCCUGGAAAAAAGGUCAAAAGCAACUCUAAGCACCAUAACUAAUACAUAAAUUUAAGGAGGGACAAGGAGCUAGACUUUGGGUGCUGGGAGAGCCCUAGUUUUUGUAUAAACCAAUAGAACGCUUUUGAAAAAAGCAGAAUGAUGGCACCCAAGGAAUCUUGUACAGUGCUGAUUGUGUCCCUUUAACAAAUAAUUUUUAUCACCAAGAAAAAAGAAGAAAAAAGAAGAUCUUCUAUUAUUUAUUAGUAUUUCUAUAUUAUUGCUGCAAUAUCUGUGUCCUAUAUUAAAGUCUAUAAAAUGGAAAUAAAAAUCUUCACUAAAAGAGACCAGUAUCUUUUGGUAAAAUAUCUAAUGACCUUGAACCUUUAUUCCUAAUGAGCAUAUCUUUACUGAGACCUCUUUAUCAUUCAAAGAAAUCAUGAUAAAUAACACCAUGUACUAUAUUGUAAAUUAAAUAUUGUAAAUAUUGUAAAUUAAUAUUUAUACGGCUUUUAAAAUGGAUCUCAAUUUAUAUUUUUAGAGAGAAAUAUAUGGAAUACUUUGAAUCCCGAGACCUGAAGGCCUUUUCAGCAGAACCAUUGCUUGUAUACCCAACGCAUUAUACAGGCCAACCGGGGUAUUUUAGUGAUACUGAAACCUCCACUAUCUGGGACAAUGAUACCCUUAUUACAGAUUGGGACAGGAGAUACUCAGGAAAAACAAGACAGCAAGACCAGAUACACAGCGAUGCACAAAACACGGACGCAUUGCCGCCACAGACAACCCUCGACACAUCCUCUCGUGAUGAACUAUGAUUUAUGCUUAUGAAUUGUACAAAUUGUACUUAGAUUUUGUAUAGAAUUUUUUUUUUACUGUCAAGUUUCUAGUAUAAUAAAUGACAGACUUUUAUAGAAAUAAAAUCUGUGUAAAGAAAACACAAUAUGUUAAGUUUACAUCUUAAACAACCAAUGCCCAAAUGCCAUUUACCAUAUACAUACAUUGAGCGAAAGUUUCUGUAAAAUACUAUUUAUGUGUAUGUUAUCAAAAUAAUAUAUAUUUUUAUGAAGGCAAAUUUGUUGGGGCGUUUGGUAAUUAAAAGCAUUAAUAUGUGUUUUUCUUUUCUUUUCAAACUGGUGAAAUAAUAAUAAGGACUUGCGUACAAAAUUUUGUUCCUGUCUUGGCAAAUCUGUAUGCAGAUUUUAGUUAUUUAAAUGCAUAAUGUAUAGCUUUUUUACAUUCAUAAGUCAUUGAGAAAUGGAUUAUAAAAAAGAAAACAGAAUUCAUUAAAAUUAUUUUGGUUACUGAAAUCCUGAUAUGAGUUUGUUCAUGUUUAAUUCUAUUUUAGAACAUAAAUCUUGACAACAUUAACUGUUAACUAUGCAUUACCCAAUUAUUCACUAUCCAGUUUUCCUUUCCAGAAAUGAUUAUUUAUAAAGAUACAAGCCAUUUUAAAAGAAUGUUCUGUAGCAACAUUGCAUCAAUGCAAAGUUAUGGUGCAAGAAACAUAGAGUGUGACAGCAGAUAAGACCCCUUUGGCCUGUCUAGUCCGCCCAAUUUUCUAAAUACUUUUAUUAGUCCCUGGCCUUAUCUUGUAUCUAGGAUAGCUUUACUGUGUUAACCUCUACCACUUCAGCUGAUAUUAUUCAAACCUUUGCCCCUCUAAUUUAAGACUAUGUCCUCUUGUUGUGGUAUGUUUUCUUCUUGAAGAAGAGGUAACUGUCUCUAUGUCCAGAGUGGCUUAUAAGUGGCAAUAAUUUGUAAAGACUGCAUGAAAAAGACCAAAAAGUAUCAAAAAAGAAAGAAAACUACACUUUAAGGUACAUUCGUCGAUGCACAAACAGUAGAGCCUAGUAUCUAGAAAAGGAGUGGUAAUACAAACAUUUCAAAGAAAGCACAAGGGUGUAUUCACCUGCUAACACUGCUUAACAGUAAAGGUGUGUUCUUAAGGAAGGCUGUCCAUAGCUUGACAGUCUGUUAAAACAUAUCAUUUAUUUUAUUUUCAAAUUUGUUAAGAAAAUAUAUUUUGUGAUACAGCAUAAAGCAAGUCCUUCUUUUAUUACAGAUUUCAGUUUACAAUAUAGAGAAGUCUGUAAUAUUGUUAAGAAGUAUUUACCAGUCUUAGUCAUUGAUCAACGAAAGUAGCAUAUUGCUCGUUCUGGAACACCUACAGUAUAUGUACAGUAUCCAGACGAGCCUCUAUUAUGUUAUCUCCUUGUUUAAUUACUUUGAAUUUUGUUCAAAAACCCACUUGGCUUUGUAAUGUGGGGAUUUUCAAGUCUUGAGCCUUUAGGUGCAGAGCUUGCUCUGUGAUAAAACUUAAUACAUUUAACUGUUCAAUUACUAAUGAGAAUGAUCAAAUCAGGCAAUAUAUUAAUUGUAAAACUGCUUUUGCGGGCUGUUUAGUAACGUGUCAGACCUGUUCCAUAUAAUAUGUUGACGAUUGAAAAAUAGAGUAUGUGAACACAUAAAAGCCAUUGAACUAAAUGAUGUGAAUUAUCCUGUAGCACAUCACUUUCUCACAUUUAAUAAUUUGUGUUUUUCACAACGGUCAGUGCAGGAUAUUGAUAGGAUCAUCAAACCACAUAGGGCUACGGUCUGAGUUGGCCCAUUGUAAGAGCAAGUGGAUCUGUAAACAUCACGCUCGUAGACCAAAUUAUUUUAGAUUUUUACACCUCAACUAUGUACACAAGGAAUGAAUAAUGAAACACUAAAAGAUUGACCAAUUAAAUAAAUUGAUCGAAAAAAGAAACAAUAUCACUUAUAAAACAACAUCAAUAAGCUUAAUUUAUUAAAAUAUGAAUUAUGAUUUAAUUCAUUUCCAUAAAAUUUACACUACUGGUUUACUGGAUUAGUCCUAAAGGACAAAAAAAAAUGUUCUUUCAGUCUUCUAGACUUUGAUGUGUACAAUUGUCGUUUGUCUUGUAACAACUUCUAUCCUUUUUUGGAUUGCUAAAUUUAACUUACUGCUUAAUUGAUAUUUCACUUUCCUGUUACUAACUUUCAACUUAAUGUAUACAUUUCUCCAUGCAGGCAUUUUCUGACACUUGAUUUGUUUAUAUCAUAUAUAUCUAUGUAUUUUUAUUUCACAUUUUCACAGUAUUUUAGUUCUAUUUUUUAUUUUCUAUACUUUUUUUCACCAGGUUGAUAUGUUUAUGGCAGUUUUUUUCCUCUCCUCCUCAAAAAGCUCUCCAUUGCUUUAAGGGUUUAAAUUUCACAACAGCAUGUCAGCAUUUUGUACCUAAGAUUAAGUGCCACGUCGCACAAAAUGCGUUUAAUAAUUGCUAUGGGGAUAUUGCAUAUUUUUAUUUUCUCUUUUUUUUGUUAAAAGCUGCAAGAUUGUUGUGUUAUGAAAUAUCAUUUUUUUUUUUUACAAAUUUGAAAAUAAAUGCUAUGUUUUAAUGGAU